Messenger RNA from Podarcis lilfordi (Lilford's wall lizard), 97881 nucleotides. The record is from the annotation of a GenBank genome assembly. Lineage: Eukaryota; Metazoa; Chordata; Lepidosauria; Squamata; Lacertidae.
AUGGAAAAAUCAACAUUGAUCUACCAGUUUCAUUCUUCUGCUGAAUGUAAGGCACAACUCCUGUGCAACCCCCCUGGUCCCAGUUCUCAUAAAGUUCUUGUUCUCAUCCCACUUGUCUGUUACUCCAGCACCAGAAUGAUGAGAACAUUUCUUCACGAUCCCUCACCUUCCUCCAUCAUUGCAGAAUUUGGCGUUUUGUUAUUUAGAUCUGUAAGGCAAGACUAUAACAUCGAGGGAGCUUCCAGAUUAGGAAAAAUUCAGUUUGGUUCAUUUUUUAAUGCAGGCCUACCUAACUAUAUAAAUUCAAUAAUAAUGAUAAUGAUAAUAAUAAUAAUAAUAAUAAUAAUAAUAAUAAUAAUUAAAAAAAAAAAACAUAACAACUGGUGCUUCCCCAAACUCUACAGCAGGGUUUCUAAAACUUGGGUCUCCAGAUGUUUUUGGACUACAAUUCUGAUCAUCCCUGAUCACUGGUCCUGCUAGCUAGGGAGGGUGGGACUUGGGUCUUCAGCUGUUUUUGGACUACAAGUUUGGGAAACUCUGCUCCACAUGAAGCAAAAUGCAGUUAUCCUUCAAAAUUUGCACAUCUCUAAAUUUUGCAGAGCAGUUCUCCAACUCAAAAAUUGCAUAUAUUAGGGGAAUGUGUUCAUAAAAGUGCAUAUAUUGGUAAAAUGCAAAAAUAAUGCAUUAAAUUUGAGGAAGUUGCUUGCAAAAGUAUGUGCAUUAGGGGAAAUUGCACACCAAGAUCUUCAAGUUAGGAGAGGUAUAUACUAAAAUGUUAAGAAGAUCAAACCUAUCCAUUCUUAAGGAAAUCAGCCCUGAGGGCUCACUGGAAGGACAGAUCCUGAAGCUGAGACUCCAAUACUUUGGCCACCUCAUGAGAAAAGAAGACUCCCUGGAAAAGGCCCUGAUGUUGGGAAAGAUAGAGGGCACAAGGAGAAGGGGACGACAGACGACGAGAUGGUUGGACAGUGUUCUCGAAGCUACCAGCAUGAGUCUGUCCAAAAUGCGGGAGGCAGUGGAAGACAGGAGUGCCUGGCGUGCUCUGGUCCAUGGGGUCACGAAGAGUCGGACACGACUAAACAACAACAUACUAAAAUACUGAUGAAUUUUCGUGAUGACUUGUUGGGGGGGGCAGUGAGAUCACCAAUUGAUGCAGUAAUGUGGGAAAUUGAACAUAACACUUGAAAGCCAAAAUUGACAGCUUUUCCAUCCCCAUUUCAGAUGGGGGUAAGAUACUGUAAAGGAGUCCUUGAGGUCAUGCAAAUGGGUUUGUUGUUUUUGUUGUUUUUCAUAUCAGAUCUCCUUCAGUUGUUGGUACUCAGGGAGUUUAAAUGUAGUUGUGCUUUAUGCAGGUGUCGCAAGCCACAGAGAAAGUCAGCAGUGGUUAAAUCAUACUGAAGCAGUGCUUCAACUGUGCUUUAUUCAACCAAGUUUUACUCAACAGAGUUUGAGUGUACAGCUAAGCUCUUAAGUCCUGCUCAUUUCAAUAGGGUUUAAGUGUGCCUAACAUUCUCUGGACUGUACCCAAUGAAAAUAUUGCUGAAAAUACUUCCCUCCUGGAGUCCUAAAGGCUUUAAACAUUAUGGGCAAUGCUGUGGGUUGGAUUAGCUGGACCCCAUUCAGUAAAUUAUCCAUUGUUAUUAAGGCUGCCUUACAUAAAUAGCUCCUAAACAUAUUGUCCUGAGGUAGCUAUGCCAGUGAUAUUUUGACUUUGUUUGGGAAUCAUUUUUAGACUGCAACUAAUGCUCCAAAUGCCCUUGUCUGUCCUGUAGCAGGAGCGUGAGGCAGGUCAAGAUUCCGAAAACAAUUUUUCCCCCCAGUGUGAAAAGCAUGCACCAUUCCUACAAAUUCCAUGAAGCAAUUGAGGCAAGAGUUUUGUUAUUGUUUAAAAAGAGAUCUAUCUAUAAAUUAAGAGAAUGCUCAUUUUUGAUCAGCAAAUUCUGUGGCCAAACCCAAAGUGAGUGUGGAGCACCUUCCACCAACAGCAGCCAAGGUGGCUGGGUGGAGCUGCCUUCUUGGCGCCAGCGUUGCUGCAGUUGACCUGGUUGGGUCUGGGCAGGGUGAAGGCGAGAGCAGGGCUGUGCACACCGACCACUCUGGCAGCCCUGCUGGUGCAUCUGAUCAACCCCAAGCACACCACUGUCCUCUGUAUCACAAGUCAAUCCAAGUCAACUGCAGUGACGCUGGUGUCAUGAAUGUGGCUCUGCCCUAUUGAGAGCCAGUGUGGUGUAGUGGUUAAGAGCGGUAGUCUCGUAAUCUGGUGAACCGGGUUCGCAUCUCCGCUCCUCCACAUGCAGCUGCUGGGUGACCUUGGGCUAGUCACACUUCUCUGAAGUCUCUCAGCCCCACUCACCUCACAGAGUGUUUGUUGUGGACGAGGAAGGGAAAGGAGAAUGUUAGCCACUUUAAGACUCCUUUGGGUAGUGAUAAAGCGGGGUAUCAAAUCCAAACUCCUCCUCCUCCUCCUCCUCGUCCUUCUUCUUCUUCUUCUUCUGUUACUGUCUUCUCCAUCCUCAGAUUAUUGCUUCCUCACUUUCAGCAAAGACUCACUUUCAUAUCACUGGCACAUGCAGUGCUUUCCCCCUAAAAUAAUAAUAAAAAAAUGUUUAGGGGUACUCUCAUUUUCCUACUCAUAUUGAAAUACUGCCCUUCAAUGAGGCCAAACUUAGAUUCACAAAAUGUUUAGGGGUAUGUGUAGCCCUGCAUCCCCCCAGAAAAAACGGCACUGGGCACAUGUAUCCCUUUACCCAGGCCUUUUGGUUGAGUCAGUAUUUUCCCUCCUUCAGUACAGUGGUACCUCGGGUUACAGACGCGUCAGGUUACAGAGGCUUCAGGUUACAGAUUCCGCUAACCCAGAAAUAGUACCUCAGGUUAAGAACUUUGCUUCAGGAUGAGAACAGAAAUUGCACGGCGGCAGCGGGAGGCCCCAUUAACCUAAAGUGGUACCUCAGGUUAAGAACAGUUUCUGGUUAAGAACAGACCUCCAGAACGAAUUAAGUUCUUAACCCGAGGUACCACUGUACUGCUGUUCAUGUUAUGAUUUUGACAUCAUUUGGACUUGUUUUCAUGGUGGCAUUUUUGUAAUCUACCCUGGGACUGCUUGGUGAAGGGUGCAAGUGUAAAUGAUCCGUAAAUAAUCAAUUGGUUCAACUCAUUUGCAUGAGGCAGAGUAAGAAGUAAACAUUACCUGUAAGAAAGCAAAUAAGCACACCCCUGCAAUCGCCUCUCCCCUGUGAAAGAGCUCUGUGAUCAGCUGACAAGGAACAGAAGGUUAAAAAGCAAUUUAUCAUAGGUGUUAUUUCCUGAUAUGAUCAGUUGCACUUUCGCCUAGCUAAAAAAGAAUCGUGACAAUUGAAUUCGGGAAGGAAUGGCUUGACCUUUAAGAACUGAUUAUUGUUGUCAGCCUUAAAAAAUAUGAAAGCAAAGAAGGAAAUUUUAUUCUCAUUUUGCCUGCAUCUAACACUGUAACACAGUUACAUAGCAUAAUUUUCAUAAGGCCUACAGUUUGGUUUUGUGCUCAUAUUGUGGAACUGGCUGUCAUAUUAUCUGCUUGGUGGUUGCAUUUGGAAACCAAAAGUUGUUCUUUUUCUCUGGGUAUUUUUACAGACAUGGAAAAACAGAACAAGAAGCAACAGAAAGCAGGUAAAAUGGCUGAAAACAGAGGCUGCUUUCAAGCCAUGUGGAUAAGGGAUUUUUCUUCACAGCUCUCCACUCUGUUUUGGCUAAGCUGCUGCACCCAAAUGCUGCACUGAGACAAGUGCCACAGGGAUCCAUGAAGCCAGCCUUCAUAUGGAAACCAUUUUGUUUGGGCCUGUUUUGAGGAUCGAUGGAAGGAUCUCUCUUUUUUCAUUCUUUUCCAUUUCUCAUUUUUCCAGUCUUCAGUCCAGUUCUCCAUAUAUCUGCAACAAUUUUGACUCAUUGAUAUAGUUUCCUGAACAUAAUCCAAUUUUAAAAGUUAUUUUAACUAAAUAUUCAUUUUUCUGCAUACUUUCACGAGUAUAUGCAUUUUUGUAAAUGUUGGUUCACAAAGUUAAGUGCAAAUUUCAAAGGAUGGCUGUGUUUUGGUUCUCAUGUUGUUUCAUAAAGAGCAAAUUUGAUAUUAAAUGCAAACUGAAUAGAAUUUCUCCCCCUUUAUAGUUCUGAUUAUGGUUUAAAAUCUUUCCAUGGGAGGCGGCGGAGAAAUGUUGCAACUCACCCUCAAAGCCUCCAUAGCAGUCAAAUCAGAAUCAUCCCGAAAAGCUGGAAUUUAGAUGUAUUUCAGUAGAAAUAGAAAGAGACUUUCAUCACAUUCACUUUCCAGGGAGAUCAACAAAAUGGCAGAAUUAAAUUUCAGAAUAGAUUCACUAUAAAUUCACUGAAAUUCUUGUCUACCUCAAUGGAACAGAUAACCCAGGGGUAGGCAACCUAAGGCCCGUGGGCUGGAUGCGGCCCCAUCACCUUCUCAAUCAGCCCACGGACGGUCCGGGAAUCAGCGUGUUUUUACGUGAGAAGAAUGUGUGCUUUUCUUUAAAAUGCAUCUCUGGGUUAUUUGUGGGGCAUAGGAAUUCGUUCAUUUAUUUUUUAAAAAAUAUUGUCUGGCCCACCACAUGGUCUGAGGGACAGUGGACCAGCCCAUGGCUUUAAAAGGUUGCUGACCCCUGAGAUAACUGGUAAAAGGGGCAUGUAGAGAAAACAGCAUAAUAUUUAAGAACACAUUAACUUUUUGCCUUUCCUCCAUGAAACAUUACCACUCUUUUCCCCCAGUAUUUGCUGGCCUAAUAGAAUUUUAAUGCGGUGUACAUCGUCACAGUUUUAUGACAGAAGAUACCAGUUGAGGCAAUAAAUGGUAGAGCUGAAUUUCUUUGAAAAUUGAUUUGAAAAUGGUGUUUGAAUUUGAGUUUGAAAUAAUUUAAUUUGAAAAUGGAGCCUAACUUUCUUUAAGUGCCAAUAGGCAGCCAUUAUUAGUUGCACUUUUCAGAGGUACAAAAAGAUCAGGAGAAAGCAACCGGUCUAUUGGAGUUUUUUUAUUUUGAUGUUUUGGCAGUUCGUAUAAGAGAUGAUGAUUGGACUGUUAGACAUCAGAUUCUGUGUUGAAGGGCUAAUCGCCAAAUUUAGUCACUCUGGAAAGUGUUGUUAUUGGUCUUCUUAUUGAGGGUCUCCUGUUCAGCAGCCCCAACCAACACAGCCAAUGAUGUGAGUUGAUAGGAGUUGUAGAUAAAAAAAUAUAUAUCAAGGGAUCAAGGUUGGGCAAGGGUGCAUUAGCCCUUUUCAGGUGUUAUUUCACAGGGGCAAUAAAUAUGCACAGGCUCACUAAUGUGACCUUUGCGCAUUUAUUUUAAAAAUCUGUAGAUUGUUACAAGCAAAAAUGCUAGCAGCAUUAGGGUAAGGUAAAGGACCCCUGGAUGGUUAAGUCCAGUCAAAGGCGACUAUGGGGUUGCGGUGCUCAUCUCGCUUUGAGGCCAAGGGAGUUGGCAUUUGUCCACAGACAGCUUUCCGGGUCAUGUGACCAGCAUGACUAAACCACUUCUGGCACACCAGAACACUGUGACAGAAACCAGAGCGCAUGGAAAUGCUGUUUACCUUCCCCGCCACAGCGGUACCUAUUUAUCUACUUGCACAGGCGUGCUUUCGAACUGCUAGGUUGGCAGGCGCUGGGACAGAGCAACGGGAGCACGCCCCGUUGUGCGGAUUCAAACCACUGACCUUCAACAGUACAGUCAAACAUUGGUUCGCAAAUGUUUUGGUUCCCGAAUGCCGAAAACCCAAAGUAAAUGCUCCAGUUGUUGAAUGUUUUUCAGAACCCACUUGAGUGCAAGAAGUUCUUGCAACCAAUCGGGAGCUGAUCCUUGGUUGUCAAACGUUUUGGAAGUCGAACAGUCUUCUGGCGCAGAUUACGUUCAACAACCAAGUUUUGACUGUUUAUUAUAAUAUAUAAUAAUGGAAUAAGGGGAGAAAGUGAUAUCUAAAUGGAUAUAUAAGAAUAUGCAGGAAUGGUGAGGAAAUCAAAGGAACCAGGGAAAGGGAAGAAGGCAAAUCGCUGAAUGUUUUUAUUAAGAGAAAGAUAUUAAUAGUGGGAAUGUUUAUUUGAACACAAAUGUGAUUUUGGCAGUGGUAAUAUUGAAAUUUAUAAAUAUUUUUGUAAAAAAAUAUGUAGAUUGCUCCUGAAUAUAUGAUUGUAUGCACAAAGAGCUAUUUACACAUGAUCUAGAAGUGCCAUUCACAUGUACAGGGCCCUCUCUACGGUCAUUGCCUGCUGCCUUGCUUCCACACUCAAUUUAUUAACAGAAAAUGAGAGAACUAUUCUAGUCCAAGUGUAGAGAAUUCUGGGGUAGAUGGACACCCCUGACCUCUAAAUCUUGGCUUCGGUUUUCAGAAACAGCAAGAAGUGUCCUUAUUUUUCCAUUUUGUUUUCCAUUCAUCUGGACAACAUACAACCACUGAAUAUAUAUAACCCUGAAGGUAGUAAGCCAUUGCAAUAAUUCAUAGAAAGUAUCUGACAAUAGUAUUCUCUGAUGAUGUAUUUUUGUGACAGGCAGCAGAGAAAGCGAGAUAUAUGACUAAUAUGUUCUCCUAAUGGCUGCAAAGUUAGAUAAAGGAGCUCAGUUUUCAUGACAACAAUUUUCACUGUACAUAAGAUAACCUCGAACCUGGGUAACAAACAAACAAAAAAACCUGUCCUGUAUUAAAACAUUAUCAUCUGACGCUCUGUGAUUUCACAGGCUAUCUUCCUUCUUCCACGACAAUCAGCACUGUCAUACAAUGAAUUGUAAUAUACCAGGUAUUAGAAUAAACAUGUAUUAUAUUUUGCUUGAUAAAACAAAGACACUAACCAUUUGGGAUUCACUGGAAGCAGGAUGAAGAAAGUCAAAAUCCGGAAUCUAGCUUCCAUUUCAAAACAGCAUUGGGUUGCUCCCCAUUGCUAGUAAACAUGUAGACCUUAAUUUUCAUUGAUACCAUCGUACUUUGAAUGAAAAUAACUGUGAAUAAGAAUGAUUUAUAAAGCACCCGGCAGGGCUGAACCAAAGUAUCUCAAAAUAAUUUUUUAAGAAUAGAAAUUUUCUGAGAUUUUUCCUACUUCUCGCCACCACUCAUAGAAAAAGAAGGCAACUUUCCAGAACUUUCUGCAAAAAAAGCCCACCAUUUUUUUCAUGGCAGCUGCCACACCCUGCCCACAUACACAAUGCCCCUGAACGAUGCUAAGUCUGGGGCUUUGUCAAAGUGUAUAAAUGACUGUACACCGUCGAAAUAAUCCUAUGUAUCUGUAGUCAGAACUAUGUCCCACUGAGUUUAAUGGGGAUUGUUCUCAGGUAAGCACAUACAGGGUUGCAGCCUUUGUGUAUAAUUCUAUAGUUAAACUAUUAUUUGACCACAAUUACAUUUUGCAUAUACGUGGGUUUCUACUUUUGCUUUAUUGUUCUAUUUAACCAGUUUAGGGAUGCCAUCUUACAAUAAUUUCAAAGCAGUAUUUUGGAUUUAUGUGAUAAUGGCUUUCUCUCUGAAUUACAUUACUGAUGAAUUUUGGAUACAACUCUGUAACCUCAGUUUAAGAUAAUUUAUGAUAAGAGAUUUGUGAAUGGAAGCAACUUAUACUUCAUGUAUCAAAUUGCAGAUGUAGGUGCACAUCUGGAUGCACACUGCCAAUUGCUUUUCCAUACUUACCCAAGCCUCAUUUGAAUAGCUAUGUCUCGUAAGAUGCAAAGGAAUUUGCGAUGUGUCUGUAUCUGGGGCUGCCAGUGGUUAUUCACAACUAUUUCUCUGUGAUUAGACAGAGAUCUGUCCCAAUGCUUCUGACUUUAUCUUCACCAUAUUCAGCCUCUAUAUCCUACAAAAGCAAUACCUUGCCAGGUUUGCUUUUGCAGAGCUGCAAAACACUGGGAUAGGAGAGCACUGGUACAAUCAUUUUCUCUGAUUACAUGCUAGACCUGUCAAUGUCAAUGGAGCUCUUCCUCUUCCCCCUUUGCCCACCAUGGUGUUUGCUCUCCCUUCCCUCCUCAGUCCAUCUUGGUGCUAUGGUGGGAUCAAAGACAUUGCUUUUUCUUUCAGCAAAUGCUUGUCUGCAGCAUUAUUUUGAUGUCUGGAUUACCAUGCUACCAUGAAAGGGACUCUUUGACUUGUGCCGCCUUACAGAGAUCUCACAAGCCUAGCAUACAUCCAAGGCAUCCCAGUUCAGUUUAGGAUUUGGGAUUCACCCCUGCUUAUAACUGCUGUGUAUCUCCAUCACUUCUGGAACCUUCUAUUACUUGUCCUUUGUUGAAUGAAAGAAGGAAAACAUUUCUUAAAUGGCUCAGUUGGAGCUGUAUCCUUCUUGCAGUCAAUUUUUGUUAUGUGACUCUUGAAUUCUAGUUAGAGUCAACUUAAGUGAAUGUCUUUCAGAAAGUUGAGUAGAUAACAGAAGGUAACAUUUGUAUAGAGAUACAUCCCCAGGGAACUAUUCCAAAUGUUUCCUGUGGGCGUAUUGAAAGGAAUCUUAUGGGGUCUGGCAUCCAGAAGAAACUUCUAUUUUUAAUGUACUCUCUCUCUUUAAAACGAAGAAGAAAGGGACCAGCUUUUUUGUUGUUGCACUGUUGUCCUUUUCCUGCUCUGCAGGAUUCACAGUUAUUAAUUAAUACAGCAAUGUCGUUUAUAAGCCAGCACCCACACAAAUGACUGUGAAGCAUUUGGCACAGAAUUGAGGAGCAGUUGGCAACCCUAUUUUUGUCAAACAUAGCAAGCUCAAUCACCUUCUUUACUUUUUAGUGUAUGAAUUGAGCUGCAGGAUGGCUUCCGAUCACUGUUGCCAGGCCACCUGUCCCUUAUAGAAGAGCAUCAGUCAUUAUUUCCAAAAAUACCAAUGCAGCUUAGGUCAGAUACUUGGCUGGAAUGGUAGGAAAGCCUUAAAAAUUUACAAUCUCAUGGAGUCACACAACAGAAGCACGAGCUCUAUUAAUGAAUGUGGUUUGGCAGUCUAAAACCACACACAGGAAAUAAGGGUUCACAGCCAAAACCAGAAUGGUCCAGCUAAAUCUACAUUUCAUAGGCUUUUUGUAUACCUAAGACUAUUAAAUAAGUUCACUUGAGGUUCUGUUAUUGGAAAAGCAGAAUGAAUCCUGAUCACAAAGAUGGAUUUUAUUUGUUAUUUGUACUUGUGCCUGCCCUUUUUACUUCCAGCUUUCUGUUUUCAGCUUUUUGGCAGGAGUGCUGGUAGCAGAAAGUUCCAUUAGUUUUUCUGUUAAGUGACCCACACUAGACUUUGAGCUGUUGCAAAACGGUGGGCAGCUAUUCUGGGAUCAGAGAGCACAUAAUGGAAUUGAAGUCACAGGGCACAGGUGGAAGAGCUGAGGUCCUGCUGAAAUGAAGUGAAGCUCCUCAUAUAAUUUCUAGUUGUGGGAGUAGCUUGCCAUAAAUGUAACCAAAGCAGAUUGCAAGAGUAACAAGUAACUCACAUUGUUUUGGUUUAAAACAGCGACAUGGAUCACAUCAAAUUCAUGUGUGGGUGUGUGUCACAUUUUACAGUAGGGAAAGACACUUGUUUCCUGCAGUUCUACUUCACCUCUUGACAAUACCAUGCUAUGCAGCAAUGGGGCAUUACAGGUCAACAAGUUUUUGAAGUGUGCUUCUGUGCUUGUGACUGAAUGCAUGGUGGCUUGGGGUCAAGGCUACUACAGGCUGUGAGCAAAAGAAUGAAGUGCCAUUGUGGAAAGAAACAGAGCACAGUAUUCAAAACAGCUAGAAAAUUAUUCACUAAAUAUAGGAAGCUGAAAUGCUUGUUUCAAUGGCAAAGUGCUAUUGAAUACCUGUUGCUGGAAAUCACAGGAGGAGAGUAUGCUCUUGUGCUUGAUUCCUACUUGUGGGUUUGCCACAGGCAUCUGGUUGGCCACUGUGAAAACAGGAUGCUGAACUAGAUGGGCCUGAUCCAGCAGCCCUCUUCUUACGCUUUUAUGCUGGGUGGAACAGGGCAACCUUUCCAUACCCAUGUUUUGUUGUUGUUGUUGUUGUUUAGUCGUUUAGUCGUGUCUGACUCUUCGUGACCCCAUGGACCAGAGCACGCCAGGCACUCCUGUCUUCCACUGCCUCCGGCAGUUUGGUCAAACUAAUGCUGGUAGCUUCAAGAACACUGUCCAACCAUCUCACCCUGUCGUCCCCUUCUUCUUGUGCCCUCAAUCUUUCCCAACAUCAGGCUCCUUUCCAGGAAGUCUUCUCUUCUUAUGAGGUGGCCAAAGUACUGGAGCCUCAGCUUCAGGAUCUGUCCUUCCAGUGAGCACUCAGGGCUGAUUUCCUUAAGAAUGGAGAGGUUUGAUCUUCUUGCAGUCCAUAGGACUCUCAAGAGUCUCCUCCAGCACCAUCAAAAGCAUCAAUUCUUCGGCGAUCAGCCUUCUUUAUGGUCCAGCUCUCACUUCCAUACAUCACCACUGGGAAAACCAUAGCUUUUACUAUACUCAACUUUAAAAUGGUCUCCUCUAAGAAAAUGUUGAAAGUGGGAACUUUCAAUAGUGAAAUGGUCGUGGGUGGUACACUGCUGAACUAUAGGAGUGGUAAGAAAACUCCUUAAAGGAGGACAUUUGCCUACAGUAUUGGUGCAUGCCACCCCAAUGUCUGAGCGGUGCGAGAUUCUAGAGGUUUCAGACACUGACCCAGGGCUUGUGUUGUCUUCAGGAAUGAAGCACAGUGGAGACUGUGGUAUUUUUAGGACAUAUGGGUUUCUUUACACAUAUAUAGAACCUGCGCUUACGAUGGAGGGGUUCACAGCAUCAACACCACAAAAGGGUUUUGUUUCUCCCAUAGUCACAGCCUUGGAUUAAAAAAGAAUUCAAUUAUUGCUCUGGCGCUCUCUCUCUAGGUUGCUGCUUCACUUCUAGGUCACAUCACUGCUGUUCAACUCUAAACUCAAGCUUUGCUCUUCUAACUAUCUAUGAGGGAGUGCCUCCACCCAUUUGCCCUCUCACACAGAGCCCCCUUCCAUUAAUGGCUCAUUGCUCAGGCAAUAACCUCAACACAGGAAGCUAGCAUGGCUUAUAUUUUAACACUUGCUGGAUCCAGGCGUUAGAAGGGUCUCGCAUACAGCCUACUUCCUGCCCCCACAAUCUCAUAACACAAUAUAUAUAUUCUUAGUCACUUCUCACACAAAGGGUAACCAAAUGACUUAUGCUGAAAAAAUAUACAUAAAUACAUUAUAUCAAAGGAGGGGGAAAUAAUAUAAAACAUUAAUAUUUCAUACAACACAGUGGGGUGUGGGGGCGGUGAACCAGCCAUCCCAUAACAGUAAUAGAAAAUGUUGGCAGCACACAUAAACAAAACAAAGCUCUCCCUGACUAAACAGGAGAUAAAAAUACAAAACCAACACCAACACCACUCCUCCCUAUCCCAAAAAUAAUUCAUGUCAACCUGGUUUUGUUUUAAGUCUCCCCACCCAGAGGUCAUCAAGUUAAGCUGCUGCACAUCAAUGUGUGUUUGGGGUGUGUGGAUUGCCCAGAGGCUCUCCUUUCCCCACAUGGAAAGCAACAGCAAAAACAGAGUAGGGAGAUGGCAAAAGUUCACCUGCUCUGUAGUUGCCCCAGCUGCUGUUCCUCUCCUUCAACUGAUGGGGUUCAUGUACUUUUCCCUAAAGGAAAACAUUGAUUCCUAGUGGUAUUUCCCAUUUCAAUAAUUUGCCUCGAUCUGUGUUGUCACUGAAAUGCCCUUCAAGGGGGAUGCAUUGCAGGGAACUGUGAGAGGCGUGGUUUCAAGCCUUCUGUAUAGGAAAUUACUUUUCCAGCAACAAACCUUUCAUCAGGAUCGGCACAAUAUGAUGAUACCUCAUGGCAACCGAGACACAGAAAACCUUGGGGGCAACUUGACUGACAUGCACAGUCUGUUUUGACUUCACUGUGCCAAAGGAAAAUGAAACAAAUGACGUCUUAUCCUUCAAAGAGGAUAUACAACUCUGAAUAUGUAGAACUUGUAGCAGUUUAGGUUUUUUAAAAAAUCAGAGCUCUGAGUUCCUCUCAUUUCCUUGCUAUUUCCAAGGUACCGUAUAUUAAAAAUGGGCCUGUUGAGGCCUUAUUUAUAAAGCCAGAAUUCUGCCAGUCAGCUGUUUGCCAAUAAGAAGAAGCAGGAGUGCUAGAGUCUAAAUCCAGCCCAUGAGUUCAAACUUGAAUUCACUUCAGAGGAGAUGGCUGAUGCAAAAUGACAUUGCUGGGAAAGCUCAGUUGAUGGAGCAUGAGACUCUUAAUCUCAGGGUCAUGGAUCUGAGCCCCACAUUGGGCAAAAGAUUCCUGCAAAGCAGGAGGUUGGCUUAAAUGACCCUAGUGGUCCCUUCCAACUCUACAGUUCUAUGAUUCUAUGACCAUUUCUUCUGUCUUGAUAUAGAACUUAAUAAAAUAAUAAUCAAAUAGUAAGAAACCUGACAGGGAGGGCUGAAAGGCUGUUGGGCUUUUCCACACUUUUGCCUUCAUAAUUACCUCUUGCGUACAGAGAAAGCUUCCUAUUAACUGGGAUGCAUUUACUAAUGAGAAUUCAGCUGCCAGCCCAUAGCAAAUCUUUUCACUACUGGGGGAAAAUGUGUUCUUUUAACAGCUAAGGCAUUGAUUUUGUUUGUGUUUUCAUCCAUCACGAGGCUGUGGUAUGCCAAGAAUUCCACACUUCAUAUCAGCCCCAAAGAUACAAAUGGCAUGAUUUCCAUUUAUUUAUUUAUUUUAUUUCAUUUAGCUGCUUCUGUGAAAAUCAAGAUUACAGCCUCAAGUUCUUCUCUGUGUCCUCUCUCCCCCCCCCCCCGGAUCCCUUAUGCUUCAAUUAAGGCCAUUUGCUUCAUUAUAUAUCUCUGGCUGCAUGUGAGAAGUAGCUAGGAAUCUGGAGGGAAAGCAGCUCUUUGAAAUAAGAUGAUGUUGCUGGGGUGCUGUAAUCAGGGAAGGUCCAAAACGUUGACUCAGUGAAUCCAACGCAAGUGGGAAUAAGACAGAGCCCGUUUCAGUUACUGGAAAGGAUUAUAUUUAUUGGGUGUGGGGAGAUAUUCCUGGCUUUUAUUUUACAAAAUUGUUGUAUGAUUGGGGGUAUGAAUAGAAGAGGGUUUGUGGACACCACUUUAAUAGUUCUAGCAAUGCUGCCAACUCCUUCCCUUUUCUUGGCCUAUUGAUCUCAACAGCUAGUCUUGGAAUGGCUAGAAAAUACCUGAAAAGUGCAUUUCCUCUGCUAAAGAUCAUAUUGUCUAGAUGAAGACCAGCUACAGUUUGAGUGAGACAGAGAGAGACACACUGAAGCAAGCUGGGGGUCAUGUAAGCAUCUCCUUAGAGAUCUGAUGUAGAAGCAGUGGAUUUUGGCUGCCUCUUGGAAGGUUUAAGCUUUGCACCCAUCUAUGCUCAACUUGUAUAUCUGUAAAUAAAAAGAAGUAUAAGAAAGUGCCGCUAUGCCUCCCUUGACCCAAACCUGGUUAAGCACUGCACUGACUGGGAAAAGUGGAGUGUGUACAAUUUCUACUAAGGGUGAAAAGUGUGGGGUGCGUUUUAAUAGGUAGGUGAGGAUAUAUUAAUUGCAGUUAAUCCACCCAGGGCCCCAUGUGUGGGGGUUGAACAGAGUUUCAAAAUCCAAACAUUGGCAGCAAAAUUAAAAACAUCCGAAUUAGGUGCACGGUUAAAGCGGGAUACCUGGGAUUGGGAUUGGUCGUUUUGCAUGUCUGGAAUGUGUUCUUGAGUCCAGUAACAUUGUUUGUGUGUCUGGAUGGAAAACAGGGAGGGUUGUGUGAGUGUGUGUAGAAGCUAGUGUGCUGAUACAACUGUAAAAAUAUGUAUUUGUUGCAAGGCCCACUUUUGCCCCUGGCCUUGCCCACCGCUAACCAGAAGGUUCUCCAAAACUGAAGAUGACCCUCAUGCCUGAUUUAGAGGCUUUCCUCUGUAUUUGCCUUCUAUCUUGCUAGUGUCACUGACUUCAUUCCUGUGGAUAUAAAAGUUGCAUGAGAACAUAACUGUAUCAGGUGGAGCUUCUCCACCACCUAUACCUUCACCAGGAAAGGCAUCACCUAAAUAAUGCCUGUGUGCCGGGCACACCUGUGAAAGUUGCAGGAGCAUGGGGGUGGCGAGGUCUCCUCCCUUGUGGUCUAUCAUUGUGGCUCUCAGGACGUGAAAGGAGUUUCUUUCUACUGCUUUUAUGACAGUUUGUUUGUGUCCAUGUCUGGAGUUCUACAGAGUUUUCUAGAAAAUGAUAUAAUCCAAUUUUCUCCCAGCAACAUUACACUGAGAAUUGCAGGUGCAUUUGCAAAACUAAUUUCUUCCUUUAUAAUACAAAUUGGCUUUCCAUAACUUGUCAAGCAUGAAUACUAACUGAGACUACAGACAGGCCAUCUGCUGCGUGUCUCCUCAGAAGUUCCACCGAGUUCAGUGGAGCUUACUCCUUGGUCAGUGUGUACAUAUGAAUAGAUGGCAAUCAUUUACUACUUGCACCAGACAUAUUACUUGGGGAGUAAGCUCAAUUGAACAUCAGGACUUACUUCUAGGUAGACAUGCAUAAGAUUGCACUAUACAAAGUAAACACAUCCCAGUUUAAUGGUAUUCUCUGUGAAUUCUAUAUUUGAAACACUAUUCAUUCUGUAAUAUAUGUCUUUUGAUGCUGCAUUGUGAAUACUGGAAUGCCCAUAUUUUUCCUGGAAGAGCUGUAGAUUUUGCAAUGCAAAUAUGAGAAGAGGAAAUAAUUUUAAGGACCAGCAGAAUCUUUAAAAAAUAUCUUGAGGUGCUAGAUAAAAUGCAGUAAUCAAAGAAUGGGGAGAACCCUUGACUAUUGAUCCCACUUCUAUGUGUUUGUAAGCAGGUCCUGCUGCAUUUGAAAUACAGUGGUGCCUCGCAAGAUGAAAUUAAUUCGUUCUGUGAGCUUUUUCGUCUUGCGAAUUUUUCGUCUUGCAAAGCACGGUUUUAACGGUAUUAACGGUUUUAAGAAAAAGGAAACAAACUCGCAAGACGUUUUCAUCUUGUGAAGCAAGCCCAUAGGGAAAUUCAUCUUGCGAAGCAACUCAAAAACGGAAAACCCUUUCGUCUAGCGGGUUUUCCGUCUUGCGAGGCAUUCGAGGCACUGUAUGCUUUACUCUUUUCUGUUUUUGCAUUUGAGUCAAAGGUAGCAUGGUUAUUUCCAUCACUGGGAUGAUUUCACAGUUUUGUAUAGAAAAAUGUUUUGUGGGGGAAAGGUGCAUCUCCAUGCUGGUGCAGCUCCAGACAUUUCCCUGCCUCGCUCGGAUGGCUUCCUUAGGAGGAAGGAUGACUCAUCACAUUUUGAGAGGGAGGCUGUUUGCCCAUUGAAAUUAGUGCAGCAGCUGUUGGAAGGGAUUUGAAAUAUUGUCCUCAGGUGAUUUUUUAAAAAAGAAAGAAAGAAAAACCUCCUUACACUGCAGGGCCAAGAAAUGCAGUAAUCCUUGAGAAGUAGCAUACAUCUGUGCAAAGACUGGCAAGUAAAUGCCAUUUUAGUUGUGCUAUGGGUAAAAUCCAGACACAGAAACACUUCGGGAAGCAGAGCUAGAUGGUGGGAUGACAGAGUGAUAUGAUGGCAGCCAUGCUGUGGACGGCUGGAGAAAAAGGAAGAAAAUGUAAUGUUCAUUCUCUCUCUCUCUCUCUCUCUCUCUCUCACACACACACACACACACACACACACGGAGAAAGAGAAUUUGGAAUAAUGCAGAGAGAUAAAAAAUCCUGCAGUUGACUACCAAAAGUUAGAUCACAAAACUAGAAAGUGGAAUUAGAGCUGGGAGUGAAAGGUUUUUGCAUGGGAUCCAUGUUGCUGAAUUUAUAUAGACUUGAAUGUAUGGAACAUGGUGUCAGGAAACUGACAUCGGAGCCAGAGGCGGAGGCAAGGCUCUCAAGCGAUGCUGGAGAGGGGCCCAGCAGGGAGAGAGGCAGCUCAUCAGCUGGGGAAGGAAAUCAGCGUAACACCAGGGAUAAAGGGGGGCAGAUGGGGGAAUCGGCGAGGGGGCUCCAGGACUCCUCGCCGGAGACCAGCGGGGAGAGCACGGGUCCUCCGCUAUCCACACCCUCCCUGCGCAGAAGACUUCCGCGCAGGGAGAGUAGGAGGAGACUUGGGGUCAAACAGCUUUUAUGCUGGAAAAGGUUUAAGAAACACCCACUGACGGAUUCUGCUAGCGACUGAGGCAGCCACGAAGUGAAGGGCUGUCCAGACAGAAAAGGUUUAACAAGGCAACCUAGCCAGGAGUGGUGGCAACUUACGCACGAGCAACCCCUAUAUUUAUGACACGUGGGAAGCUGUUUUAUAUCAGGUCAAACCACUGGCCCAUCUUUAAUCUCAGUAUAUUCCCAACCUGGUGCUUUCUAGAUGCUAUUGAUCAUUCUUGACCAUUUGCCAUACUGGCUGUGGCUGGUGGACGUAACAAUCCGGAAUCAUUUGGAGGCCACAGGGUUGUGUCAACACUGUCUGGCAGUGGCUUUUGAGGGUUUCAGAGAGGAGUCCUUCCCACCCCUACCUGGUGAAUGGUACAGACUGCACCUGGGACCUCCUGCAUGUAGAGAAUUGCUUUAUCUUGUGCAUGGGACAAGAGUGCUAAUGGUCAAAAUUAUCUUGAGGCUUCCCCAUCAAAGUGUAUUCCACACUUUGCCUAACACAAUUGGCUGCUAUACAUCAUGGCAUAUAAUUCACAGAAGUUCAAAGGGCCUAUGGAUCUCAGUAGGGAAAGUUUACAAUCCCAUUGCAACCUGCUAAAGAUGGGGAAGAUAUUGAAAACGGUAGGUGAUAGAUGGAAAGAGAAAUGUUUAGGUUUGGUUGACACUGCAAAAUUCAGCUCCCCUAUAAAUAUUAGAUAAUUGGAUUUCUGGGCAAGGAAAAUGUGUAGAUCUAUGGUACUUUGAUACACAAAGUAUAUAUGCUAUGACAUUUGAUACAGUACGUCUUAAAAUAAUAUGCAGAUUGGAAAAUUGUAUUUUAUAAGAUGUUCAAGACUGGCUAGAUAGAAGAUAUUUUGCUAAAAGGCAAGUCUUUCAGCCUUUGCCAAUGUUGCAAAGGAAAUACUGGCAUUUCCCCUAAUAUAGUACAUUUUAGCCUGCUAUUUUCAGUAAUAUGUGUGUUUAUAUGCACUUUACACUAGUUGGCUGGAGAGCUGCAUUGCAAAAUUCAAAAAUGUGCAAAUUUUGAAGGAUGGCUUUGAAGGAUGUUUCCAAAAACAUGAAUUGAAUACAUGCACCUUUAAAUGCAAUCUGAGUCAUAUUUCCCCCACUCCUAGGACCUGCAAAUCAUAAAUGCAGAGUGGGGGAAAGGUGUAUAGGAAGCAAAGGAACCGAACAUGGUUGACACACAGGAACUGAACAUGGUUAAUGCACCAAAUUUUUAACAAAAUUCAGAAAUAAAAAUGCAACAGUGGAGACUCCCUAAUGCUUGAGAUCGACUUUGGACACAAACUAGAUAAUUAGGAUUUUUUAAAUCUGUAGAUAAAUUCUGAUGGCUACGUUUGGAAAGAAGUAACCAGAAAAGUCCUUCAUGGUCCAAUUCAUUCAAUAUUUUCCCUAGUAACCAAGAGAUAAGGGUGUUGGGAGUGUGUUGAUAAAUUGUGCAAAUGAAACUGACCUAAUAGGUGUUACUAAUAUAUCAGAAAUUUAUGCAUCAAAAAAUGUGUGACCUCUGGAGGUCUACAUCUAACAGAUGUAGAUAAUAUUGAAGUGGAGCAUCAAGUUAUACAUUCUGGGAUAAAAUAAGUUCAGGAAGCUGAAUUUGACUAUUGGCUCAUUUAGAUUUGCAAAAUGUGCACCAGCAUUUGUUUCAUCCCUAAAUAUUUUGUACCCUCUUUCUAUAAUACAUUGAGUUCUCAGUGUUCUUUAUUCACUGGGAGAAUUAAAAUCAUUGCUGAGAACCACAGAGAUGACAGAAGGUUAUCUCACCGCAACCUCUGCGUCUGCCAGCACAGAAUAUCAACAGUGCUGCCAGCUUGAGGGAUUUUGUGUCUUGCACUUUUUCAAGCAUCCUGCUGUAGCUGUCUUCUUCCUGGGCUGCUCACUAUCAAGUGCAUCAACUGAGAAGGUACUUGCUAUUAGCACAGCAGAUGUCACAAUGACUGACAGGCAGGCUUACCUCUCCACAGGGAAUAAGGAGGAGCUCGCCCAUCUUUUAUUGUGAUUUUUGCAAAAGUUAAGUUUGCAGCCAGCAUCCCAGGCUAAACAGGGGGAAUUAAAUCAAGGCAGGGUGGAAAGUGGAAUUAUAUCAUCCACUUAAAUUUUGAUAGCUUUCUAUCUUUAGGGUAGCAGCCAGCUUUAUGUAUUGUUUCACAAGCCUUUCAGGAGCCGGUUUGUAAUGUCUUUUGAGAGCAUCUUCUCACUCAUAACCGCAACAAAGCUUUUCUUGUAACACAAAGCCCAGGCCUCUGUUACCAAUGCAUUAAUAUGUCCCUAAUAACAUUUACCCUUCUCCUCUAUCUUUCCAACAGUACUCUCAGAUUUGAAAUGGAAUCCAUGCAAUACAUUUUAAGCCACCUUCAAAGUCAAAACAGGAUAUCUGUUGUGGUAUGUCAAAGCAUGAAGGAAGACAGACACUCGAAAAUUAUAGCUAAGGACUGCACUCCAUGUUAUGAAUUCCGAGCAUAGGACUAUUUCCACAAAUUAUCCCGGUGUCCAAAAAUAUACAGUGAAAGUAUUAAUUGUAUGUGAUUAGCUCUGAGACAGACCUGGAUGCUGAUAAGAUUCUGUCAGGGAUUUAAGCUCCAAUAUAAUCAGAUCUGGAAGCUCCCUUUCAGUUCUCAGUUUUACUAUCCAAUUGUUUUUGGUCAGAAAUUUCUCAGACUCAAGGCUUCAAGUGGUAAAGGCGAAGAGGCACCCAGGAGGUUUCCUUUUACAUAAUGCAUCAGAAAAAUGCAUUAUGCAAAAAGUAAGAAAAUGACUGUUAUCAUACAUGAAUGUGACAAAUGCUAUCUCAGUUUUGAUCCAAUAUUAACAAUGUCCACAACUGAGCCCAGAGGACUUAUAUACAAAUCUACUGCAGACAUAAGGGACCUGUUGCCGGUAGCAGCCGGCAGAGUGGCGAGGGUGGAGCUGCUCAGCUGAUGUGUUUUGCCCAAGCUGUUAGUCACUGCCAGUUACCGAGGGAGAAUGUAAGGCUUUUAAAUGUACUACUUCUGAAUAGUAUUAUGAGCUGAAAGGUUCAGGUUUUCUUAUUACUAUAAGGUUGCUUGAAAAGUUUUACAUUUAAAUAGAAUUGCUGAUGGAUUUAACUGAACUGAACUGAACGGGAAGGAGAAGAAAUAGAAAAGUUUUCUGAAAGGCAGACACUGUGGAUCAGUUGCCGGGAUGAGGGCAUAAGCAAAAUUACUGAUAUCUGAUCAGCAUCACAGAGCUGAUAUCUAUAGCAUCACUAAUGCUCAGGUAAAAAGGUAAAGGCAAGUGGGAAAUUGGGUACCUGACAGGACAUGACUCAAGGUUGCAGUUUUAGAUAGGACAUGGAGACAGGAUGUGGGUCUGUCAUAUUAAGACAUGAAAAGGGAGAAGCCGGCUAGUUUUGGACCAUCAGCAGAAUUGGGGGUGGGGAACGGGCUAAGGUGUGAUCAUGAAAUGAGGGCUGGGAAGAUGGUAGUUCUAUGCUGGUACUAAUUUUAAAGCAGGGUGAGGCAGUUUCACCCUCUACCACCCACCCAAUGUAUUUUUUGAGGUGGCUGGCCCCCUCAAUGUUUAAGAGGACAUUCUGCUCUGCGACUGGCUACUCGUAAUGUCACGCACGUGUGAUGUCAGGACGUUGUGUUAGCCCCUUCAGUUACCUUGAGAAAAUGGUGCUUCUGCUCAGGAUCUUUGGGACUGUCCAUUCAGAGAGCAAAAUGUCACUGUGAAAACUGGCCCAAAGAUGUUUCAUUUUAAAAAGCAAAUUAUGCAACCAAUGCAUGUUGUCUAUUUCUGUUUUCAAACGGUGAUGCCUGUUUUUGAAAAAAGCUGUUCAGAAUCGAAUCAUUUUGUCCUGAGAAACUCAUAGUUACUGCAUCUUAGUUUAGAGCAUAUGAUCACAAAUGUUGCAGCACCAGCAACCUUUCAUCUACCUAUGCAAAUUCAUUGGACAUGAAUAUUUUUAACAUUCCAAAGGUUAUUGCAGUGAGAAGAUUCCCAAAAAUACUGCUGAUUGGGGUGAAAAGGGAUCAGGCCUGGUAUCCUUCAGUUUGCACUAUAAAAAUACAUCUAGGAUAUCUACUACUUUAGGGAGUCUUAUCCAUAGUGAUUUAAUAUCCCUGCCCCCCUAUCACCAUCCAUUUUAUGGUUCAUCCAUGAGCAAGUGUACCAAGUCUAAACACUUUUCAGUUAUCUAUAUUUCAGAUCAGCAGUAAGCUCCCUGCUCUUAGUUGGCCCACAGAGCCAUUUAGGAUACAAAGCUGGUAAUAAAUUCUUGAAUUCUAUGUCACCCUUUCCACUAGUUAUUGUAGUUGCAAGGGGACAAGUGCAUGCCGCUAUAAUCAAGCAGAGUUGAUAUUUCUUCAGUACAGAGCCGAAUUGAAUUUAUAACCAAGAGUUGUUAUCCAUCAAAAAUGAUUCAUAUGAAUAGCUUGAAUCCAGAAAAGGUCCUCGUUUAUUUUGAUAUUCACACACAAGCAUGUGUUCUUUUAUGAGUUUUUUCCUGUAAGCAAAUCUCUUUAAUGUUUUGUUUAUAGUGUGUCAAAGAGAGUGAUGGAGAUAUUUGCCAUUUGUCCAGCAAAACAUGCCGCACAGAAUAUACGAGCAGAUCAUUUGAGUAAACUGAUUAGUCAUUCAACAGUGUUAUGAGUUUUUGGGUCUUAUGAGAAUUUUUUUCUCCUGAUGUUGAUUACUCCUGAAUUUUUCCUGAAUUGGGAAAAAUUUGAAAGGCUAUGACUAGGUCACGAAUUUUUGCAAAUGAGUAAAAAUAAACAAACUGAAGACGUCCCCUUUUCUUCAGGUUUUGGAGACUGAUAAGCUGAGAGCUGUGGGUCUGCUGCUGGUGAGUUCUAUUGGUUUCUUUUUUUAAACGUGGUCAUUGGUAAUGUUUUUAUGAUAUUUAAUGCUUUUUGCUUAUAUGUUGUAUUUUAUCUUGAAUAUUGCAUACCUCCCUAGGAACCCUUGGGUUAAAGAGUGCUUCAGAAAUGAAUGAAUAAAUAAUAAAGGCAAUGACUUACAGAAACGGGUGGCAAUGUAACAAUGAUUGGUGAAGUCAUUGUGGUCCAGCUUGUAGCAGCACUACAAGGAUUUUGUGUAAAAAGACUUCCCAAACAGGACUAUCGGUUAAGGGGAGGGCAAUGUGGAGCACACACCAUACACUGGAUAAGAGUUACUUUACUUUCUGGAGACCAUAUUGUGCAACUUUCAUUUCACAUUUGAAUCAUGGCAGUGUACAGCUGCUGAAAAAUGUUCAUUGCCUAAGCUGUCAUGAAAAACACUGUAGUGUCAUCAGUGCAAUGUUUAAAAGAAUGUGUUAGUGCCAACUGAUGUCAGCUCUUGCAGGUUAUGACAUUUUUAUGGGUACCUGAGUGGGAGGAAUGAAUUCUAUUGCAAAAAUGAAAAUACUAGCAGUAUCAGGAACAAACUAAAGAGGUAUUUACUAUACUAAAGAAAGCACAGCAGUGAUGCUACUGCCAGGGGAGGUGGAGGGUUCCAGGGAGAUCAAAGACCCAUCAUGAUUUCUGCAGCAGGGUCUGUUUCUUCAGCUGCCCAAGAAUUAUCCCCACCCUUUGUAUGGAUAAGAAACCAGGAAAAAAAUGUAGAGUGACACAAGCAUUAACUAUGGCCUCAGAAACAGCUUCAGCAUGACCUAGGAAGUCAAGAGAGAGACUUCAGGGUCAUUUUGAAUACAUUUUGGGCUGAGCGGGGGAUUUGAAUCUGGAUCCAUUCAGCGUUACUCUGACAUGCUAAUCACUACAAUAGGCCUUUGUAGAUGACUCCUUUCCUGUAUAGUUCCAUUUUAGUAUACUAUGAGAGACCAGUUACUAAAAAAAAACAUAAAAAUGGCAGAAUGCCAGUGCUAUAUUGUAAAGGUUAAUGGGCAAUUAGCCUUUACAAUUAGCCAAGUUACAUGGACCCAGAGCUAUGGAUCAUUAUGGCCCAUUUAACGAAAAAAAGCUCUUCUUCCAAUCAUUGCUUAAAAACUACACAAGAUGGAAAAGAUAAUGGGAUUCGUGCCAGUUCAGCAUGACCAGUGGCAAAUUCAGGGGUAAGAAAACCCUAUUCUACAAUAACAGUCACACAAUAUCCCAGCUCCUUAACUAGGAAUCCAAUUAAGCAGAUUACAAAGGGGAGGAAAUUAUAAUUAUCAGUUCAAGUAAAAUGAUCACCAUUAGGAUUUAAUAUUCUCAUUUUGUAAAAAUUUGCUGGUUUGCAAAGAAAUUAAAGCUCAAGUUAAGCAAUUAAAGCCCAUGUUCUCCAGAGAUUGAUUCUCUGAAAGUACUGGUACAUCUAAUGCCCCAUCUCAUGUAGUUUUAGAUUAUUGCCACUUUUAAGAAAUGUAUUGCUGUUUUGGAAGUUCCAUUAAUAUGCUUUCAGUGGGAGAGUUACAACCCAACACACUGUCGAGCUAAGCAUGUUUUAGGCCAUUGAAAUCAAUGAGGCAUGCCUAGCACUGCAUUAGGAUUAGGCAGCAAAGCACCUAUCUAAAUCUCUCCUGUUGAAAUAGAUGUGUCCUGAACGUGCUUAACUGGCUGAAGGAGUUGUAGUUCAGUGCUCUAGCACACGCUUUGCAUACUAGAGGCCCUCAUGUUAAUACCUGGUAUCCCUGGACAGGGUUGGAAGAGGCUUCUAUCUCAGCAGUGCUUGCCUGUCUAUGUAAACAACACAGAGCUAGAUGUAUCAUUGGUUUGACUUGACAUCAAGUAGCUUCCUAAUCGUGAUACACAUUUUUGUAGCAAAUUGUAUUUAAAUGGUACUCAAAAUAGAGGAAGUGUGGGCAGUUUUCAUGUACUACGGUUGGAUCAGAGGGCAAAGGGGUCAGAAAUAACAUUAGUGGCAUUUUCUGUCUUUAGCAGUAAAGCCAGGGGUACCAUCACCAAGUAAUAUAUUGCACCCCUUCAGGCAGAGGGCUCUUCAUGCUGUCUCAUUUUUACUUUUCCAUUUUUGGUGCAUCUGGAAUUGCAACAAAGUUACCGCACUAGUGCAAUUCUUUAUUAAAUCAUUUCCAGAAGUUGUGCUCACUUACCAACAUGAGAUAGUAAAGAAGCUUAUGCAGAGUGACUUUCCCUUUGGGUGUACAUUCUCUGUGCUAAAAUAAAUAAAUUGAUUUUGUUUGUUUUUUGCCUGAUCUGAAAUGGAAAUUCCUUCUGUGUUUGCAACGAGAGGACUUGAACACACAAACACACACUUCUAUAUUUUGGGACCAAUCAGAUUAGCAUUGGUGGAAUGAGGAAGUAAUUAAUCAGGUAGAAAGAAUCAGGCAGAAGGAACUUUUUUAUAGGGAAUAGUGAUGAGAAAUUCCACAUCUGUGGACUUUCUGGUACUGUUCAAUUACUUUGUUAAAACUAGAAUUUUCUACAGUAGUGGAGAGUGUGGGAUAAUCGCUAGGAAUGGCAAAACACAGGCUGAUUACACAAGGGUAGUGGCAAAACUGUCUGGACCCACAUAAAAUGUGAAUGAAUGAGGCACAGCUCAUCAGGAAGAGUCCACAGUCUUCCACAUGAGGAAAGAGUAAAAAAUUACAGUACUUCUUUUUUAACUCUAGGAAUAUAUAACAUUUUGAUGGUUACCUUUGAAAAUUCCUUAUGUGUUUGGAUUUUUAAAAAUGUCAUUCAUUUGAAAUUGCGCAUUACUGUAUUUUGAUUAUGCGACUGAAUUUUCCUUAUUGUAAACUGCUAUGAGAUCUGUGGGUUAUAAGCGGUCUAUAAAUGGGCUGAAUAAAUUAGUGUGGAAGCUGUUUGUUUCUUAUGCAAUAGACAUAUUCAGUGACUACCCAGUGUUUUACAUGAGGUUAAAUUGAUGUGAUGCCUAUCAAGUGUUGCUCCUUUUUAUUAAGGAUGGAGGAGAGUUUCACUUGGUUGUCCGUUUUACGUGAACUGACUUAAUCUGCACCUCCAGGACUAAUACAUGGAUCAGAACUGCAUUAUCUCUUAUUUAGCACUUCCCCAAAUUUUGUGAGACAAACACAAAAACAAUCAUGGAUGUGGAGGGGGGGAAAUGCAUUUUAGGGGGAAAAUAUGUUUAGAAAUGCAUAUAUUGAGGGUUUUUUCCCUUCAAAAAUGCUGCCAAUUAAUGGGAAGACAGGACAGAACAGACAUCUGAAUGAAUAGUUUGUGAAACUGACAUGGAGCAAAAAUAGACUGGUCUGUCCAUCCCUGCUUAAUAAAUUCAACAAAUUUGCUUACAUCUACUGGGAACAACAGCAAAGCGGCCCUUACAAAACCAAAUCCAACUGGAAUCAGUAACAUCUUCAUUGCCUCUUUUUUCUGCUGGUGGUUUGUACAAUGGUCAAUGUGUGGUUUCUUAUGAAUAUAUUUGCUGCCUAUCUAUGCAGCAGUAACCCCUAAUAAUGAUAGUAAUAAUAAUUUUAUUAUUUAUAUCCCGCCCUUCUAGCUGGGUUGCCCCAGCCAAUCUCGGCAGCUUCCAACGCAUAAUAAGAACAUAAUAAAACGUCAAACACUAAAAACUUCCCAAUACAAGGCUGCCCUCAGAUGUCUUCUAAAAGUUGUGUAGUUCUUUAUCUCAUUGACAUCUGAUGGGAGGAUGUUCCACAGGGAAUUCAGAGGAACUUACCUGUGAAUAUAUAUUGAAAUGCAGUCAAAGCUGUGCACAUUCCCCCCCCCCCCUCAUUUUUUAAACAACACAAAACUAGGUAUUUGUAUCUUUUUUUUCCCAUGGAGGAAAAACAGCUGGGGGCAAUUUUAUGCAGAAAGCCAGUAAAGGGGGAAAGGUUUGAAACCCCACUCCUUUUUUCUUUUUCCCAAGUCUUCUGAGGCAGAUUGCAACUGCCUCUUGUAAAGGGGUGUUAGUGACCUGAGGAAACCAGAGUUCUAUCUAGCUCAGUGUUUAUUUUAAUUUGGCCCUCAGAUAAACAUUCCCUGUUGUGGUUAGUAAGGCAAAAAUAUUUCACCUUCUUGUGCCAAUGGUACAUAAAAGUGCCACUUAUAUCUCUAUUCCAGACAAUUUCAAGCGUGUGUUCUGCAGUACCAGCAGCUUGCAAAGUGCGGCCCAACCUGACCAGAUUUAAAGCUGCCAUAAGUCAUUUUAUCAGCAUUGUAUAAAGUUGGAGUGCAUAAUAAACACUGCUUAGGCAAGACAUUUAUAAAGAUGACUUAAAUGCAAUCCCUUUUGUGUUUCUACACAUAGGCCUUCCAAUAAGAUUUGUUACGAUUAUGCGGAGCCGCUUAAAUUGAGACAAAACUAACUUUGAGCAACGUAAUUCAAAAAUGUCCAUUUUUUAUAAAAACAACAACAGAAAUCUAUACCACACCUUAAAAUAUCUCUGAAUAUGUUCAAGGCGUCAACACCAAAUACUUUCAAUGCCCAUCCAGCACUGCAUAAGGACAGCAAUUGUUUUUCUUCCCACUUAGGAUCCUUCAACAUGAUUAAAGAAGCCACCUCUAUACAUUCACUGCUCUUGCAUAAUUGCCUUUUCAAUGUCAAUAGGGUAAAGAACAGAUGGAAUGAGGAAUACUUAGAGCAGGCAGGUUUGCUGCAGUGGGGGUAGUACUGCUGAUGGGCAACAGUGGUUUAAAUUGGAGGUUUUCAACCUUUUUGAAUCCACAGCUCCCUUGACCAGCUACAUUCUUUCUGUGGCAACCCGGUAGGGCUCAGUAGCCCAGUUAUGUCACCCCUUUCCUGCAGAGCUGGCAGCCUCUCACCCUUUUUCAAACACCCUCCCUUGUGGAGUGUUCCCUCAGCCUCCUCUCUCCUCUGGGGAGUCCUCUGGGCAGCUGCUGCUGGUAUCUGAGGUGCUUCUCAGAUGCACCAUUCACCUGCAGAGCUUAUAGCCAGGGCUGCUGCAAUAAACAGCUGUGCAAGCCUUGGGAAGGCAGAAACAUGAGAGGGCAUCAGAGGAGGGAGGGAAGGAAAGAGGGACAGAGGCCUGUGUAGCCCAUGGCCCCCCCUGAUCAUCAUUCAAGGCAUCCCAGGGUGCCAUGGCACACUGGUUGAAAACCACUGGUUGAAAUACCUAUAUGGCUACACGUGUUCUCUAGUAUAGACAAAGGAAAGUACAUAGCUCCAGAAAAUAAAACAAUAUUGAACAAAGUAUCAUGGAAAUUGUUCAACAUUUUUGUCAGGAGGGGAAGAGGGGGCAGGGUUGCUGACAUCCAUCCCAUUAUUCUUCUCUAAUUUUUUAAUUCAGUUUCAGUCUGAACAUAAAUACAUCUGAGUAAAAGGCAGAAAUAGAUAAAGGCAUAUAUAAACAAACAAGGGGAUGGAAAAGCACAGGAAACAGAAGGAAAGAAUAAGGAAAGGAUAGACUGCAAUUAUUUGCAAUCAACAUACUGCGAAGUGAGCAAUGUAAUGUUUCCAUAGGUCAAUUAAAUUAUUUUUGACAUUAUACAGGUUAUUACAAGGUGUAAAUAGUCCAAGAUGCCACCCAUAGUUUCCCAUCUUACCAGUCUUUUCUUUUUUAACAACCAUAACAUCAUAUUUGGAAUAAACACACUUUGCCCCCUUUCUGAUUCUCUUUGUGAUAUUUGCUGACCCCAAUACUUAGGAUUCUGUUUUACACACACACACACACACACACACACACACACGUAUGCAUAACAUUUUGCAGCAGACUAAACCUUAGCACAUAGGAUUCAGUUCCAGUUUACAGCAGAAAACUGAGCAGAGCUGACUGGCUUGUAGGAGAAAUUGUUUAGACAAGCAACUCUGCAUUAAAAGGUAGAGAAAUGGGGCUGCUCAAUUCUCCCAAUUAAUAGAACUUUUAAGUGCUUGACUUGGGCUGGACUAUGCCCCCACUUUGCUCCCCCUCUCUCAAAAAGCAGAAUCCUCCUCGCUUCUGCCUGGAAGCAGGCAGGUUGGUUGCAACUUUGCUUGAUCAUACUAAGCAAGAAAACUAAUAGAGGCAAACAUUCCCUCCAACCCAUACUCAUCUUACCUCUAGAGCAAUGUAAAUCAAAUGCUCUCUGCCUGGCUGAUAAAUUCUUGCCCAAAUAGAAGUCUGCUCUUACUGUACAGAAGGUGGCUAGAAUAAGCUGGCAGCUGCUUAAGAUUGCAGUAAAGAUAGAAAUGAAGCAUUAAGUUGAAGUUGUGCUGUCCUGAUAAAGCUGAUCCUUGGCAUGGGGACAUGUUCUUAAGGCUAUUUAGCCAUUUGUGAGAUUAAGGAACUUUUGCAGCUAAUGAAUCAUCAACCCUUACAGGAAAUAAUAUCAGUAAUAGUGUAUUCUCUUAGGUUACUGGAAUUUCCACCAUUCUCCUGAAUGACUGCAGGCAUUGCAAUAUCUGGAGGACACAUGCAGGACUUGUAAGAGGCUGUCUUGUUUUAAAAUAUGCUUUGUUGGCCUCUUAGGCUGCUGUAACAUAAGAGGACAUCUAAUGAGGAGGCUCAGUUGUGGCAACCUUUUCUAAGGCAAUGCUUGACAGACAAAAUGUUGAAUCAAAUGCACUACUCGUUUGCCCAGAAUAGUAAUUCCUAGGGCACAAGCAGAAGCCAUCUCUUGAAACAGAUGGUCCAGUCCCAUAUCUCCUGAACUAAUGGGAAUAUUGAGGGCUGGGGGCACUUCUAAGAACUUGUAAGGAAAUAUCUAUGGGCACAAGAGCUGGUUCUCCAGGGGCAACUCUAUAAUUGAGCAGAGUGGGCACCUCAGGUGCAUAUGGUAUGUGAUAGAGAGCUGUGGCAAGUCUCCAGAGGACAGAGCUGUGUGUGAUGACUAGGGAUGAGGGAGAAACGCAGUUCAGGUCACACUUCUUAAUGCACACCUAAUUUGUAUCUUCCAAAUCAGUAUAUGAACUGAAACAGGGUUAUCCUUCAAAAUGUCCAGCGCUGUGAAUUUUGCAGUUUUCCAGCCAAAACACUUGCAGAAAAAUGCAUAUGCUGGGGAAAGUGUGUGUAAAAAUGUAUGUAUUGUGCUUAUCUACAUGCACAGGGUGGGAUGGCGGCAAGGCCAAGGCCAUAUAAACACGCCAGUGGAGCCAAUCUGUAGUGAUGCCAGUAUUGAGAUAGUGGGUUCAUGGCUUCACCCCACAACACCAGCCGCUAUGACACAAAGUGCCCACAGCCCACUUAUUGGGACACACAAAACUGCACUAUGCUUGUUCACAUAUAGUUAGGAUUAUAAUUGCAGUUUAAACCUAUUUAGACUUGUUAGGCAUCUCACAAAUGAACAAGUUCUCUGGCCAUUGAGAAGAAUGCUGCUUUUAUUUCUAGCUUCUGAAGAUAAAAUGGCUUGCUACUGAGAUUCCAGACUCUUAUGGAAUGCAUCGCACACAUAAAUUCUACCUGAAGCCACCCUUGGGGAGUACAUUAAAGGGAGUGCUUGUGCCUGCUGCUAUGCUGGUCGUCUUUGGCUGGUAAUCCUAGUCCAGACCUUCCCUUCAGAUGAGGCUUUCAUUUUUUGACAAGAGUCUGUUAAAAAAGAAAUUGUUGGGGGUUGGGGAGUGGCCGUUCCAUUGAUAGGUUGGACAUCCUCAUAAUAAAAAAGAUUUUUGACAGAACUUUAUGAAUAGUAAAAAAAGAGGGCCCUUUUGAAGGACAGCUAGUUCUUUUAUCUGUUUCAUCUGACAGAUGGAUAUGACUUAAGAUGUCAUGUAAAUGAAUAUGUGCAAUAAAGGUAUCAUUUUAAUGACAUGCUACUUGAAGGCAACUGACAAGAAUAAAUUACCUUUCUCUUUUGAUGUAAAGGGAUGAUAACCUCUUGCUAGAAGUCAAAUUCCCCAUUGCGCUGGGGUGGGGAAUCAUUGUUUAAAGAUGAGCUUAUAACAGUGCUCAUAAUAAUGUGAACUGUUAGGCCUGUGGAUAUAUGGAAAGGCUAUGCACCUUUCUGUGCAACGGAGUAAUCCUAUGCUCACAUCAUGCCAGGACAGGAGAGGUACUGUUGCUAAACUGGCAGAAUGGCACCCGUAUCUGAUGUGUACUUGGCCUGAGGGGAGAGAAGAUAAUUAAACAAAUAACCAGACAAUACAGGAAGGGUUAUGAUGGACAUCCUACGUUUGCCCACCAAUCAGGGAUGAUGCCUUGCCUGUGAGUGAACAUUUAUAGGAUUGGACUGUAAGUGCCAUAGUGAAUGGGGAUAACACAAUAGUAAUAUUGUGCUCCAUUCCAUAAAUAUGGGAAUAAUUUGGUCAGUGAGGAGGAUCAUGGCAAUAGCCACCUGGCAGGAUUGAGGUAAUGACAAGAACAAGGCUUUGUGAAUGCACUGGUGAGAGAACCAGAAUGGCUAUGCCACAGGGCCCACACAUAUCUGACCUAUGACAGCAGAUGCACCUGAGUAAAUCUAGUCUUGAAAGUAUUACAUUGGCUUGCUUAUUUCUCCAUUUAAAAUCAGUACUUGAAAAACCCAUAGCUUCUGGUUCUGAUACCCACUGGCAGAGGAAGAGGAGUGGGGGGGGGGAGCACACCCGGGGACUGUGCUGAGAGUUGGCCCCUGUUCCCCUCACAGAACUUCAAUUUCCACAGUUCUCUGGGAAGAGUGGAUUGCUUGUUAACAGGGCUAGUCCAAUACAUUUUGAUACCGAAGGCAAACCACAAAAUGGCACCCUCCCCACCAGGUAAGAAGGGGUGAGUGAAGAUCUACAUCAAGAACAAGGGGGGGCAUACAGAUCUACAUUGGGACAUGCUGUUCCUGUUGAUUCUGCUGUCUGAGGCAGUCACCUCAACUUGCCUCGUGGGUGGGGAAGCCCGACAUGUUAAAUCACUUUGGGAAUUGUAGCUCUGUGAAGGGAAUUUGGGUCUCCGAACAACUCUCAACUCUCGGGAGAGCGCAAACCUCUUGCCAAAAACCAUGUCGUUCCUUCACAGAUGUGAGCAGGCCCACCUGCCCCGAUGGAUUGUGAGCUUGCAAUAUUAAUAUUCCUACAAGGCAAGAGAGUCUCAUGAGUGAGCACAUCACACUUUGUCUUUAAAACCUUGACAGGAAGAGCAGGGAAACUUAUUGGGAUCUCUUUGGCACUUGCAUCCAGUUCUGCACUUCACUCCUUAAUUGUUUCUCCUGAGUGCUGUUUUAGCUGCUGAGCCUGUACCAUAACUUACCUGAAUAAAGACAUCCUGCUUGCUUCUAGGUAAGUGCCCUUCCACCUGUGUGUGUUGGGUGGGAGCCAGGACAAUAGCAUCUUUUCUUCUGAAUUCUUGUAUUUCAGUUCCACUCCAAAACUCUUCAGAUUCAGGCCGCUAUGCGAAAAUAAUAUCUACCUUGUCCAUCCCUGGAGGGUCUAAUUCUUUGUAGAAAGCAGACUGUAGGUGUAAUGGAGGACUGGGAAUAUGAAAAGAGAAGAACGUGUAGGGCAAGUGAAGAAGAAGAAGAAGAAGAAGAAGAAGAAGAAGAAGAAGAAGAAGGGUUUUGUUUCAUUGAGAUGUCCUCAAUCAUGUUUUCAGUCUGUGUUCUUAAUUAAGGUGAUGGUAAAUAAAAUCAGUGCUUCAAGAGUUCUCAACAUGUUCCAAGUACUUUCUCUGAACACUGUUCCACAAGUACUACCAAAUCACCAGAGAGACAGUCAAAGGCUUUUAAUAUCAAGGGUGUCUUUACACAGAAUGACUAUAUGUUUCAGCUUCACUCUAAAUCUCUUCAGACCUGGGCACCUUACAAAGCACCCUUUCAAGGGCAUUUUCUUAUAGACAAGCAGAAAUCCUAAUUCAUGAUUUGUUGUGAUGGAAGAAGCUUGGGAGAUCCCAGUUGUAACUGGAAGUGAAAUUAUGCCUUGUAUAUAGUUUUGCUGGCUUUGCUUGAAAAUGGAACAUAAUUCUUAGUUAUUCUUUAUUUUUCUGCUAAAUUCUACCCCCCUUUGUGAUAAACAAGCUCUGUCAACUGUGGACGUAACCAAAUAACCUUCUCCAUUCAUCAUACUAAUUUGACUUAAUGAGCAGAGGCCUAAAGCUGGAAGACUUGUUGUCUACUCAGUACAUUAUUGGAGUGUAGCUCCUUAAGGUAAUUAGUACAGUCUGCAAUUAUUAGGUCUGUUAGGUACUGUAUUUAUCAUAAAGAUUUAGUGCUACAAAAACUCUUCUUCCUGAAAUGGUUAUACUGUUCAAUAAGAACUGCAGUUUUAAAUCUCAACAUAUCCAGGGAGUUAAUAAAUGCAGUGUUUAAAGACCUCUUAUCUGAUGCCUUGCUUAAUCAAGGAGAUCUGAAUUAUUGGCACAUUAUGUUAUGAAGUUAAAAGGUGUUUGAUUAGAGGCAGCAUAAUAACAAUUACAUCCUACAGCAGGGAUCAUCAGCUAGAAGUUCCUUGGCCAAAUCUGGUUCCUUGAGCAAUACAAGAUGGAGCCCCAGGUAUCAGCCCAGAGCAAGGUGUGUGGAUACAGUGGUGACUUUUGUGAGACUCCAUUGAGAAGAGGCAGGUCCUUUGCCCAUCUCCACCCUCUCCUCCUUAACAUGGUCCGGUUGUAAAACUAGUUAACCAAGCUCCUAGGAGUUACUUAAAGCUGGCAUUUGGCUUUAUUUGAUAAGAAGCUUAAGUUCCAUUUACAGCAAAAUCUCCAGAGCAGUUUUGCACUGAAACCAAAAGAGAGGAGGGAAUUCAAAUCUUGGAUUUGUGCAGCUGAUCUUGACUGAUAUCCUCUUUUCUCCCAAAGGGAGAAAUUUAUUUUUAGGAACAGCGGAGUAUCGGCACUGAGAUCUGCUCUAUGGAGGUGAGAAAUGGCUUUCUCCUCCAGAUGCCAUCAACCACCUGCUUGUCCUAAGAUAAACAUUGUUCUGCAACAAUUCACCUCAAAAGCCUUCCCAGUUAUUGGAAAAAGCUAACAGUUUCCAUUGGUUUUUAAAACUAUGUAGCCUAUGCAGAGGAAUAGCAAAAGUGAUGGACUUAUUACAAAAACUUGCUUGGGUGACCUUAGGCAAACCUCAUGGUAGAUAUAAAUUGGUGCAAGUAGACUCUUUGGGGAGCAAAGUCUCUCACAUGCUACCUUAGGGAAAGUAUAAUGUGCUCAAACAGUUUCCUAAUUGUAAUCCCCUCCUGUGAUUUUUCCAAAACUUUUUUCAAAACAGUUUCACCAAUGGAAUCUUAUGUACUCAACCCCUAUUGAAAACAAUCUGAUAACCCACUGGUAAAUAGUGAGCACAAACCUGCUGCUCCUGAAUUGCAUUUUGGGAAUUCUUUAUUAACAGUACAAACUUAUAGGUGUCACUUCUGAAGUAAGUCCUGUUAGGUCCAAUGGGGCUUACUCCCAGGUAAUUGGGUAUAGGAUUUCAGCCAAAUGAAUCUAAAAAUUACAGAGCUCAUAUAUGUUUCUAAAAUUGAUCAAGGCUUAUUCUUAAAUGCUUCAUCCAUUUUACAGGCAAAAUUAGUUUGGAAUGCUAAUUUUAAACCUAUAGUUAUUAAACACAAAACAUUCAAAUAUUAUCAGUGCUGGGAUUCCAGAAUUUCCCAUUAUCAGUCAAUCUGUGCCGUUUGCUGGCUUCCAGCAAAUAAAAAAUAAAAUCCUCUUUCAAGAAAAUAACAGAGGUAUAGCCUGAAGGGAACAGAGUUGUUUACAUUUAUCACAGGAAUAUUUUUCCUGGAUGCUAACAGAAUUUUAAAGAGACAAGUAGAAGAAAGAGAAAGGGGGGCAAUUAUAUCACUUUUACAAUACUAAAUUUACUAAUACUAAAUUUACAGCACUGUCCUAAGCAUGCCUAUUCAAAAGUAAAUUCUGCUGGGUUCAGUGGGCCUUACUCCCAGAUAAAUAUGUUUAGGAUUUCAGUCUUGCUUUUCUACCACCUCUUUGUAGGCCAGUAGCACAGGGUGGUAUGGAAGGAAGAAGAAUCAGCAAAAAUUGCAUUGAAAUGAACAUCCCUUCCAUUCUAGGAAACCUCCACUCACUGGUUUGAAAGGUCUUCCUUCAGUGGAAGGGCAUGACUGGAUACAGCCCAAUGUCAGAAGAAGAAUUUAAUCCAAGGAAUAGUCUAUUUGAUUACAAAACCUUGUUCUCUUCUUGGCAUUGGACUACAACACCAUUCACUGUUUUAGCCUUAGGUCUUCUCUCCCUGUCAUUGAAACAUCUCAUCAUAGAUAGCUGAGGUUUUAAGAGGAUAUAGCUUCAUCACUGGAGUGUUUGACUUGAAGACUACAACAAUUUUCUGACUUUCAUGAAACUCUGAGGACCAAUGUUCUGUUCUGUUAAAGAAGAAGAAGCAAGAACUGAUUUCCACAGUUUUGUGGAAUAUAACUGUAAUAUCUGAGUGGCUUUCAUAUUUGUAGAGAAUUUGUAGAAGUCCUUCUUAAACGUCCACUCCAUUGUGGUCUAAUAAAGCUCUUAAUCACCACUUCUUGAUUCAAAAUGUUAUUUUGUUAGGAACUGCAAAUAGAAUUUACCAGAACUUAGAUGCUUAAACAGGGACAUGCAAAUUAAACUAGCUUUCCCACCCUGUGGAAUAUAUUUUGCCUUAUGGGCAUCCACAUGGUGUUAAGUUUAGUGCUGUUUUAAGUGUAUGGAUGCAUGUGCGAUGUCUGUUUUCUCUAAAUAGCAUUUCAGUAAAUGCAGCAUGCUGCCACCUGCUGAAUUAAUACUGCAGCAAGCCUGUAUUAAUGGCAAAUGUUGACACUCUAGAAGCAGUUGAAGUGCUGCAGUUAAUUUACAGCCCUAUGAGAAAUGCAGUUCCCUCACUGAAACCAAAAGAGGCCCCACUGAAAAAUAAAUACGCUUCCUCUACAUAGCAUUGAAAUAUAUGUUGUAUGUCAGAAUGGCAUAAUGCUUAUUUACUAUUAGCUCAUCUCCCUGACUUUAUCAAGAGGUUCCUCAAUGAGAAGAUCAGUCAUGGCUGACAAGUUUUCUGGAAAAGAAGUAGCCUACUACGGCUUCCCUCAAUAAUCUCCCCUUGUAAUGCACAAGUUGCUUAAGGUAUGGUCUAGGUCACUCUGAGCAAUGAUUGUUGUUGUUGUUUAAGACCCAGCAAAUGGGGCUGAUGCACCACCUAUGCUAAGACCUGAACUAAAACUCCAUCCUGAAAUGUUUGAUCAUUUAAUUUUUGUUUUAUUAUUUCUACCCCACUUCCUUGUUUAAAAUUAACCAAAUAUGAGUCUGUGCAGUAGAAGGAGUAUCUAAAAGCAGAUAGGCAGAAAAGCACUGGAUUGUUUUAUGAAUAUACAGGACAAUGCUUGUGUAACUUAGCUUAGCCUGGAACUUAAGUGAUAAUUAACAUGUCCCAUUAAUGUCUGUGGGACCCAAGUUCAACUAACCUAGUCAGGAUUUAAGUCAUAUAGAGUGGAUAUUGGUGGGAAAUGGCACGGGGUACAAGAGACAUUGAGUAGCAAUGAUUGCAUGUAUUUGUGGGUGAGUUUCCAAGUCCCUACACCUGUUGUUGUUAUUGUUGUUGUUUGGAUGUUGGUCCACAUGUUAGUCGUAUCUGGCAUUUUGUAUUGUGUGGCUUGAUUCACCUGACUCCAUAGAAGCAGUUUAGUUUGCAUCCACUUUAAAGAAGUGCACCUAUACUCCUCAUUGUCUGACUCUGAGGCGUGGCUGUUUUAAACCAAUAUAUUGUAUGCAGAGCACCAUUUAAUUCAACUGUGACACCUGCCUAAAAAUUAAAUAAGUUUGCCAUCAGCCUCAACAGCAAGAAUGCUGCUUCACUAGUUCAUUUUGAAAGACCUCAGAGAUUUCUGUCUGCAACCAUUGCAAUGCUCAGAGUUUCCUGCUAAAAGUGCUUCUUAUCAGUCUAUCAGGUGUUGUUGUUGUAAUGGUUGUUUUUUCAAUAGGCACCAUCCUUGUGUAGUAAACGACAUCUUAUCUACAUUUGCAUCUUGGCGAGUACCCUUGGUUUUGACCUAUGUCAGUGAGGCUGGCUUAUUGCAGAAGGGUAGAUGGUAGUGAAAUGUUGUUCCUCUCUAUUUCUGACUCUAUUCAUCAGGCUAGCUUUAUAGCGGGUUGACGGAAAGUCACAAAAGUAAUCUUUCAUUCUCCUCUAGAGCCGUUUCCCCACCCACCAGUUGCUUUUGGUGUUUUUGCAAGGGAUGCAUUGAAAUAAUACCAGACUUAUUUAUAGCUUCAUCUUUCAUGGUAACUAGAAAGGCUGGGUUAUUGUGACAUCGACCUUAAAUUAAGCCUGUUGUGUUGUCACUGUUGUUUCAGUGCAAGAUAGCAAAAAUGUUACAUUUUCAGCAUAGGUUCCUUAAAAGUUACACUCCCAAAAGGAAUUUCUUUCUUUCAUUGCACCAGAAGUUCAGCACUAAUAUGUGGGUGGCUGCAGGGUCUGACUGCUGGGAACAUGGCAGAGGGGGCAAGACCAAGAACCACCCCUUGCCACUCUUCCUCUCACCAGCCCAGAUCUCCAUAUGUCAGAGCUAUGGUGUGUGGGAACUACUAUGGUAUGAUUCUGGUAUUGUACAACUACUCAAAAAACACAGAGCGUAUUUCUAAACAUUACAGUGAAGCACCGCCUGCACAAACUCCUGGUUUGCCACCAAUCAUGCCUUUUUGUGGAAAGGGUUGUGGUGCUUACAGCUAUCUGUGAAGACCCUUCUACUUCACCAGAGAUGGGGAGACUGUGGACCUCAAGCUAUUGCUGGACUCCACCUCUCAGGAGUCCCAGCCAGGAUGGCCAAAGGUCAGGGUGAUGGGAGCUGUAGUCCAGGAACAUUUGGAGGCCACAGGUCUCCGAGCUCUGAACUCCAUAGAGUUGGAAGGGACCCUGAGGAUCAUCUAGUCCAACCCCCUGCAAUGCAGGAAUAUGCAGCUGUCCCUUGCGGGGAUCAGACCUGCAACCUUGGUGUUAUCAGCACCAUGCUCUAACCAACUGAGCCAUUCAGAGAUGUUGGCUCUUUGUCAUUGGUAAUCUAUCUGGUACAUCCAGGUAGUAAUAAACGGAAUAGAUGUUUACCCGCAUACCAUGAAAAUAAGUUGCCUUUCUGAACCUGCCCUGACAUGAGAGUAUCCUUUAUUGUUAAGUAAUUUCAGAUAAUUCAGUGUUAUACUGAGUCAGACUAUCUAACUUAGUAUUGCUUACACUGACUGGCAGCACCUCUUCAGGGUUUCAGACAGGAGCCUUGCCCAGCCCUAGGGACCUUAUGCAUGCAAAUCUGAUGCUCUACUAAUGAGCUAAGGCCCUUCCCCAUGUGUGGAUGAGAAGGUGUAGGUUAUUUUGUAGCAUUUUACUGUACUGUUAUAUCCAGUCUACAGCAAAGAUGUCUGAUUCUUGGCUUGAGGUGGGAUGGGGAGGGAGAGACUACACAAAAGAAAAAUCUGCAGUGCCUGUCAGAUGAGCCCUUUUCUGCUGUAAGAGACACUCCUCUCUUUUCACUCGUGAAGAUCCGUAGAAAAUAAAUAAUGUGCCAGAGGUUUAUGUAAACAAAUUCAAAACAACGAGCUAUCUGAUUGUGUGCCUUAACAAGAAGUCUAAUUAAAAGCUUUGUUUAAAAGCAAUCAAGAACCCGAGGGUGGGGGAUUUUUCUCAAUCCAUACACCAUUCAAAUCGAGAAAUCCCAGAGCUUCACCUUCUAAGUCAAAAUAAAAUCCUUGAACAAGCAUACAUUUACUUUCUGAAUCAGGCAGCAAUACAGUUAAUUGUUUCUUCAAUUAACCCCUCUGCCCUGAAAAAUAGGAUUAUGCUGCAUAUACAAUCAGUAGAUUUGCUGCCAUCAUAUUGUCAACCCUGCCCCCAACUGAUAAUUGCAAGGGUUUUUGUUAGUCCUUUUGUAAAUUGAGAAUGGUUCCCUCUGAGCACAGUGUAGUAAUUUUAGAAGCUUUGAUUGAAGUGUAUUGUUUCCCCUGCCAAAUUAAUUGGAUGCAAAACAUCAAGGAAGCCAGUUAUAGAAACAUGACUUUAGCAAAUUUUGUUAGACUAGGAAAACAUCUCCUCACUGUCCUUCCAUGUAUGGACCAUGCUCAUUGCCCACAGGUCCAGCCCACUCCACUACAUUCCAGACUCAGCUGCUGAGAAAGCGCUUCCACACAUCGCCUGCAUCUCCAGUGAGUUGCUUACUAUCUCACUGUGUGAGAUGACUCAUUCCUGAAACCCCGGGAGUCGUAGCGAGACAGUGUAGAAAAUUUUGGAUGGUGUGGCAAGCCAGUGCUGCUCACUCGCUCUUCUGUCAGUUGAGUCACUGCUGCUUAUUUGGAAGGACAAGGGGACAAGCAAGGUGGCAGAGAGAUCGGGGCAGUGCAGAGCCAAUCUGGUGCUGCUGUGUUUACACCGCACCAACCUCCCUGCCACCUCCUUCCUGGUAUGCAGCAGCGGCCCAGCUGCUAGGAGCUGAGGUCAGCUCUGCCAUCCUACCCCACUGUGUGCUACUGAGUGCAGACAACGUCGAGCUUGAUGGGCCGAUGAUCCCAGGAUUGGCCCAAGAAAUUUUGUUGCCUAAUGCAAAGGACAAGAUGGUGUAUCUCCUCCUACCAUUCAACAUACAGAAGCCAGAUGAACUAGCGGUUGGAUGUUAUUUUGACACUGCUAAUGGGAUUGUAUCCUCACCUCACUUGAGGGAAGGAGGCUAGCUUAGGGCUGUAGAACAGGCUGUAGGGAAAGGGCAAGUAGUCUGAGGAGGAAAGGGUAGGGGGCUGCCACCUCUGCCUAGAGCAUCUGCUUCCUGAGCUUGUGGCCUUACUCUGGCUAGGGAUGGAACCAGCCCUGAAUGGUCCUGUUUCUUACGUUUCUUGUUUCUAAUCUUACCAACAUGUCCUGUUCUCAGACCUAAUCCAGGGGCACACCAGUUUAUGACUUCCCUCUUGGGACUCAGUCUAGUUCUCACUCUUUUCUACGUUGUACCAUUUUAUUUUAUUUUUUUCAAAAAAAAUUACAGUGGUACCUCGGGUUACAUACGCUUUAGGUUACAUAUGCUUCAGGUUACACACUCCACUAACCCAGAAAUAGUGCUUCAGGUUAAGAACUUUGCUUCAGGAUAAGAACAGAAAUCGUACUUUGGUGGCAUGGCAGCAGCAGGAGGCCCCAUUAGCUAAAGUGGUGCUUCAGGUUAAGAACAGUUUCAGGUUAAGAACGGACCUCCGGAACGAAUUAAAUACUUAACCCGAGGUACCACUGCAUUUUCACAAGUUCAAAACACACAAACAUACAUACAUACAUACAUACAUACAUCCUGUUUAGGUCUUGGUAACAUUAUUAAGUGACUUCCUCAAAUCCCCUUGGUUGAAUUUCAUUAUAUCUCAUUUUUAACAGUUUUCCAAAAUCGAUUUUCUCAAAAAAUUAACUUGGUCACUUAACAUCUUUCAUUCUUUCUAGUUUGACUUCAAACAUCUUAAAUCUUAUCCUUACAUACUUAACUCCUAAGCCUAUCUAUUUAUUUGCAAGCUUUUCCAAUUAAGUUAUUUUAACAUAUUUAGCUAAGUAAUUUCUUCCAUUCUUCCUGGUACUCCUCCUCCUUCUGGUCACAGACUUUUCUAGUCAGGUCGGCCAGCUCUGAAAAAUCCAUCAUCUUCAUCUGCCAAUCUUCCACUGUUGGUACUUCCUGUGUUUUCCAAUUCUUCGCUAAUAAAAUUCUUGCUGCAGUUGUGGCAUACAAAAAUAAUUUAACAUCUUUCUUGGGCAUUUCCAAACCUAUUAUUCCAAGAAGAAAGGCCUCUGGUUUCUUAGUAAAUGUAUAUUUCAACAUUUUUUUCAGUUCAUUAUAAAUCUUUUCCCAGAAGUCUUUCACCUUGGGGCAAGUCCACCAGAUAUGGUAAAAGGUACCCUCCUUUUCUUUACAUUUGCAGCAUAGAUUAUCACUGUUGUGAUAAAUCUUUGCUAACUUUACAGGGGUCAAGUUCCAUCUAUACAUCAUUUUCAUUAUAUUUUCCUUUAACAUUGUACAUGCAGUGAACUUGACCCCUUUCCUCCACAACCUUUUUCAAUCUUCAAACAUUAUAUUAUGUCCCACUUCUCUUCCCCAAUCUAUCAUUACUGAUUUAACUUGCUCAUCCUUUGUAUGCCAUUCCAACAAUAAAUUAUACAUUUUAGACAGAUUUUUAACUUUGGAAUCCAACAACUCCGUUUCCAACUUAGAUUUUUCUGAAGCAAAACCAUUUUUCUUAUCUAAUUUGUACAAUUCAUUAAUCUGGUGAUAAUGUAACCAAUUUAGCUUAUCUUUAAUUUGGUCAAAUGGUUUUAAUUUGUAACCUUCUUUAUCCUCCAAUAACAAAUCUGAAUAUCUCAACCACUUGGUGUCCAUAUUUAACUUUUUCUGGGCCUACACUUGCAUUGGCGAAAGCCAUCUGGGUGUCUUCCUUUCCAAGAGAUAUAUUUUAUCCAUACAUUAUACAAAGAUUUUCUAAUUACAUGGUUUUUAAAAGCAUUAUGGAUCUUUACCUUGUCAUACCAUAGAUAUGCAUGCCAUCUGAACACAUUGUCAAAUCCCUCCAAAUCUAAAACAUCGGUAUCUUCUAAUUGUAUCCAUUCCUUAUUCCAGCAGAGUGCAGCUGCUUCAAAGUAUAUUUUCAAAUCUGGCAGGGAAAAUCCCCCUCUUUCUUUAGAAUCUGUAAGUAAUUUAUAUUUAAUUCUGGGCUUUUUCCCCUGCCAGAUGAAUCUAGAUAGAACUUUCUGCCAUUCUUUAAAACAUUUCACGUUAUCUAUAAUUGGGAGGGCUUGGAACAGAAAUAACAUCUUCGGCAAUACAUUCAUCUUAACCACUGAAAUCCGGCCCAUAAGUGACAGUUUUAAAUUUGACCAUAUCUCUAUUUAUUUCAUUCCAUAAUUUCUCAUAGUUUAUAUAAAUUCAGAUUUUUCCCAGACAAGUUCACUCCAAGAUACUUAACUUUUUUCAAAAAAUCUAGGCCCGUCUUUUCUUGUAAUAGUUUUCUUUCAUCAUUACCCAGGUUUUUCUCUAAUACUUUAGUUUUGCUCUUCUACGUUGUACCAUUUUAGACUGCAUGAGGGACGCAGGUGGCGCUGUGAGUUAAACCACAGAGCCUAGGACUUGCCGAUCAGAAGGUCGCGGUUCGAAUCCCUGUGACGGGGUGAGCUCCCGUUGCUCGGUCCCUGCUCCUGCCAACCUAGCAGUUCGAAAGCACGUCAAAGUGCAAGUAGAUAAAUAGGUACCACUGGAAUAGGUACGGCGGGAAGGUAAACGGUGUUUCCGUGCACUGCUCUGGUUCGCCAGAAGUGGCUUAGUCAUGCUGGCCACAUGACCCGGAAGCUGUACGCCGGCUCCCUCGGCCAAUAAAGCGAGAUGAGCGCCGCAACCUCAGAGUCGGUCAUGACUGGACCUAACGGUCAGGGGUCCCUUUACCUUUUAAAGGCUCAUGAGACUGAAAUGUUCUAAUGUAGUCCUCUUCUGGACAAGCUAGCUUUCAAUGUGGAGGAAUGUUAGGUAGAUCAAACUCAUAGGAUGAUUGAGUUGGAAGGGACCCAAAGGGUCAACUAGUCCAAUCUUUUUAAAAUGUGAUUAUUAUUCUUGCUCAAAUGGGUAGCAUUUUGCUGAGUCAGUGUUUUCUUCUUGUCUAUGACUUAUGAACUUUGUUUGGAUAGCAGGUAUUGAUUUGUCUUUUAAUGCACCUGUCAAUUUCAUGGUGUCACCUUCCGCCUGAGAAGCAAUUGUUAUUUUGUGGCACCAACAGGUAUCAAUCUGUCACCUCUUUUCAUUAUAUUUCAUUCCUUUAUGAGCUGCACUCUUCUCCUCAGUUUUUCUGAACUGCAGUAUGUACUGUAACCUCCAGGCCAAGUGUGUCUUCAUAACUCACACCCCAAGCGCUAAAUCAUUUAUGUUCCUCUCAGCUGCAGCCCCUUCUGCCUUCACCAGUCUCUCUAUGAAAGCUCAAAUGGAACAGCAAACAAUGUCAGAAACAGAUAACUCUCAUUAUAACUCGUGCCUGGUUAUAGACUAUUAUACUUCAGAACUCCCAAUGGAUUUACUGUAGGGAUCCAAUUUUUGCUAAGUCCUGCUGACCAUCACAGGCUUUUAAUUCUAAAAUCCAUACUAAUAUUAGCCACAGGGACAAUAUUAGCUAUCUGGAAAUAUGCAAAGACACACUCUCCUGCUGUUUUGCAUGAGUAACAGAAGAAGAAAUUCCAAAAAGCCUUUUCUUCUUUCAGUGAGACUUGAUGUCACCAGGCUGAGACAAAUGAGAUAUGGAAGCCACUGUCCCUGUGUGGCUUCACCAAAGUAUAUACAAUUUAUUUAUUAAGAUUCAGGACAAAUCAUGGACAAUAAUGUAGCCAGGGAAGCUUGGUGAAAUAGGACAUAGAAAACAAAAAGGACCACUUAGGAAGAAGCUACCUGAGGGAAGGGAGAAUUUUAGAUGUUGGUUUUGCAGUCUACAUCUAUACAGAAUAAGUGUAGGUUUUUGUGGACUCAAUGGGAAAAGAUUGACAAUUGGCUUUCAUGUUGCCUGGCCCCGUGGCCACUUCCCAAUAGAUACAUCUCGCAUGAGAACCACAUGCCAAGGAACAAGGGAGAAUGGUGUUACUGUGAAGGCUUUCUUUCUCUACGGACAAGCGCGAGUCUCCUCUCAAAAUGGGUAAUCAAGUGAAAUGGGCCUAGCAGCAGAUUUGGAACAAAGCAAUUUAAACCAAGAAGUGCAGAGUUUAAAACUUCAAUGUCAAAUUAAAACUCAGUAAAAGCCAAGUAGAAUGGGCAUGUUUAUACUGCCUGACGAAAGGUCAACAGAGAUGAGGUCAUUGUAACAUCUCUAGGGAGGGAAUUCCAUAACUAGGGUGCUGCCACAGAAAAGUCCUCUCCCACAUUCCUGCCAACCAGAUCUCUUAUGGUGGCCAGGGCCUGAGAACAUUUUGCUACCUGAAGCAGAGAAAAGGGACCCUCUCCACAUUAGUCAAGGUAUGGAAUUAAACAUGGUGCUAAAACUAACAUUCAGCUUGCCAAAUUGAAUGAUCUCCCUCUCCUCCCUCAUGUGCUCUUCUGGUGUUCCCCAACUAACCCCAGAGCAAAUUUUAGUGGGGUUUGGGGCACAAGGUGAAAGAAGGAAGCCCCAUUGUGCAAGAGGAAGUGGUCAAGGUACAUAUAGUAGGACCUCAUAAGACCAAGACACAGAAAUUCAGUAUCUCACUUAGCUAUUAGGUUACUUAGCUAAAAUUUUCAUGAGAGUUCACCAUAUGUGUUUUUGUAGCACAGUUCAGAAAGCAGUGCCCAGAAGUUAUAUUGUUUAUAAAAUUGCUAAACAGUUGAACCACUGUUUAUUUUUUUUUCCUGUUCUAUAUCUUAUCUUAAACCUUGAGGAUAUUCUUAUGUUCUCCUGCAAACAAAGAAAUGGACACGCCAGUGAUUUUCUAGGCAGUUCACAGAUAAGGAACUGCAGGCAAAUACUUUGCGGUAUAUGUAAAACUGAACUACAUUAUUUCAGUACAAACUCAGAUAUCCAGGAAAAACAAUUAUAUUUAAAACUUUCAGUGGCACAGCUAUUUAAAAUUGAUCUAGGGGGAAGGUGAACCUUAUAUCAAAUAAAAUCCCACAAAAUAAAUGCAAAUCUCUUUUUAAUUCCCAUUUUCCUUUCAAGGAAAAAAUCCCCAAGUGAAAGACUGGGGGAUAUCCAAGAUCAAAAUAUGUAUAGCAUAGACUCAAAACAAUUGAAAUAGAUGGUGGCAUAUGGCAAACUUAGGAUAUGGAUCAGCUCUGUGCGGUAAAUGAAUAAUAAGGUGAACUGGAGUGAUUCAGGAAUCUUUCACCUUCUCCUGAGUCUUGUUGUUGUUGUUUAUUCGUUUAGUCGUGUCCAACUCUUCAUGACCCCAUGGACCAGAGCACGCCAGGCACUCCUGUCUUCCACUGCCUCCCGCAGUUUGGUCAGACUCAUGUUAGUAGCUUCAAUAACACUGUCCAACCAUCUCGUCCUCUGCCACCCCCCUCUUCUUGUUCCCUCCAUCUUUCCCAACAUCAGGGUCUUUUCCAGGGAGUCUUCUCUUCUCAUGAGGUGGCCAAAGUAUUGGAGCCUCAGCUCAGGAUCUCCUGAGUCUUAGCACAAUGCUAAGACUCAGUCAGAACAGGGUUCCAGGAGAAGCUCCUUUUAUGGGCAAAGUGGGGUCUAGUUCAGACCCCCAUCCCCCCGGCGUGCGUGCACACCCACCCACCCACCCACCCACACCCCAUCUCUAAAGCCAUGGUCCAGUCUUUGUCCUAUCACCCAGAGUAACUCAGAAACAGCAGAAUUUUUAAAACAAGGCAUAAAUACAGACACAAGGCAAAAGUUGGGACACAUUUACAUCCCUAGUAUAUAUGGCAGAUAUGCUAUAGCAUAUAUAUGGUAUGCAUGUUAAAUUUAUGGCUAGUUGUUUGGAGUAUGGCCCAUAAAAGGAGUGCACCUGGCCUCCCAUCAGCUGCAUCACUGUGCUUACUGGGAGGGAUAGUAGGAGAGGCGAGGAGAGUGGUGCUGUGCAAUCCCAGUGAAAGAGCCAAUCCAGUGCUCCCACCAACUCUGAAUGCACUGCACUGUUCUCCUGCUGCCUCACACCCUCCUCAUUGGCUGCCCCUGGAGCUCUCCGAUGUGUUGUGUGUUAUUUCAGAGUUUGUGAUUGCACACCUCAAAAACAAACAAAAUCAAAUUGUUUGAAAAUCAGCAGAAGUUUCCAGGAUAUUACAGCAUUACAUAGCAUGGACAUUGAUGGCUACAGUAAGUAUGACUAUUGCCCCCAAAGCAUAGACAUCGCAUAAAGCCGAGAUUUAGCAUAAAGGCUGAUAGUCACCCAGAUGUCUCAAAAGGGUGGGAAGAAAAAUACCUUGUUGGCCUUGAUUGUCAUCAUCAACAAAUUAAAAGCAAAGAAAUGGGCUCUCUUGCUGAAAGCACAUCAGGCACACGAGAGUCUUCAAGAAUUCCCUUUUCAUUAACUACAGGCCUAUUUCUCCAGCCCUCCUUUGGCACUCAGAUAAUGGCACUUGGAGUGGGGGGGGGGCAGGAAUCCAUUUGUUGUGAAUAAGAACAUGAUCUUGAUUGUUACCUGUUAAAAUGUUUCAGCAAGUAAACAUCAAGAUACUUAAAUUACUGCUCAGUAUUUCCACUGCCUAGGCAAAACAAUUCCUUGCUGAAAAGUGGAGCUCACUGUCCUGAUAUAUAAAUUGCUGUGCCUCAAAGCACAAUAGAAAAUUCAUUCUGUGCUAUCACAGAGGCAAUUCAGACAAUGCCACUAAAAUUUACCUUCCACAGGUUAAAGAGACACAAUUGAGGUUUUUGCAGAGAUGAAAGAUAAACAGAAAUGCAUUCUGGUGUACAAAUCUUAUUAAACCCCAAGAAAAAGUAAAUAUAGUCCCCCCCCCCUUUGAAUGGCUAUUUUCUUUCAUCUGCAGUAACAUUUUGCUGAAAUGCUCUGUGCUUCCUGUUGAUAUAUAGUCAAUGCAUUUGGCUGUGCACUGGAACGAAGUGCCAAAUGUGGCGAUUACUGUGCUUGUACUAUAAGCGCAACCAGCAACGAGUGCAAUAUAACAUAAAUUAAAUGUGUAUCACAAUUUCUAUGCCCUGGAGAAAAGCUGAGCAAAGUUAUCCAGUGAUUACACUUCUAUCAGCAUGUCAUUAACAACUCCAGAUGGCAGUACUUUAACCGCAAAGAUUGCCAGGUGUAAUGAGGGGGCUAAAAAUAACUAAAUAGCAAAGUGUGACCUGAUGACAAACUGAUUUGCAAAAGGAGGUUCUUAGUACCAAGUAACACUGGGCUGUGGAGGUUUUUUUGGAAAUGCAUGGGAAAAAAUAGUAACCAAAAAAAUAACAUUUCAAGUGAUUAUUGUGUAAUUGUGUGUGCAUAUUUUUUAAAAAAAGUUCAAUAUAAAAUCCCUUGUAUUUUCUUAAUGGAUCUGCAGGCCUUUCCCCUCUCCAAAUGCUUUAUGUAUUUUCUCUUGUUUCCCUCACAAGGAAUAAUGCUUAGGAAACAGAUGCUGGGCUUUCAAAACAGCAGUAAUGUUGGUUGGCGUAUUCGGUGAAUACAAUGAUAUCCUAUUGAAUUUCUCUCUUCUGCAACAUGAAAGCAAUUUUAAUAAAGAUGUUGAUGAUGAGAAGAUUCAAAUUCAGCCUCAGGAUUCUAUUUCCUUCUUGGCAAAAUGACUUAAUGGCUUCAGCUGACCACAAUCAAUGGCAAGGUGGGGCAAGGAUCUGACCAUGAGCUUCUGAAUUUCCAAUUAGUUCAUCAAUGCCAACUUUGAAUUUGAAGAGUGCACAGUGUAGGCCACAAGAGAAGGUCCUGUCAACCGUUCCAUUGCAAGGCAUUUCUGCAACCACAAAGAAGAGUGUUUAGCAAAGUAUUCCAAAACAGAGAGAAUAGCCAUUGAUUGCAGGUUGGAUCUCAGAAACACUUUGGCAUGCUGCCUUAUGUCACAGAGAUUUGCCAAUGGCAGCGAGUUGAAAAUGAGAGACACUUCAGUCAGCUGCAGGGAGUGUUUCCAAUAAUAGAACAUGAAAACCAUUUAGUACCUAACCUCAGGUUCUCUUUCACACACACACACACACACACACACACACACACACAAGCCAUUUAUGGAAAAUGGUAAAAUAUGUAUCUCUAAUGAAAGAAGGUUUACUUAUACAGUUGUGCUGGUCCCGGGGGCUAACCAAGAGGCGAGGUCCGAGUCCAGUCUGAGGUCGAUGGUGCAAAAUGAAGGCAGUCUGUAGAAGUCGAAGCUGGGUGCAGGGCAAGGCAUCGGGUGAGGUCAGGAGCUCCGGAAGGAAAGCAGGUCAGGGAUCAGGCUGGAACUGACAACCAACAAUGUUGCUUCCGCAACUUGGGACUGGGGCUGGCUGGCUUUUAUCUGCCCCGAGGCAUAGGGCGGCCCUGAUCCUCAGGUGACUUGCUUCUUCAGGCCUGGAGGCGAGCACUCCUCCUGCGGGAACUUAGUUCCCUCCGCCUCUCUGCCCUGAGCCUCUGCAGCUCAGGAGAGGCUGGAGGGUUACUGGACCCAGAGGCAACCUCAGCUUCCUCUGACGGGGCUGAGAAUGGAGCACUUGCAGGCAAUGGGUCCUCCAUCCCCUCAGGAGCCAGAGCAGACUCAGCUGAUGCCUGCUCUGAGGAUCCAGCACAGGGGAGGACCCUUCAGACUCAUGCCCCAGCCCCGGCUCAGCUGGAUCUGGAGGCGGGGAAUCCUGUGCAGGCUGGGAUUCCUCAGGUUCAGCAUCCGAAUCCAAUUCCCAGGCCAUCACAACAGUGUUGCUGAUUUGUUUUUAGCCACCAUCUCUUGUUCUAGAUCUGUUUUAAAGUAGAUUGCUCUUUUGAAGGGACACAGAUAUUCAUGAAGGGUAGUUCUGCUGCCCACAAUCUGUCCCCACCAAGAUCUCCAUCCCACUCUGGUCUUCCACCUGCCCAUUUCUGCCACAAAGAUUUCAUGGCUGGACAGGUACUAUAUUCUAUAUCACCUAGAUAAAAUGUAUUGAUAGUGUUAUGUGCACACCACUUCUCCAAGCAGUGUGAACUCCAGUGUGUAUUUAGAUCCUGCUUCUUUUGAAUGAGAUCACUGGAGAAUUGUGGUUCUGUUGAGAUGUAUAGAGAGAGAGAGGCUGAGUGUUGGUUGACUCCAACAGAUUUCCCAAAAUCAGCCUCCUCUUUUAGAUUCCUUGGGGAACUUCCAGCACUGCUGGGCCUUACAGAAAGCAACUCAUCCAUCCGUCCUUCUCACUGCCUGACCUCAGUCUGAAUUCAAAGCUCAAGUCUUUCCUUUCCUCUCUCCUUCUAACCAUACAGAGCACAAAAGGAUGGAUAGUUUCCCUCCUUUUUAGCCUAUACUCAAAGGUAUCAGCUGAGCCAAUAACCAUCCAUUGUGCCUGGGCAAGACCUAACCAAACUACAAACAUACAGAGUUAUUGGGGAGAUCCUUGAGAUAACAUUCAGACCUCCCACCCUAUUUAGUUGAAUGGGCAUGUUUUUGUUACACAAUGUGGCAGCUGUGUUUGUUGACCUCAAAUUUCAGUUCACACUCCACCCACACUUUAUUGCCGACAGCAUUAGAUUCCUCAGGUCAUUGCUCAGUGGUGGUUUGGGAGAGGAUUCAUAAUGUAGAAGAAACUUUUUUCCCUAAUGAAAAAUGAUCCAAGAAAGCCAUCUUUGUGCCAAAAGGUGAAAGACCAGACAGUUGUAAUAUUACCUGAGCACCAGGUUUUCAUUGCUGAAUGUGGCUAUGUGCAUGCAGCUACACAGAGAAAAUCUUAUGGGACUUGGGCUGUAUGCAUAGGGCAGGAAUAGCCAACAUGGUGCUCUCCACAUUACUGCACAUUAGCCAUGCCAAUUGGAGCUGAUGGGAUUUGUAGUCCAACACAUCUGGAGAGCACCAUGUUGGUUUUUCCUGCCAGAGUGAGCAGGCAGCCACUUGCAUGCUGGACAAGUAUAGCAGUGACUUCAAUCAUGAUGGCCAGCUCUCAUAUGGUAAACACUAAUCAUUUAAACUGUCAUGUAACAUAUGAAACCAUAUGAUGAAAUUUUACCGUGUGAGUUAACCUUAGUGUAGUUUUCUCUGAGGCCUGAUUCGUGAUGAGAGUGGCAUGACUGCAUCUUUCCCAGUUCCUCAUAGAAGGAGCAGGGUUGCAUGGCAAGAACCACAGCAUGUGUUGUUAGGGUUGAUCUAUCUUAGUAUAUCACUUUAUCCUAAGAAUUCUCAAACCAAUUUAUAAUAUAUAAUGCAACAAAACAUGAAGACAUAUUAAAACAAUAUUCAUUUUUGAAACAACUGCAAUUGUAAACAGAAACACCCUAAAUCCUGGACGAAGUAACUGCAUUCAUUGAUUCAGUUAUUUGUUCAUGACAGAAUAACUGUAGCAACAAUAUCAUUAUAGCUGCUCUUAUGCUCAGGAAAACAACAACAACAACAACAAUUAUUUUAUUAUUUAUACCCCACCCAUCAGAUGGUGAAAUGAUAGUAAAGAGGGUUGCAGCAUUGGGAGGAGCUGUUACAGAGAAGUCCCAUUCUCUGGUCACUAUCCUCCAAACUUAUUUUGUGGGUGGAACACUAGGAAAGACCUCAUAUGAUGAUUGCAGUGACCCGUUUGAAUUGAACCCAGAAACUAAUUGGCAGCUAUUGCAGUCAGGUCCAAACCAGUGUUAUAUAUUCACGACUUCCUAUUUUCAUUAAGAGUCUGGCUGCCAUGUUCUGUGUCCAAUACAACAAAAGAACUUACUUUCCUAUUAUCACCAACCACCUUUUUGGCAAAGGAUUAUGCUUUAUACUACUAGGCUUGCAUAGGUCAUAUAAAACCCCACCCUCUCUUGUCAUAGCCAUGCAAAAGUAACCAAUAAACAUUUUUGGUCUGAGUGUGGUGAACAUAUCCAUGUUAAUUAAGAAAGGGUGUUUUUUAUAUGAUUUCUUCUUAGGCUUUUGCUCACUACUUUGAUUCUGCCUUCCGCAUUUUCUGUUCCCAUAGAAUGCCAAGAAACUUUCCCUGAAUAGCCAGCACAAACGGUGCUGCCCCAAAACAUUUUCAUCUAUAUUUUUCAAGUCUUUUCCUAGCCCAAACAUAAUUCAUAUCCCCGCUCUCCUAAAAUAGGGUCAUGUCACCAUGUUCUUUCCAGCUACUCAUCCCUUGCACAGUUUUGGAUGUGCUUUUUGUGAGGAAGGUAAGAUUAGAACCGCACAUGGCUCACAUUAUCCUUUUUAGUUCUGGAAAACGGUAGGAGCUUUUCCAAGAAGGACUCAUUAUGAUCUCUGUCUUGCUUACAUUCUGUCAUAACAGUCUUCUGCACUUACAGGAAUAUGCUUCCAAGUAGACAGAUAUGCAUAGAGAUGUGAUAAAAUUGCUAGCCUAAGAAGCAUUGUACAACACAAAUGUAUUGUGCCAUUCAGCUGAACGAUAUUCCUGUAAAAACAUCUCAUGAUUUAAGUAGAAUGGCUGUGAUUUAUUUGGUGGAUGUAAGCAAGUUGCCAGUGUUAGGUGGAUUUGUAGCUGGUUGACUGACCAAACCCAAAGAGUGCUUUGCUAAUGGUUCCUUGUCAUCCUGGAAAAAAGUGACAAGUGUUCUGUCCUGGCCCCAUUGUUGUUCAACAUCUUUAUAAACAACUUGGAUGAAGGGGUUGAGGGGAUGCUCAUCAAAUUUGCAGAUGACACCAAACUGGGAGAGAGAGCCAAUUUUGUGAGAUUCAAGAUAACCUUAACAGAUUGGAGAACUGGGCCCAAACUAACAAAAUGAAUUCCUAUAGGGACAGAUGGGCAACCAAGAUGAUCAAGGGUCUGGAAAUCAAGCCUUGUGAGGAACAGUUGAGGUAGUUGGGUAUGUUUAGUCUGUGAAAGAGGAGACUGAGAGGAAAUAUGCUAGCCAUCUUCAAAUAACUAAAGGGCUGUCACAUAGAAGAUGGAGCAAGUUUUCUCUUGCUCUGGAGGCUAGGACCCAAACCAAUGGCUUCAAGUUACAAGAAAGGAGAUUCUGACUAAACAUCAGGAAGAACUUUCCGACAGGAAGAACAUUUCAACAGUGGAAUGGCCUCCCUUGGGAGGCAGUGGACUCUCCUUCCUUGGAGGUUUUUAAGCAGAGGUUGGAUGGUCAUCUGUCAUGGAUGCUUAAGUUGAGAUUCAUGCAUUGCAGGAAAUUAGUAUAGAUGAUCCUUGGGGUCCCAUCCAGCUCUACAAUUCUAUGAUUGUGAUAAAUAGAUAGAUGAUGAUAGAUAGAUAGAUAGAUAGAUGAUAGAUGAUAGAUAGAUAUCCAACUAGACAUUUUUACUCAAAACAGUAAUCACUCACAAUAAAUGAUGUACCAAAACCCAGAAACCUUUUCUCUUUGUAACUAUUAGUUGAAUAUUUAUGCUUAGGAAGAAUAAAAUAUUUAUUUACACUGUGAAGUGCUAAUGACUGCUUUCUAGACCCACAUACUCUAUUAGUAUACUGUAUUCCAUAUAUUUUGGUGGUAACCAAACAAAAGAAGAGUGUUAAGAUUACAUUUGACUACUUUGGACAGUGCAAAGUAUGAAUUUUAGUUUGUUUCUUAGUUAUAUUUUAUCAGUCAUCUCAUGUGAUGAGCCCUGAGGUGACGUUCAGUAGAACACCAGGGAAAAUAUUUUGAUGAUGGUCAAGAAAAGGUCAUACUAUCAAGGUCAUGCAUAGUUCUGGUCUGUACUAGAGAUAGAUGAACCUAUUUCUGGUCUGCAUCAGCUCUUAAUGUGUUCUGACUUUAGUCUAUUCCAUUUUCUUUUUCCCUUAGUCUAUUUACAUUUAAAUAUGUAUUUUAAAUAUACUGGCUAUUAAAUAGGCAUUUCUGAAUGUGCUUUCUUUCAAAAUAUCAGUUUUUAAAAUCCACAACUGCAUUGCAAUAUUUAGACAACCAAUCCACAUAUUCAUCAGAGAAGGUCGAGUUCAGGUGAGUUAGAAUUAGAAUCCACAAAGAUCAAAUUCCUCAGGCACCUCUAGUCAGUCAGUAUCCGCUUCUGUCCAAGAUGGUCAGAAGGCAAGGAGAUUAAAUUUGAAGUGAGAUUCUGUGCAAGGAACGAUGCUAAGAGUUUAGACCCAGAUGGAUUUAUGCAAUGAUAGGGUGGCAUAGAAGUCAAAAACAGCCACGAGACCAGUGCUGAUGGAUGAUUUUCUGCAGUACCCAUGCAAAGUUUUCAGGAUCAAGAUGCCAGCUUGUGUUCCUCGCUGCCCACCAAUUUGAUCUGGAUUCGCCAUUUCCAGGGGAAAUCCAGUAAGUUAGAAGAGGCCUAUUGCUGGAUAUUUGACAACCAAAUGACUCAUUUACAAUAUCCACAGUCUGGAAGUACCCUUAUACAAGGUCAUACUCUGAUGAAGAUCCUUCUGAUAAAAAUUAUAAAAUUCUAAUUAUACGGGGCUUAGAGAAAAGGCAAGGGCUGCCACUUCAAUAGGAGACCAUAGAUACUGGUGAGUAUCUUCUUUCAUAUCUGGAUAGGUAACAAUGGCAAGGGCUCUUCAUUCAAGGCCCUUAAAUUUUACAACCUGAUCAAUUUGGUAUAUGUCUGCUGGAGUCCAUGUAUCCCAUAUUACUAGCACUAAGUCCCAGGCUCCCUUUAAAAUACUCUAUCAGCUCAUUAUAACAGUGAUUUUCCAUCACCUGCUAAGAUGUAGAACAAUUUAUGAGAUUGUCAAGUUCCAAUUUGGUGUAGCAAAUCGUUUUCAUUUCUCAUUAUGGGCAAGCAUUUUAAGGAGACUUACUUCACUGUUCUCUUACCUCAGUAUUAAUUCAUUUUAUGCAGUGUGAGGGAAAACACCGGAACAAUUUCAGGCAAAGUCCACCGAUAUACACAGAGCUACCAGAAUGCUGUAGAUGGUCACCAUAGUGACUGCAUAUUUUUUCAAAAAUUAAAAGGAAAGAUAAUUCAUAUUUGUCCUCUCGGAAACAUGCAGAUUGGAAUUUUAAGAAGCACCUAAUUUUAGGAAUAGGAUCAAUUGAUAGGGAGCACUCUGCCUUUCAGUGGUAUUUCAGUUUCUCAAUAGAUAACGUAAACUAUACAUAAUUUUUUGACAAGCAAAGCAAAAACGGGUAUAAUUGACUAUUGAUUAGACACGCUGGAAACCUUUGAAAACUCAUGCAUGAAAAAUCAGUUUUCAGUGUCAACAGAAGGCAUAAUGUUCAAUAUAUAAAAUGACAUUUGACAAGGCUCUGAAGAACAUCUUGCCUACCAAAAAAAAGCCAAACAUUCUUCAGAAAUGUUAACACUGAUGCAGGCUGCCAUAGGCAGACUUGACAUGCCUCCUUUGGAAGGAAGUACAAACGCAAGUUCAUUUGGUUCUGGAUAAAUUAUUGGAUUUCGGGUUUAAUCAGUUAUAUACAGCUGCAUACCUAUCAAACUGGGAGCUGUCAGAAGGGUAGGAAAGAUGGUUGUGUUAGACCACCACAGCAAAUAAUCUUAUGACUUUGGAAGCCCCAGGCCACACCAAGCAUAGAAGGUUGGAAGCAGGAUCUUCUGCAGCUGCCAACCCACGAGAAAGUCCUGUUCAACAACUACAAAAAGAAAAAUGCUUUCAGGAGAUUUGGAGUUACUUUUUGGAACUUGAAGACCAAAGGAACCUAGACAUCUAACACAGAAACUGGAACUGGAUUUUGCAACACUCUGCAGUUAUCUAUUUAUUAAAUUCUUUCUCAACUGUCUUAUUUACCUCCUCAUUCGCAUGACUUGAUAAAUGGUCAAAGGCAUAAGGAGAAGUGUUGCACUGCAUUAAAAAAAAUGAAAACUUGAAUAAACCAUGAUUACAAAUUCACUUUAAAACCAAUUGAAGUACAAUUUAGAAGCAGUCUGAUUCAGGAUGCAGUAUGUCGGAUGGAUAGAUUCAUGGGUUGUCUCUAUACUGGAAAGAGGUUACUGUUUACAGAUAAAGUGUGUAUGGAUCUUAUGCAUGUAAAAGCUACUCCUUUAAACACAGUAUUAAUUUUUUUCCCUAAAGAAAAAAUAAUGGAGAGGAGCGAAACCCUUCCCACCUGCCUUGUGGUAUACUUCAUUUCUUUAAGCCAAGAGUGGGGGGACCUUACAUGCAGGGGCCAAAUGCAAGAACCCUCCCCCAAGCCACAGCCCUUCUGUAGCUACACCUCCUUUCAACAAGCUACUGCUCCUCACCGGUCUUGCUACAAAUUAAUAUUUUUGCCUGGCUGGAAUGUUCUUGAGUUCUGACAAUGAUUCCUGUUUGUCUGUGUCAUGAACUGGCAGAACAACCGGGAAAAGGAUCCCGGUGAGGGGUGGGACUGGGACACACUGGGGCAAGCAGGGUGUGGGGAAGGGAGUACUCACAGGGUGAUGGAGGAUGGCAAGGAGCUGGGGGCCAAUGCACCUGAGCAGCAAGAUCCAUCACCAGAGCUGGAGGGGGCCCUGUCUCUAGGAACAUGGUGGGCUCUGAGGUGUAGGGGGCAGUGAGCGGGGCACUCCAGGAGGCUGAGGGCCCACAGCCCAGCUCAUUGGCUGGCCUGUUGAGGCUUGCUAGUUCUGGGAGGAGGGGUGUGAUUUCUCAGCUGAAAUAGGCUUGGAACAGGUGAGGGUCACAUGCGUCAUCAAGCCCAGGUGCUGCAAUCAGCAUGCAAGGUAUAAAAGGGAAGCAGAGCUGAGGUGCUGUGUCUCUUCAACUGUCCAUAUUGAUGGACCUUGGUUUGGGUGCUCUUGGACCUCUAUGGGACUGUGCUUUGGACUGUCUCCUGACUGUUGGACUUCAGACUUGACUACUUGGAUUGAUCCUGGACUGUGUUUCCUGUACUUUGGAUUUUGCUUGUGUGGCUUGACCCCAGGACUUCGGACUUGCUGCCAGGUAGGCCAGGGAUUCAGGACAGUCUGGUUGGAGGAUAGAGAAGGGGGAAGGGAAGCUAGCCUCCUGAAGAAAGGUAGCUAUUCUAUUCAUUGCUCUGUCAGCUUCUGUUUCUGGCCCUGCCUACUACUGACAAGUGACACACACUGCUUUAAGCAAUUUCCUUUCAGUCCAGCUUAUUUUUGAGACUUAUAAGUAACAGUGAGGGUUAUGUUCCUGCCUCUCUCCACCAGGCCUAGGACAGGCCCUGACUGCUGCUGCCCAGCAGAGAGUACUGUCUCAUUCUUUCAAACAGCUUUUUAAUUGUAUUUUUAUUUUUAUUUAUUUUUUAAGGGGACCUGUACUUGCAAAGCACAUUGCAGGUAUGGAGCCACCAAUCUGGAUAGGGACCCCAGCCCCCUCCACACUACAGAAUCGAUCCGAAUCACACCCUCUGCUUUGGCAUUUUAUGGAAGGAAAGCUCUCCACAUAAGGGCAGAACUGUGCCAUUAAUGCUUGCUGGCAAUUGUGCUACAGUCUUGCACAUGGAUAUUCUACUCCUUAUGGGUGAAACUAGUUAUGCCCACAACUAGUCGCCAUGUGUGGGUGUGAAUUCUGUUUUUAAAGCAAAGCUUGCAAUAAACUCCUCAAAGGUCAUAUAAAUUGCCCAUUAUAGGCCAAGGGAUGGGAUUGCAAACGUGAAGUGCUGAGGAGCACUAAAAGCUUUUGACAUUAAAUCUGUCGCAGUCUGCCAGCAGGCACCCGUGUCAUUGACAUGGGCACCUCAUUAUUAUUAUUUUGCUUACCCACCAAAAUUCAUUUACGCCAGUCGAUUUUUCUAUUUGUUCAACACAAGUGUUGCGCUUACUACAGAGGUUGCAAAUUAAUUCCCUUGGGUUUCUAAUGCUUAAUCAGAGCUUCAGGUUCAGUAUGAGUAGCUUUGCAGCAGUGUAUUCAUUUAGCUGAAACUCUCUAGCAUAUAGUUCCAUACAUCAGCAAACCGGGGCAAGUUGGAGUUCCGGAGUCCCAGAAAAUUCCUGUGGAUUUAAUUAGAAUUCACUUUAUCUAUCUGAUACAGCCAACUUAUACAAGGCAAUUUGAAAUAUCCUUAUAUAUCAACAUGUUCUGUUUUAAAUAUGCCAUUAGCAUUUUACCAGGUGGUUGUCUGGAAUCCUUGGAUUGGUUUUCUUUGAGUUUAGACAUGCUUGGAGUUAUUUUAAGAGUACUUGGUGUGCAUAUAAAUAGGAUGCAUUGCUACAGCCAAGAAUAAAAAAUCACUGUAAAAGGCAAUGAUUUUUAUAUAAGUGGCAUGUUAUGGUAGUAAAUUCAAAACAUGAUGUAUGCAGCCAUCUGACUAGUGAGAAUAAAUGUCUUAUACUGAACUAAAUUGGAAUGUUGAAUUUCUUUUUAAAAUAAUGCUUUAAUAGGAUGAGAAGCUUCUGGGUCCUUUUCUUGCACCACCAUUGCCUUUUGCAUGAAAUAUAAUCCACCAUAAUUCAACUAUUGUCAGGAUUCUUCCAUCAGCACCACACCCCCAGUCUUGGGGAUGAAAUGAAGUCUUUGUUCUGUUAUUUUGGCACUUUGCCAUCCACUUUUUAAAUCUACUUUUUAUUUAUUCUUUUCUUUGCAAUGUCUUUUUGACGUGUUUACUGCUCCUUUUACAGGAAUACAAUUGUAGACUUUAAAUUGUUGGUUUUUUAAAUAUAUUUUACAAUUGGUUUCAUACACUUUGUGAGGACUCAUCCUGGGGGGGAAAGGGUGAGCUCGAUAUAAAACUGUUGAUUGAAUGAACAAUCAAAUGAACCGCAUAAAAAUGUAACGGUUUGAUGGUGGGUCUUUUGUAUAACCAGCUUUUAUGUUAGUUUUGAAGUGAGGGGAAUGUAUUAAGUUUGGAACCUAUUAAGUUUCAUACCUCAGGAGAGAACAGGUCAUGAAAGGGAAAGGGCCUCCUUAAAGAGACAUGGCGAGGAAUGCCUUCCACCAAAUGGGCUGGCAAAGCAGGGAUGAAGCUGGAUGUGGAGGAAGGAGCUUUUCAUGGUUGGAAUGGAUGAGCUUCAGUUCUAUUGAGGACAACAUGAAAAUGAGGCUGGCUGGUGUAGGAGGGAGUGCACUUUCAGCCUGAACCAGCCAUCCCCAUUUUCAUGUAGGCCACAGACACUGUGAUGAAGAAAAGGUCUUCUGUGAUCCUCCUACACCCCACUCAAUUUGUCAACUUUAGAAAAUCAAUUUCUUUUUUUUAAUUGACUGCUUCCAUCAGUCAUUACUCCAUUGUAAUGACAAAAGGGAUUUUUGAGGGGAGCAUCUGAAAUCUGUCCAUUAAAAAAAAAAAAAAGUUUUACAGGUUACACCCAUGGUCCCUUCCUGUGAUAACAAAUGGCUUUUUGUGACAGCAUGCAUGGGUUGCCAAACAAUAACAAUGCCACAAUUGCUGAAGCUACUGGAAACCAAGGUUUUGGUUGUGUUAGUGGUUGAUAAGCUUGAGGCUAGCAUUCUUUACUCCUCAGUGAGAAAAACAACAACACAGUUGAAUUGUAAAGUGUUUAAUGAUGUAGCAUGAAAGAGAAGAGAUAGGGAUGAUGCAGUUGUAUCUUAUAUCCCUUUAAAAAAAAAGAAGCACCUAUAUAUUUCAUGAUAUUGUGCACUUAUUUUUAUUUUAUAGUAUCUUAGAGUUGGAAGGGACCCAAGGGUCAUCUAGUCCAACCCCCUGCAGUGCAGGAAUCCCAGAUAAAGCAUCCAUGACAGAUGGCCAUCCAACCUCUGCUUAAAAACCUCCAAGGAAGGAGAGUCCACCACCUGUCAUGGGAGUCCGUUCCACUGCCAAACAGCUCUUACUGUCAGGAUGUUUUUCUGAAUGUUUAGUCGGAAUUUCCUUUCUUGUAACUUGAAGCCAUUGCCUCAAGUCCUACCCUCCAGAGCAGGAGAAAACAAGCUUCUUUCCUCUUCCAUGUGACAGCCCUUAAGAUAUUUGAAGAUGGCUAUCAUAUCUCCUCUGUCUCCUCUUCUCCAGGCUAAGCAUAUCUAGCUCCUUCAAGUGCUCCCCAUAAGGCUUAGUUUCCAGACCCUUGAUCAUUCUCUGAACACGUUCCAGCUUGUUAACAUCCUUCUUAAAUUGUGGUGCCCAGAACUGGACACAGUAUUCCAAGCGUGGUCUGACCAAGGCAGAAUAGAGUGGUACUGUUACUUCCCUUGAUCUGGACACUAUACUUCUGUUGAUGCAGCCUAGAAUAGCAGUAGCGUUUUUUGCUGCUGCAUCACACUGUUGACUCAUAUUAAGCUUGUGGUCCACCAAGACUCCUAGAUCCAUUUCACAAGGACCAUUUGCAGUCAGCUUUCAAGCUCUAUUCUGUAAUGAUUACACAGUUGCAGCACACUGCUGAAAUGUGCUUGGCCAUACACUUUCCUUACACUCCAUUGAACCCUAAACUCCACAUAUCUAAGGUAAAUGUAGUUUUAAUGAUAUAAUAGAGUGGAAUCCACAAUUUCUGUCAGGUGAUGGUGCAGCUGAAAAUUAUACAGGAUCCAUAUUUCUAUUAGUGCUAUUCCUUAAACAAAAUCUCUUCAGUGCAGUGUGAUUUUUACGCCCACAAUUGGAUCUAAAAAUAUCCCCUGCAACCUUCAGUACUGUCUGUAAAACAGAUGUGAUUUUUUUGACUUUAGGGCUGGAGUUUCAAUUUCAAAUUCUGUGACCUGUGCAAUCAAGGUACAGAUCUGCAAUCUGUCCAGCAAUUUUUAAUGGCAUUGACUGAUAUCGUGAUGUAACCAAUGUGAACUGACUAUAUCUACAUUUUUGUUUCAUAGUCCUGCAAAAACACCUUGGCACCAGUUUUCAUCCUAAAGUUCUGCUGAGUCCACACCCAAGACAUACCCUUCAAUAUUUCUCCAAUGAAAAUAGGGACGUCCCAUUUCAUAAUGAUAAUUUUAUUAUUUAUACCCCACACAUUUUAUUGGCUUGCCCCAACCACUCUGGGCAGUUUCCAACAUAUAUAAAAACGUAGUAAAACAUUAAACAUUUUUUUAAAACUUCCCUAUGCAGGAUUGCCUUCAGAUGGCUCGGGGGUCAGAUAAUUCCGUACUCUCCAAAAUUUCUCCAAUGAAAAUAUGGAUGUCCUAAGGAAAACUGGGACAUUUCAGGAUCAAAUCAGAAACCGGGACUGCUUCUCUAAAUCAGGGGCAUCCCUGGAAAACAGGGGCACUUGGAGGAUCUGCCAGCAAAUAGCCAUUUGUUAUUUGUCAGUGGAGCAAAUGGCCCACUAUUUGUUUCCUGGUUUGGAGUCUUCUAUAGAUGCAGCUUGUUUCUAGUAAUGUGCAUGGAUCUUCAGAGUAUCCACAAUGAUUUUGCAGAGGCUUUCUUGUAGGGGAUGGGAACCUCAGACCCUCCACAUCUCUCAAGAUGGCCCCCGGGUCUCUUCUUAAGCCUGGCCUCACUUGCUAUUCAGCGAGUUCCCUCCCCUGCUCUUGUACAUGCAGAGAAUUGUGGCCUAUAGAAGUUUGCAGCACUGGCAAUUAAAUCAUACAUAUAAUAGCCCUGUGCACUUAGCUUGUGUGUUUGCUGAGCUCAGUUUGCUGAAUAUGGCAUCCUUUGGGAGGGAAUCUUUGGAACAUUAGAAUGCUUACUAUUCAGUGCUUUGCAACUGGCAUUAAAAUUCCUGGGAAAGGUAUUGACUUCAAUUUUGCUUUUCCUAUGCCCUCCCCUAUGUUUUGUCACAGACUAGUUUGAAUUGCUGUUGGAUGAAUUAUAAUAAGAAUUGUUCAAAAUUAUUUGGGCAAUCAUUUGCUAUGAACCGUGCAUCACAUUAACUAGGUCAUUGUAGUUAAUAAAAUGCAGUAGUAAAGUAGAGAAUGAAAGUUUUAUGAAAGUUUUAUGAAGUAUAUGGACCUACUUUGCAGUAAAAAGAAAAGUCCAUUAUUCUUGUUAUAGAGUAUUAUAGUAUUAGGUUUUAAAAUCAAUGCUAAUUGAGUCUAAAUUAAAGGUGGUAAAAGGUUAAUAGUUCAGACAUAAGUCUAAUUCAGGAUUAAGAAAGGCUCUUGUUAGUAGACCUGUUUCAUAUUAUGCUUGCUUUAAAUUUGUGAGAGAACUUUCUGUCAUGGUGCAUAUUAAGCAAUUCUUAAUGUAACACUUAUGAAAUACGUAUUUCCAUGACAUUUUAUUUUAAUUACUGAGCAUAUGCACAUUUUUCAGAUGGAGUUUCUGGAUCAUGCAGAGUGUUUGAACUUGUGCACUGAAAAAAAGAGUUGCAUGAGGUUAGUUUGCUUACCAUGACAACAGUAUUUGGGAUCAGUGAAAACUUCAUUUUCCUCAAGUAGAAAACACAAAUGAUCAACCUUAUGGCCCUGUAAGGUAUUGCAGAUAAUGAAAUACUCAUUCAAAUGUGCUGCCUCCUCAGAGGAAAUCAAGUAUCAAUAAAAUGCAUACAAAGAUGCCUGUCUUCCACCCAACUACCAAACCAGUAUUUUUACCAUUUAUAAAAUCUUACAUUAACAAAUAUGUGAGAGGUCUAUUAAAAAAAAAAACCAUACUCAUUAUGUUUUGGAAAAUUGCAUAAGGAUGCAUGGAAUUUUUAAAAAUGCAUAGAUUUCCUCUGCUUUGUGGAACGUGCGUGCACUAAACACUGGCACUGAAUUACUGGGAAAAUAUGUUCUUCAUACUCAUGUAAAUGGAAGCAAGAGUCAUUCAUGCUGUGCAAACAUGUCCCACAGUGUUCCAUGGGGCUUACUCCCUAGUGAGUGUGUUUAGGAUUGUAUCCUAACACUCUAGAAAAGGGGAGGGAUGGUUACAUGUUUGAUGAUCUUUCCAUUAUAGAUAUAUGGUACUUUUUUGAAAUCACAGAAUUGAAGAGUUGGAAGGGAUCUCAAGGGUCAUCUGGUUCAACCGCAGGAAUCUCAACUCAGUCAUACAUGACAGGUAGUCAUCCAACCUCUGCUUAAAACCCACCAAGGAAGCAGUGGCGGAGCUGGCUUCAUGGGUGCCUGGAGCGGCAGCCAUGCCGUGCACCCAGGGGAGGGCGGGGUGAUGCGCUGCAUGGGGGCGGGGCAAUCCAUGCGUGGCGGCGGCGCGAUCCUCCUGCCUUUUUGUCACCCCCCUCAGAGAUGGCACCCGGGGCAGACCACACCCCCGCACCCCCUUCCUACGCCCCUGCAAGGAAGGAGAGUCCACCACCUUCUGAGUGAGUCCGUUCCACUGUUGAACAGCUGUCACUGUCCGAAAAUUCUUCCUGAAGUUUACAAUACUAAUGGAUACAAUAAACUCCUCUGCUACAAGAAGUGCUGCAAAACCAAUUUCUUUGAGUCAGCAGAUGGUCUUGCUCCUUGCACAGUUGCUUGCAUCUCCUUUGUAGCUUACCUUUGCUGCCUCCACCACUCUGUCACAGAGAUAUCAAAAACAUUAUGUGCGCAAUCAAUCUGAAAUGGCAGCGAUAAAGGGUGAAGCACUGGUGCUCCCAGUUCUCCGCUUUGUCACUGCCACUUCCCCCUACCACCUCUGCCAUCUCAGAAGCACUGCUCCUGCAUGCCGUGCAUAUAAAAUAGCCUCAGUAUAGAAAGAAAGGUGUGUUUAAUUCAAAUUCAAGUUGCUGUUGGGGAGGGUAUGCUCUCCUGACCAAUAUGGUAAAAUGGCAAUCAUGCUGUUGGUGUGAGCAGUGAUAAUGGUUAUGCACCGGAAAGGCAGCAAAGGUGAGCAGCUGAUGUCGAGAGGGUUCAUAUUGGAUCUGAAGGCAUUUUGUGCCUCUUCGGGUCUUGCCUAAAGCUGCAAAGUCCAAUAGAUUGGGAUAUUGAAUGAGUGUUCUCUUUAAAAAGGGCCAUUGGGUGGCUUCCAAACAACUAUCAAACAAAGCUGAUGAGAAUGACCAAUGAUGAAAUAUUCUUAGUGGAUGGAACGUCCUUGCCACACACUUGCGUCACCACAGAGUUCUUUUCAAUGUGCUCCACUUUUGGAAUGGAACAAUUAGCUUCUGCUUAAAAAUACCUACCUCAAAACUGUGGAUGCAGAUGCUAUUCACUGGAAACAAAGAGAGGGAUGGAGGGAUAGAAAGGAAGGAAAAUAAGAAAUCAGAUGGACUUCAGAGUGUUCAAGAAAAUAAUGUUACCUGUUUGAGGCAAGCUAAGUUAGCACACCUGCCUGCACAGAGAGGGCAUCAAUAGCUAUUGAUGUGGUUGUCUCGAUGUCUGUUUGCAUUCUGACAAAUCAAACUGCUUGCAAUAUGAUCGCAAAGGCUUCCUGUGAAAGAGAAACCAUGGAUUUCAGCCUGAGGGAAGGGAAAGUUUACCAGGAAAGAGGAACCUUAUCUUCUAUAUCAGAAAAAUAUAUUUUUCUUUCAUUUUUUAAAAUGCCUGUAAGUGAAUAGCAGACUGAUUGUACUCAUGAGUUAUGAUAGCUUGGUGGGAAUAGGAUUGUUGGGAAUCAAACCCAGCAUGAUUCAGAGUGCCCCCCAUGGCCUUUGAUUCCCGGUUCAACUAUUGGGUAAGGUUGAUUUGAUUCCUCCCUUGUUCCUGAUGUAGGUCUCCACUCACCCUUUCUUCCCUGGUGGUGGGGAGGAGCGGUGCCAUUUUGUGUUUUACCUCAGGUGCCAAAAUGUAUUGGGCCAGCCCUGGAUUAGGCCAAGAGUCACCCUUUGAGCUUCAUGGCUGAGUGAGGAUUCAAACUCUGGUCUCCCUUGUCUUAGUUCAACACUUUAACCACUACACCACACUAGCUCGCACAGGAGAAAAUACCCUUAACAGCAAAGAAAGGCAAUUCUAUUUCUUAGCAUUUAAAAAUUAUGUUUGUUUUAAAAUAAACAUGCACGUGUGUUGUUAUUUUUUAAUGUUCUAUAUCCUGGAGUUGAAUAUAAUUGUUUCUGUAUCCGACAGAAGUCUUUGCUUAGAUGCCUGCUGUAGCUAUCUAUGGGCUGUCAGAUUAUUAUGGAAUGAACAUAAGCUGGUGACAGGUAGAUGGUUGGAAAUAAGAGUUUGGAAGCUGAAGCUUUGAUAACAGUGGCAGAAAAGUGUCAACAGAAAAUGCAGAGAAGUCCCAGGUGAAUUGCCACACCUGCUAUAUAAAGAAAGAGGAUUAAACUUGCAUUUCUCUUUAGUGCACUGACCUAGAAAAACUUGUUAAUUUUUGCUUCAUAGUUACUGGAAUUCAAAUGUGAUCUGUGGUAUAAGGAGAGCCUUAACAUUUUAGGAAGAAAAAUUAUAUGAUUUUUAAAGGCUGAAUGUUCAGAAAGGCAUUUCUUCCCUUCGCAGCCCAAUGUGAAAAAUAGUCACAAUCUCACGUUCAGCUGAAUCCUGACUUUUGAGGUUAGAACUGUUCUCAAAUCAGUACCAGUUGUGUGCUGCAGAGUCAUCUGUUUUCUGGAAAGUGAAGCCUAUCUCAAAUUUGAAGCCACAGAAAGGUUUCAAGUGGGACCACUGUGUACUUAAUGAUGAAGCACUUUAACAUUUGAAUGAGAGACAAGUAUCUUGUAACACAUAAGGAUGUGACACGCUCAAUGCUGCAGUUGGCUGGAGAUCCACAUCCGCUACCACAUGUGUGUGUCAGCAAAUUUGAGUUUAACCUCAUGGUCAUAUGAUGGGUACAUUGAAAACAUGGCAGUAAAAUACUGUGAGGGGCACUCCAUGAGGAGAGGGAAAGAGGAAGCAUUGUAGAGCAGGAACCUUUUGAGUGGGCAAUAUAACUAGAAGUGUGGCGGAACACCUUAAACAUUAUGUUAGAAUUUUAUUUUGUUUCUUUAAAACUGAUUUCCUGUUCAUGAAUGUGCAAUCUAUGCUCCCCGGCCAGCUUCUAGCCCACUGCUUAAUACAUUGUCCGAUAACAUAAACGUCCACUGAGUAGCCAAGGAGCAGGAAGUAGUGGUUGGGUGGGUGGACACAAGACAAAUGCAAUUGUUUGUUUAUUCCCCACUUUUCCCUCAAGGGGACGUUUUUUCCUGCAGUGCAGCCCCCUUUUAAACACUCCUAGCUGUUCCCCAGUAAGGGAGAUUGUGAGUCGAGGACCCGCCACCCACGUAGAGAUAAAUAAGACACAAGGACACGGUAUUUUAGGUUAAUGGGUUAAAUAAGGCCACAACUUUAUUGGUUACAGCAUGUGAGUGGUAUUGGGUUAGGCAUUGGAUCAAACAAUCUAUACAUGAUUCCAUCCUGCUCAGCGGAGAGUCAUUUGAGGAUUAACAACUAGUGGGAGGAGCUUAUUGAUGCAAAUACAACUGGAAGCUUCCCCUGAUGUCACCAGGGGUCGUGCCAUGGCCCUAGCCACCAGCAGAUCAUCAGAUACAACCACUGGAUCCCUUUAACAGAAUAGCCAAACAAGAUGAGGGGUAGGUGAUGGCCACAACCUGCCCUCCAACACACUACACAUAUUCCAAUGCCUAACCACCAAUACCAGAAAGUUGUGACAAUUUGCUACAAGGUAGGCGAAAAGCCAAGAGGCUGGUGGCAAUUUGCCAAAUGGAUAACAAUUCCUACCAGGCCCCCUGGGCAACCACGGCAACCAGCCAAUGUUCACAGAAGGUCAAAAGCAAAGAAAUGACCUGGAGGGAGGGAGGGAGGGUGAUCCAUUGAAAACAGGAAACGAAUGGAGGCCCAGCGCUGCCGCGGCCGCUUAAAUGCGGCCAAACCCUGCCCACACACCAGCCCUAUUGGCUAGCUGAAAGGGCUUGGAGCGGCAGCUGGACAGAGCUGACACAGGAGGCCAACUACUCCCCCCUGCCGACGCGGGAACCAGCUCCCACUCACAACCCUUCCCCUCUGGAAAGAGGAGAGGCCUUGCAGGGAAAAUAGAGAUGUAUCCUCCCCUUCCCACAAUUCUGAUGGAAGUCACACCCACCCCACCCGCAAGCUGCUACUAAUCUUAGGGAAAAGCUAAACAGCAGUGUGGGGCUGAUCAUCACGGGGAUCACAGGAGAGGGAAUCUUUAGCCACAUCUUUAGCUUUUUUUAUCUCAACCACUCCUUUUUUGUCUUGAUUGUAUAAAAAUAAUAUUGCUUGAAGGUAUAUAUAUUACAAAUUAAUCUGACCCAAUUACAGCAGUUCUAGUUGUAAUAUAAUCUUAAUCUGUGUUGACAGAAUGUAUUGGGCAUGGCUUUCCCUUGGAUGGAAAAAGGGAGUUGAUUUUCAUGCAUAUCACAAAAUGCAUUGCUUGUUUUGCAGUGUUCAGGGAACGAACAAUUUACAUCCAAAUUCACUUUGUUUUCUGUACAUAGUGAACCAUUCAAAAGCACCCUUUGGAUCAAAUGACAAGGACUUCAAACUUUGGAUGUUCAAGUACUUGCUUUUUUCUGAAUUGAUUUAUGUAUUUAUAUUAUGUUUAUGGAUGGAUUCAGUUGUGUAAAUCCCAUCAACAGACUGCAGCGGCUGCCAUUUCAUAUGCUAUUUCUUAGAAGUAGGUGUCAACUGUUUUUCUUCUGGAUUCAUGUUUAGCAUUUUCCUCUGAGAAAGAACAUGGAUAUACAAAGCAUGUUGAUUAACCAAUUGGUAAUCCACCAUGUUUCACCCAGUGGCUUUACUUUCUCUCCACUCACCUGCUGUGUGAUGUUGCUCACCUCUGUUUUCCAACACAUCCUGGAAGCUACUUGGAGGUGGAAAACAAACUUCAGACAGGGACUGAAGUUAUCAGCUUCUCCACUAUAUGUAACACACACACCCUCCCCAAAUUAUUAGGAUUAGGCCCUUUGCAAUGAGUCUUAGGUCAACUCGUUUGCACUGCUAGAUAUGGGCAUGGAUCUAGACUAAGGUUGACACUCUAAACCUGGGAGUAAGCCCUAUGGAAUUCAGUAGAACCUAUUCCUGACUAGGUAUGGUUAGGAUUUCAUGUUGCUCUUAGGUCCCAUUGAAAUCAGUCUGAAAAGUCAACCAUAGCUAGCUUAAACCUCAUUAAUUUCAAUGGUACCUAAAUAUAAUUUAGUUUGGAUGCAACUCAUCACAAUGUUCAAAUUACUACUUCUGAAGGUUUGAUGAAAGAGAUACUGUAAAGUUUCAGACUAAAGCACAGAACUUCCCUGCUUUUGUUGCACAUGGGGGAACAACCAAGGCCUGUGAAGAAGUUUGUUAAAAUUCACAUAUCUUUGAAAGGAAGGUGUGUGAUGAAACUUCACAGCUUUUACUGGUGCUGUUUUCAGGUAUCACCUUGAUUUGAAGCAAGCUGAAGCCUGAAGCAAAGCUGCACAAGAUCUAACAGAAACUUCCAGCCAAACGCUUUGAACCCUAUUCAGUGAAUUUUGGGUGGACUUAAAUUAAUCAGAAUAAUAACUGAAUUAAAAAUUUAUGCUAGAAUCCACAGUGGUAUUCUUUGAUACCGUCCAUGUUUCUUCCUGCUCUAGGCAACAGGGUGAAUUUAAUAAGGUAAUGGGGUUACAAAGGCAUGAAUAACAUUGCAGUGCAAUCCUGUGCGUGUUUUGUUGUAAUGCACCCUACAUGGGGCUGCCUGCCUCACUGUUUGGAAGGUUGCUUGCCUCCCCCCCCCCCCCCGAGAUUUAUAACUUGCUUGCUUGUAAUAAAACCUCAAUGUGGUUUACAAAAAGAGUAAAACAAUAAAAUUAUUGGUAAAAACAUUUAUUUAAAUCAUUCAAAUAAUUAAAAACACAGAUUAAAACAUAUGUAAACUUAUCUAGGUAGGUGCAUCUAAGCAAAAAUGUGCACAAGAUUCCUACACUGCAGGGGGUUAGAAUAGAUGGCGCUUGGGGUCUCUUCCAGCUCUGCAAUUCUUGGAUUCUAUGAUACUGUGUUUUUAGCAGCUUCCAAAAAGAAGACUAUGGAGGCACAUGCCUGAUGUCAAUAGGCAGGAAGUUCCAAAGUAAAAGACUGAUUUCUUACAAAUGCAGAAUGAGUAUUACGUAGCACCUGUAACAGAGCCAGUUCCAUAAAAGGGAAGUGGCUUUGGUGGCCCUCAGGGACCUGCAUAAUGGAGUGCUUUCAGGCACAAUUGAGGAGCCACAGAUCAGACCAUAGUAAUGCUUGGAAGAGACACUGAAGACUUUCCCUCAUCUCUUUAGCGUCAUCUUGACUGUCAGCCAAGCAGAAGUUCCUGCCAAACUACCUAGAGGGUUUGCUAGAAGGCACUGCUCAUCCUCAAAACUUCUCCAUUUGGCCUUUGAGGGGGGAAAUGUCUUGAACUUAAAGCCUCGGGGGGAGUUUUCCAGAGUCUUGUUUCCAUUGUCUGCGGUAUUUUUUUUAGUUCUCAUUGCCACACACUCAAAAAGGAAACAAAAUAGAAGCAGCUGAAAAGCAUCCUUACUGAAAUGCUCACACAUUUCCCCACUCACUCCAACAAACAAGGCUUCCCCAAUCUCGGCAACAAACCACUGAACUUAAAUAAUUAUUAUUGAAGAAUAUUCGCUUGGGUGUUCCAUGGGGCAUGUCAAAGUCAAAGGGCAGACAAGAACAGGACCUUGGACAGUUCCUAUAUAAGGCAGCUACAGGGUGAUGCUGUCUCUACAGGGAGCCAGCCAGAAGUGGCCAGCAUGGUGUGGUGGUGUUGAGGAACCACCCUUGUUGUGUUGCUGCUUACCUUGAUGGAAGAGGAGUGGGGCAGGGCAGCAGAGGAGGCAGGGCUGCAUGGCAGCAUGAGUGGAACCAAGCUGGUGUUCCUGCUUUUGCACCUACACAGCCCUGGUCCAUCACCUCCCCACCUCAUUAUGGUAGUGAUGCUGCCGCCAGGAGGCUGGUUCCACUAAACUUAAUCAUUUAGUGUGACAGCACUACACUUUGGAACUCCAUUCCUAUUGCUAUCAAGCAGGCAUGUUCAUUGUAUUCUGUUCGGCACCUGCUAAAAAGAUUUCUGUUUAGACAAGCCUACCAAGAUGCUUGAGAGUCUUGCUCUGCUCUUGAGAGUCCCAUGGACUGCAAGAAGAUCAAACGUAUCCAUUCUUAAGGAAAUCAGCCCUGAGUGCUCACUGGAAGGACAGAUCCUGAAGCUGAGGCUCCAAUACUUUGGCCACCUCAUGAGAAGAGAAGACUCCCUGGAAAAGACCCUGAUAUUGGGAAAGAUGGAGGGAACAAGGAGAAGGGGACGACAGAGGACGAGAUGGUUGGACAGUGUUCUCGAAGCUACAAACAUGAGUCUGACCAAACUGCGGGAGGCAGUGGAAGACAGGAGUGCCUGGCGUGCUCUGGUCCAUGGGGUCACGAAGAGUCAGACAUGACUAAACGACUAAACAACAACAACAACAACAACAACAACAACAACAACAACAACCACCACCAAGAUGCUUAGAAGGCUGGUGUGAAUUUUGACCUGUGUUAGUAUUUUAACUUUUUGUAUGUUUUAGAAUAUUGUAAUAUUUUCUUGAUUUUCUUGCUUUAUCUUUUUGUAAACCACUUUGAGAUUGUAUUUUUACAACUGAGUGGUGUACAAGGUGGGGGUACAAGUAAGCUUGGGAGAACAAUUCCUUGCCCCAACUAUUGUAUUGAAUUCCAACCUUUAACACAGCAGUAAGAAGGCUAAUUUGCAACUACUAUGAACAAUGCCAUUAUUUCUUCUCUCUUGGCAGUCUAAAUAUUACCGCUAAUAAGAAUCACAGAAGGGAAUUAUAAUCACUUUGCAAAGUUAGCAUGCUCUCUGCUUGUUACUACUAAUCUUAGCAGGAUUUCAUUUUAUUAGGUUCCUGUGAAAUUGUAACUUAGGUUAAUUCUCCCUUUUGAAGUAGUAUAUGAUCCAAUGCUUGGGUCAUUCUACCUGUGGGCUAUGACUGGCAACUGGAUGCGGUAAGUUCAGUGGCACUUACCCAUUGUUAGCUGCAAGAAGGACGUGUGCCAGAGGAUUCUUGCUUUUGGAUAGCUGAAAAUGAGAUGAAAGCGCUGGGCUGUAAUUAUUCCAUAUUCUCCUGUCAUUGCUUAAAAAAAAAGUUUGAAACUUCCACCAGUGCUUAUGGAACUCUCAUUUAAACAGAGGUGGCUGACGCUGGUUAUUGCUUCUGCUUCUGCUGAUGAAAUGGGCUAGGCUGCUUCUUUUGCUGAGUGCUUGUUUUCUCUGCUGCAGUACUAUUUUCAUGUGCUGUUUUUGAUAUUUUUGUGGCUCUCUAAAGCAAGUGCUACUAUUAGUGGCUUUGGUUUCAUCAAAUAAAAGUGGCUUACUAUUUUAAUAUAUAAAUAAAAAGAAAAGUAGCCAUUUGUUGAAAAUGUUUUCAAUGUUUGAUAUUUUACUCUUUUAUAUAUGUUGUAAGCUGCCCAGAGCAGCUGCGGGAACCCAGUCAGAUGGGCGGGGUAUAAAUAAUAAAAUUAUUAUUUAUUAUUAUCACAGCUGUCAGCUUUGUGGCUUGGUUCAGAAUGUCUGAUUUCAACCAGUCAAAUCAGUGAAUUUCACCAAAAUCAGUUAUUAGAAGUGUAAGUAGCACUGAUGGAUUUCUGUCUUCAAACUAUGGUGCAAUCCUACACAGCUUUACCAAGAAGGCAAUACAUCUGUCUUCAAAAAUAUUUUACCGUCAUGGUAGGAUGGGCUAAUCUGUCAAUGUUGGUUUCUCCCAGAUUCUCAUUUUUCCAAUCUUAAAUUCAGUUCUCCAUAUUUCCACAACAAUUUGCAGGUUGUUGUUUUUUUUAAUGUAUUCAUGAAAAUUUGCCAGAAUUUUAUCACUGCCGUUGAUUCUUAUAAAUUUUCACUGCCAGCUGAAAACUUACUUAAUUGCCCCAUCUUUUAUGUGAGGAUUGCUGCUGUGUUGUGUUGUGCUGUGCUGUGUUUUUAACAUGCUCCAUUUUGUCUGAAGGUGUAUCCUGCAUUUGAUUUUAAUGUAACACACUAUGGGAUUGUUUUGUCAGUGAAGGGCAGGUAGGACAUAUUUAAAAGAAAAUAAUUUUUAAAAAUGCCUUGGAAAAGAGAUGGCAGUUUAAUAGCACCUCUUUCAUCUUGGCAUUGAAAAUCUUCUCAUAGCAUUUUGGAUGUUGGCUGGCUGAAACGAAGAAGGCCAAAUAUAUGACACGACGGAGUGUAGUGAAGAGACAUAUGCAAAUGUUGUCAGACUUUUAACUUCCUGGCUGAUUAGUACAAAUGCAUCGUGCAGUGUUUGCCUUGCGGCGAGGAUUGUGGGGAAGAAAGAAAAAAAAGGCAUUCAAAAUGUUUUUUUUAUGGUCCCCAUGCUAAUGGUGUAUAUGCAGCUGUGCCCAUUUCAAUCACAUAUUAGUGCCUAAUCAAAAGGUAUUGUAUUCCAUUUAGCUUAAUUUCAGCUGCUGUGUGUUGUGCUGCCUGCCUUGUUCUAACUCAUCAUAGGAUUAGAUGACUCACUGGGCAUGGAGACAUCUUGGUAUUCAAAGCAAUGCCUUUUCCUGUAGUCAUUUCUCACCCACAUACAAAACAGAGUGUCAUUCACAAUUAGCAUUUUAACGUGAUUAAAACCAGGCUGACACAAACAGCAAUCUAUGGCGCUCCUUUAACUUAUGGAAGGAAAACUCAAUGUUCUACUGCUGCACGCUCCAACUAUUAUUUCUGUUUUUGCAAACACCAUUGCAUUAACUCAAAAAUAUAUAUAGUGCUCUGUCGACCAAGAAAGAACUCACUGGUGAUUUAACCAUAUUUUACAAUAAAGAGCCACAUUUAUAACUGUACUGUUUGGCCAUGUAGUGAAAGGAAAGGAAAGGAGCCUAGAAUACCCAUGGGAGAAUCUGGUGAGGAAAAAUUAGAUCCAUAAUUUUAUUGUCCCAACAGGUAUAGGAGAUGGCUACUGCAACAGCUAAUUUAGACCAAGUACCUCUUGAGUAAGCUUAGAAGUCACUGGGUAAGAAAAAAUCCUUGUGAAUGAGUAACUGAUUAAGAAACAGGGAGCAGAGAAUACGAAUAAAUGGACAGUUCACCCAAUGGAUGUUAAAAGUGGGGUCCCCCAAGGAUUAUGAUUGGGACCCAUAUAUUUUGUCUCAACAUAAAUGAUCUAGAGUUAGGGGUGAGCAGUAGCCAAGUCGGUUGAUGACACUUAAUUUGCUUACAACAGUAAAAUGAUUGUGAAGAGUUUCAAAAGGAUCUCUCAAAACUGAGUGAACGGGCCAUCAAAAGGCAAAUGCAAUUCAGUGUAAGCUAGUGUAGUUUGAUGAUAUAUUUGGGGGGCAAAAUAAUAUACAUUUCAGAUGUACAUUCAUGGGGCCUGAAGUGGUAGUGAUUGACCAGGAAGGAAUCUCACUGAAUCAAUCAAAAUAUAAAAGCAUUGUUCUAGCCCACUUCUGACCUACAAUAGAGCAGGGGGUCAAUUCUGAUGGGUGCUCCUUUGCAAGUAGCUUCUCUGAGAGUGACCUUUCUGCAGAGAAUUCCCUUGCCAAUGAGUGCCCUGCACCAGACAGCAAGGAAGAGUCAGGAGGGGCUCUUACUUUCUCCCAGAAAUGCAGCCAGUGCUCAGGGCAAGCCUUUCCCAGCUGAUGUCUACCUCUCCUCCUGCCUGAUGCCCUGCCCACUAAGAGCCAGAGAAUAUUCUCGGCCAUCCAGCCUGACCUGAAGUUAUCUGUAGCUCUCUGUACCCAACUCGUCCGAUGCCCAAGUCCCUCUGAAUAAUCACCGUUUGGCUUGGGACUCAGUCAAAUCUGGUGCACAGUCCUGUUUUCCGAAGAACCGUCAUAGGCUUGAAAGGACUAAAAUAUGCAGUGUGGUCCAAAAGCUCUGAGGUUGCAUUCAUUUUUGGUAUUAAUUUUCCAGAAAAAUUUCAGCUGAUAUCUGCACUGUCAUUCAAGCAAGCUUUGCUGUUACACUAAUUCCAGCAGAGAGAAGCAUUAGUCGCUCUCAUAAUCUUUAUACUGUGUGUGUGAGCAUGCAGGUGACUAGGAAAAUUUGUACGUCUUAUGUCUCCUUAUAGCUGAAAUAGAAAUUAAGAUGUGAAAUAUAUAUAUAUAUAUUCUCCCAUUUUAAGCUGUAGCUAAAUGUACACUGUCUAAUCAAGCUAUUGCAUCAUUUCAUCAAUUUUCUUCAUGUCUCACAUAUCUCACUAUCUGCUCCUUGCUAAGUUUUACUUUUAGGUGAAGUCAAACAAUCACAAACAUGCCCCCUUUCAGAUACAGUUUUGUGUUAGCUUUUAGUAGGUUGGGGAUGCUUGGAUAUUAAUGUGCAGUACUUUGAACUUGGUCUUGAAAUUUGUCCAGUUUUGCCUGUCUGAUAAAUCACGAGCUGGAAAAUCAUUGCCAGCUUGUUUGCUGAGUUAUUUUACAUGCUACACAAUUCUCUGCCAGAUCACUAAACCUGGGUUGCCUGGGGUGGAUAAUAUCCAGCAGCAAGGACUCUUAAUAAAGUGAAAGGGAAACCUGUGACCCCCUAAUCCCUCAACUAGAGGUUAAAAGGGAUGAGACACAUUGGAGACAAAAAUGAAAUUUUAUGUAUACACACUCAAUGAGGGUUACAAUCUUAAUUGUUACCCUGAUAGCGCACAGCACUUAGUUUCCAUCAAAAUCACUUUUAAAAAGUAAUUAAGAACUUUACUUAAAACUUCCACUGUAAACCUGUUUCUAAUUAAUCCAAUUCUUCCUAGAAUGGCUAUGUGGUCUACUAAACCAUUAAAUUAUUUCCAGCCCCCUUCUACAAUCUUUUGUUUCCCCUCAAGGAAAUACAGUAAUUUGAACUGUCCUGCCUAGCAAACUCCUAACCGCUCAGCUAAUCCCUAAUGAAGCCUUUUCCAUGCCCAAUCUAAGCCCCAUCUGAUAGUUUAGCUGUCGGGUUUAACUUUUUACUCACUCCUGAUUAGCGGACACUCCACCCAGACCUGAUUGGCUUCUGGGUUUCAAGGAGAAGGACCCAAGGUCCAUCUGUCACAGGCAUGGCUUGGGGACUUUUCUUCUAAAAGCACCUUGUGGACAGCUAAAUGGGUCGUGUUAGUUAGGUCAUGUCAUUUGCAAGCAUCAUCUAACUGGGAGAGAAGUUACUGUUAUGGGCGCACUUAGGCCAAGGGGGUCUCUCCGGCCCCUUCGCCCUGGCCUUAAAUUUGGCCCUGUGACUUUAUUAGUGAAGAACUCAAAAACCUUUGGUGAUAGCUAACUCCAAUAAAUGUCCCCACAUCCCUUUAUCUCUCCGUCCCUCACCCUCUCUCAUCUUCCAAAUGGAUUCAUAGCAUUUAGGAGUUAAGGCCUGUAAUAGAAAUCUAGUGUUAAUUGAUUUGAGACUUUCCAGUAGAUAGACAAACAAAAUACGUCCAUUUGGGGCCAUGGAAGUAUCAGGGAUUUUGUUAAAGUUCAUCCUCACCAGCUGUCAUCUUUUAAUAUGAAGUCACUUAACCUCUGCCAGAAUUCCUUGCUGCUUUUAGACUGAAUGAUCCUAGACAGAUGCCCUGGCAAUGGAUGUGCAAACCGAAACAAGAAUAUUUAUCUUCAGCUACUGCAGCUCCAUAUAAUCCAUCUUUCGCAGGUGCAGUUCCUCAGAUGGUUUGGGGGAAUAUUAAUCUAUGUUCCCACGGCAAUGUGAUGUGUGAUUCUUUUUCUGUGCAAUGUCAUAGGCGCUGAGAAAAUGCAAACUAUUAUUCUAUUGGAAACAGCAGUGGCAACCAGAUAACUCCAGUGACAUUGCAAUUACAUAGCUGUGUAAUCCCAUGAUUGACAGGAAAAUAAUGGUUACUAAAGGGCUGUUUGGUUUUAAAAGAGAAUUGUGUUUACUUAGAUAAAGACUGUUUUCAGAGGCAGGGGCAAUCAGAAGCCUUUCAGUUAGAAAAUUUAUUGAAAGAUAUUGUUUAUUGCUAUUAUUCCAUUGAACAUUUUGCUAAAUGGCUGGUGCCUUUAACAAAUGGCAUCUCAUCCUUUGUUAUCUUGUUUUCAUGCCUGGAUAUUUAAUGUAGGUAGUGCAGCACAUAGAGGGGAAAAUCCAUUAGCAGUGACACAGAUGAUAUUUUAGAAGGAAAAGUCUUGUGGUGCCAUGACUGCAAAGAGCAUAGAGUGGAGGAGCUAACCUAGCCUACUCUCAAAAAUUUCAUGGAAAGAAAAGGGGACAUAGCAUUAACAUCCUUACUGAACUCAUCCUACAUUUCUUUCUCUCUCUGCUCCAUAAUACUAGGACUUAGAAUCACCCAAUAAAGCUGGGUGGAAGGAGUCAAAGAGCAGAUAAAAGGAAGUAUUUUUUCAUGCAGCAGGUCAGUUUUAUUUAUUUUUAUUCAUUUAAACAACCUACUCUGUCCAUACAGUCUUACAGUGAAUGGCAACAUUUUAAAAAAUACAAUACAACAAUAUUUCACUGAGAUACAACUUAGUGUGACAACAGAUCAUAUGCUAACCACAUAACUGCAACAGCCAAAUCAGGGGGCGGUGCCUUAGUCAAAUGUUUGGAUGGUUUUGCACCACACUGACAUUACAGCUUUGUUGGUGUGACUCAUUGGUGCUGCAUAGCUUUUUGUUAUUAUUUUUAAAAGGCUUUAUUUAUUUUGAAAACAUAGAAAGAGAAGCAAACGAUGUUUGUUUUACAUUGUACACCAAGUAGCACAUAAAAGAAACCAUUGCUUGCAAUGCACAAAAACAACAUAACCAAAACCAUUAAUAAUAACUUCAAGGACAAUGGAUGCUCCUGCCAUGUAGAUUCCCCCUAAACCAUAAGUGGAAGAAGAAAAAGCACAUAUUUAAUAUUAUUACUAUCCAAAAACAAUCGUAAUCAUGAAAAGGAAGUCCAAGCCUAUGGAAUGUAUAUAAUGAGUUUAAGCUUUCUGAAUUCUUGCUUAAUAUAGAGGAGGGUUCCUACUGUAUUUUGUCGUGUUAACAAAACUAAGAAAAGCAUACAGAAUUUUAACAAAUUUGUCUGUCUUCGAAUAACCACACUCUAAGUGUCUGUAUCAGCUUUUCCAUGAGUGCAGGGUACCACACCUUUUGGUGCCAAUACUCAUACUCAUCCCUCCUAUGGUUGGCAAUAGUUGAACAUGCUGCAUAGUUAAACCAUGGAAUUUGCUGUUAUAAGGUGUAGUGAGAGUGAACAGGAAUGGCUUUAAAGGAAGCUGAGACAAAUCAGUGAUGAAUAAGAUUAUCAAUGGCUACUAGCCAUGAUCUUGCCUUGAGCACUAGAGGCAGUAAGCCUCUGGAUAUUCUCGUUGCUGGGGAACAUGAGCAGGAGAGUGUCAUUGCCCUCGUGCUGCUUGUGGGCUUCCCAUAGACAUCUGGUUGGCCAUUGUGGGAAGACGAUGCUGGGCUAGAUGGUGCUUUUGUCUGAGCUAGUAGGACUCUUCUUACGAUCUUAUCAGUUCUCCAGCCCUGCCCCCUCCACUAUUAUUGAAGAUUCUUCCAUUCUUGCUUAAUGCUGUAUUCCUUUAUUUUCCAACAGUUCUAUAUUCCACUAAUGUAAAAACAAAUUGUGUUUCAUACAUACAGGGUGUCAGUAAGCUCUCCACAGACAAAGCAGUGUUUUCAAGAGAUUUUCACAAAUGUGGCAGCUUGUUUUCAGAUGUUACAGUUCUGGAAACUGCAAGCAGGAGAUUGUGUCUCAGGAGGACUUGGUUGCCUGUUCAAAGGGAUAUCUGGAUACACCUAAUGUGUGAACCAGCCCGAAUGGUUUGCCUGGAAUGGACAGGUAUAUUUUUAAAAAUGUUAUUAGAUUAUAGUAAAAUAGACUAGAGAUUGACAGUCUAUUCCUGGUAUGUCAGUUCUUCAUAUAUUAAUUCAUUAGUCCUUCCUUUUUCUUCUUUACACAUUAUGUAUCUCACAGAUGAUAGACAGAGAGAGAGAGAGAGAGAGCACGCAUUUAAGCAAGAAUUUAAAUACAUGUUUUAUCUCAGUGAAACUUAUUAUGCCCUAUAUCAUACAGCUUUUGAGGUGAGAAUGGUAUCACAAAAGUUGGAGAAGUGAAAAAUCCAAUUGUGUUUUGAUCCAUAUUUGUCUGGUAGGUAUGAAUUUGGUUGCUUCACUUAAAAAAUGUGGACAUAAUGAUAUUCUUCUCCAUCCCUAAAAUAUACAGUUUCAAGAAUGCUGUGGAAUGGAGUGUAAGUCACAUAUUUAUGAGUUUUGCCUCAUACAUGGUGAUCCUCCUCCUCUGAGAGAGGAUUUAACCAAUCUGGUACUUCUCGCUUCACUAGGUUACUAUUUUCAAUUGCCAUCCAUUGUGCAGGGGUGGGGGGUGAAUUAAGCAUUUCUUCUGAUGUAAGUUCUUAAGCCUUUCUACUCCAUUUAUUUUGCCCUUAGGAUACUAUUUAUAAAGCAUCCUCCCUGUGAUAUAAAUUCUGCAAAGUACAGUCGGCUAUCACCUCUGAGUCUCAAUGUUCCAUAAAGAAUACCAUCCAUAACACUCUCAUCUCUGAAUGUAACAUUAGUCUGAAACUUGCUUUUAUAUACUAGUUCUCCACAUGCUAUUUUAUUCUUUCUGUACAUUUAGUGGCACAUUUUGACAUUGCUUGGAAAGUGGAACAAAGCAUUUUAUAUACAUUAGCAAAAUUAUAGCUUUUAAAUCUGUUCUUCUAUUUUCUUGAUAGCUAAAGGGAGCCAAAAGCCUGUUUGAAAACAUUUGAAUAGAAAAGUUAGGGAGGGCAGUCUGGAGAAGAAUAAUCAGCCUAAAACAGGAUAGUAGAAACUAAUAGCAUUACUUUUACUAAUGAUGUUGUAGCAUUGAGUUAAUGGAAUGGUCUUAAACAUGAAGCCUCUGAGCCCCUCUCUCCCACACCUGGUCAUGAGGUAGGAAGGGCAGUUACCCUAUUUCUCCCUUUCAAAGUGGGAAAGGAACUUGGAAGUGUGACACUCCCGCCUGCUUCCUCUUUCAGCUCUCUAUACGCUUUUCAAGGCUCAGAAUCUACCAAGAUCCCUUGGAAAAGUGAAGUGUGUGCUCUCUCUCACUCACAUUCUGUCUCUUGUUGGUGGACUACUCUCAGGAAACUGGGACAGGGUAUCAAUGGGCCUCACUCAAAAACCCCAAAGUGUCUAGGUGCCUAAAAAGCUAGGCAACCCCUGGUCUGAGCACUUGCGGUCAUCAAAAAAUAAGCAAUAAAGCCUGAGCUGGGCAGUUUAUGAAACAAUCCAGAAGAACACAAUAGGACUGAUAAAUUGAUUCAUGCCAACUCUGGACUUUUGGCUACCUUUGGGAAUAGCAUGACCUUGCUGCAAUAGCUACGAGAGAGAGAGAGAGAGAGAGAGAGAGAGAGAGAGAGAGAGAGGUGGCCUAUGUACACUGUGCAAAGCACCGGAAUUAAUAUUAAUCCAGCUGUGCAGAUGAAAGUAAGUGAUGUCUUACGCAGUCAUAACGUGCUCUCUCUCUGGAGUUUCACUUUAAUCCUCAAGCAAUAAUGUUUGACAUAGCAUUUGCUUUAUUCAUUGAAACGUUACAUGGAGUUCAACAGUCUGAAGGGCUUUUUCCACAAUGCACUCAUCUUUCUUCAUCUCUGCGUCAUUUUGUCGUUAGUCUCGGAAUUUGGUCCUUUGUGCUAUUUGUCCUUUCUGGUACCCUAAAGCAUGCUGUGGGGGUGGGGCAUUUUCUCACUUGUUUUGAUUGCUUCAUCUGGAAACCCCACUUUCCAUUUUGCCUUAUUUACAUUUUGGAAAUGUAAUGGGAAUAGGAAACUGGAGCAAAAAUUGUGGGUGACCUUUUAGACUCUCAGAGUGGCUCAGUUUAAGAAUCCUGAAAUCAACAGGCCCCUCCUUUAUUGUGAUCAAUGUCACUGUUUUUCUUUUAAUCAACAUCACUAUCCAGCACUUUGACAGGAAUGUUUUGCAACCCCAACCAACCUUCCAGGUGUGGGGGAUGGGUUUUGUUUUUUUUUUUUUUUUGCAUAAACUGUGCUGCAGCUGUUGGAUUAGCAUUGGUGAGACCUGACUUCAAAUCCCCAUUCAGCCACGAAGCUCUCUGGGUGAUUUUUGGCCAGCCACCCUUCUCAACCCAAGCCCAAUGGGGUUGUUGUGAAUAUAAAAUCAGGAUGGGGAAUGGGAGAAGGACCUUAAACUUCUGGAAGGAAAGCGGAGAUAUAAAUGUAAUAAAUAAAUAAAUGGACACUUCAGUGUUGUCACAAAAAGCUUCCCCAACUCUCACCUGGCCAUAGAGAUGACUCGGCAAAGACCCUUCAUCAGUGGCGAAGUGGUGCACACAGACACUUGCAAAGUUACGUGGAUCAGGGCCACUGUGUUUUCCAAACCAACUGUUAUUUGAAUCCCCAAAAGCAUUUUGCAAUAGCCGCUGUCUCCACUAUUGUAUUUCCCUAUGAACAUUUCUUCUAGAAUAUAAACUGACUAUUGUAUAGAAGGGCAACGGCACAAGGCAUCGAUAUAUUGAUUUUCUAAAGAUGUGCACUUGGGGUUAAAAAAAAUUAAAGCAUCGCAUGAAUAGCAUGCUUUGGGUUGCCACUACUUUAACCAUGUUGUGACGCAUCAAGAGCCAUGUUAUAUGGAUAGCUAUUUAUUUAAAAACAAGUAAAGGGUACUUAUCACUUUAUGCCUUUGAGAGGGAAGAUUACCCUUCACCCUCAUAAGGCCCUUCACUCCCUCUCCCUCUCCCCCCCCACUCUCUCUCUCUCUCUCUCUCUCUCUCUCUCUCACUCACACACACACACACACACACACACAACCUCCCUUGAAAACAAAGAAGUGGUGUCCCAAACUGGGGGUAAGUCUGUGUUUCUAGGCCAGGAAGGCUGCCAAAAUGACUGAAAGCUUGUAGAAAAACAGCCAAAAUGUUUUCUGAACAAAUACAGAGAUAAAUUUAGCUUCCAGCAAAAAUAGGUACACUUGUAUGUCAUGCAAGACUUCAGGGGGAAAUACAGCCUGGUCCACCCUGUAUCAUUUCACAAAUAAUUCAGCUACUGUUUUCUUCCACACAAUGUUAAUCUCCAAAACAAUUUAUUGCUCGCAAGUGGUUCCUGCUUAUACUAUCUGUCUGUGUGCUCUGUCCAUCAUAUACAUUUAUUCUGUUCGAGUGUUACCAGAGCAGCAUGGUAUUGAGUUAUGCGGAACAAUGAAACAUGGUACUCCAAUUAUAUAUUAGGCUUGUGGAGCAAGUGGAUAGGGAAAAAAUUCCCCCAUCUCUCAUAAUACUACAACUUGGGACAUCCUAUUGCUGGCAUCCAUUUGGUCUCAGGAGACAAUGGAGGAGUGUGCCUUUGUUUCAAACCAUUGGAGUGCCUGCCUGCUGUGGCUGUAGAGACUGAGGCAGGAUAGACAUGCUUUGUUGCAGCUGGGGCAGAUGAAGGCAUCUGGUUGUGCUGCUGCAGAUGCACCAUAACAUUUCCUUUCUCUGUGCUCCUCCCAGCAGCCAUUUCCCCUCUCAUCACUGCUGUGGAUACAUGACCUGUUUGUCUCCAAGCACAGAGGUCGUAUGCAAGGGAUUUCCACAUGGCGGGGUUGAUGUUGCCAGCCUUCAUGUCAUGUUUGCAGACAUCUUGAUAACACAGAGUUAGUCUGCCAGCAAGCCUGGUGCCUGAAUCCAGCUCCCCAUAAAGCAUGUGCUUGUGGAUCCUGUCAUCUUCCAUUCUGUGCACAUGGGGAUCACAGGUGGGAAGAAUACAUUUCCGAGCACAAUUCAAAGUGUUGGUGCUGACCUUUAAAGCCCUAAAUAACCUCGGCCCAGUAUACCUGAAGGAGUGUCUCCACCCCCAUCAUUCUACCCGGACACUGAGGUCCAGCACCAAGGGCCUUCUGGCGGUUCCCUCACUGCGAGAAGCCAAGUUACAGGGAACCAGGCAGAGGGCCUUCUUGGUAGUGGCGCCCUUCCUGUGGAACGCCCUCCCACCAGAUGUCAAAGAGAACAACAACAACCAGACUUUUAGAAGACAUCUGAAGGCAGCCCUGUUUAGGGAAGCUUUUAAUGUUUGAUGCAUUACUGUAUUUUAAUAUUUUGUUGGAAGCCGCCCAGAGUGGCUGGGGAAACCCAGCCAGAUGUGCGGGGUAUAAAUAAUAAUAAUAAUAAUUAUUAUUAUUAUUAUUAUUAAUAUUUAUUUAUUUAUUUAGAUCCUGCUUUUGCAAUUCCCACAGGCAUCUGGUUGGCCAUUAUGAAAACAGGAUGCUGGACUAGAUGGGCACUGUAAUUUCAUGGUGAAUUUGGAAACAAGGGAACUGUAGCUCAGCGUAGAAUGCCCCAGGUUUACAACCUGGUGUCUCCAAGUAUUGCUUAGAAAAACACCUGCCUGCUACCCUGGGAGCUCAGUGGGCUAGAUGGACCCAUGAUCUAACUUGGCAUAACAUCCUUAUGCUUCUUAUAUUAAUUUUUUGGGGAAGUUGCAUAGCUCAGUGGUAGAACAUCUGCUGUGCAUGCAGAAGGUCCAAGGUUCAACCCUCGACAUUUCCUCUUAGGGCUGGAAAAUGCACAGGUUUGAACCCCUGAACAGCUGUUGCAAGUCAUUGGAGACAGUUCUGAAAUCAAUGACCUAAUGGAUAGCCAUAUGUUCCAGUAGGUGGCAUGUGUAGAAUGAGCCCCACUGCAGUUCUUGCACAGCCUAGUGUUCCAGCUUGCACAGCAGAGUGCACCACUUUGCUUCUUCCAUCUGAUUUCCAGGAAGCAUCUAAUAUAGAGUCCCAGUGUAUCACUCUGAAAGCACUGAAGCAGCAGCAAUAAAUGAUCCAAGGUUGUACCAAUGGAGUGAAGGAUGCAUCUCAUUUUCUGUCUGCCAGGUAGGUGAAAGUUCAUUGGGAAUAGUAGUACCUCAUCCCCAUUUUCACAACUUCCAACAGCUUCACCCUUCCCUGAUCACAGACUGGUGGGUACUAUUGGCAAGCUCAUCCUCAGUAUGUGGGUCAUUAUGUAUAUUGCCACCUAUGCACAAGUGAGAAGCUCCAGAAAUCCCAAGGUUUGCAGAAGUAUGAAAAAAAUCUUUAGAAAAAAGCUCUAGUGUGGUGUAAAAGAGCCAGUGUGGUGUAGUGGUUAAGAGCAGUGGUCUCGUAAUCUGGGGAACCGGGUUCGCGUCUCUGCUCCUCCACAUGCAGCUGCUGGGUGACCUUGGGCUAGUCACACUUCUCUGAAGUCUCUCAGCCCCACUCACCUCACAGAGUGUUUGUUGUGGGGGAGGAAGGGAAAGGAGAAUGUUAGCCGCUUUGAGACUCCUUCGGGUAGUGAUAAAGCGGGAUAUCAAAUCCAAACUCUUCUCUCUAAGUGGAAGGAGCGGACAUAAAAUAGCUCAGGGAGGAUCAAACAUUUUCAGUGUCUAUGGAAUGCCAACUCACGCUUGAUGUAGGGAAAUGUGAAACAUGGAGAGUGGAAAUUGAAUAGAAUAUUGUGGGAAAGGGCAUGACUGGCAUCGUGAACAGUCCACACUGCAACAUUUUGCAGAACCUACUUGUAUGUAUGCAUAAUGUAUGAUCCAUGUCCAUGCACAGCCUUAGACCUGACCUUCCUUGGUUUUUCUCUGUCCUAUGAGAACAUACAUAUCUUGACAUCUCUCUGAAGAAUGCCAUCUCCCUAUGCAAGCAAUGAACAGUUCAACAGAGAAAUGCACUGACAAAUAAAAGAAGGAUAUCCCAUCUGGCUCUUUGUUCGGCCAGUAUAAUGCACAGCUCCUUUCCAUUAAUGCAGAUUCUUGCUUGUGAUUCUGUGUUGUAAGCCUAAUUACUCUCAAUUUAUUUGCUCAGCCCUGCAUUUGCUAUCUGCUGUUCCAUAAAUAUGAAAUUAUCUAAAUCCUUUUAUAUCUGGCUGUAAUACCUAAUUAUUCCUCAUUUGUUUUUAUUCUCUCCCAAUUUAGAAUCAUCUGUAAAGUUGAAGAUCGUAUUUUUGUAUCAUAAUAAGAGCUCUGAGAUGCUAAGGAAGGAAGAAAAAAAGUUCCAUUUUCUCCUCCCCUUCUCUCAGAAAAAAAGUAACAAGUGAGAGCUGUAUGAAAUGAUAAGGAAAGGAAUGAACACAAGAGUCAAAUAAAUUAAGGAGAAGUUAAAGAACCACAUCAGAUAACGUGAGAUAUUACUGUGACCAGCACCCAUAUAAAGGCCAUAAUAAAGUAUGGCACAGAAACACUGUAUUUGGUGAAUUGAGAGGCCAGUUGUAUGAGUGAGGCAGUUCCUUCAGGUGGCACAUAUUGAGGGACAGGCUAGCAGUCCCAUAAAUAAGCCAGUCUUGCACCCUUGAUGAUGCCCAGGUGCUGUGGAGGAGGAUGCCCUCUUCCCAGUGUUGAUGUAUCAUUCAGCUGCCAAUCCAGCUGUAUUCGACAUGCUAAAUGAGAGGGUGCCAUGUUGUCCUUUUGCCCCAGGCAACAAAAUGUCUCUGACUGGCCCUGGUGAUUUGUCAGACCUCUCCAUUCAAUCUAAAUGAGAAAUGUUGUCUCUAAGAUCGCCUUCUCCUUUCAUUCAUAAAAGAAGAAAGUUCCAUGUGCAACUGGAGGCAGGCAAGCUCUGCACACAGAAUAAAAUCUAAAAGAGUGAGGCUGGCAGGCUAGGAACUGAAAUUGGUUUUUUAAAAAAAUAAUAACAAUAAUCCCCAAAUGUUCCACAUUCACACUUGUUGCUGCCUUUAACAGGAAAGAUAAUGAGCCAUAUUUUAUCCAUUGUUUCCUCCGUCUGGCUCACUAUUUUUAAAAACAUUGUAAAAUCAAAAAAGUUACAAAGGGUUAUCUGGCCAAUAGCAAGAUCAAUGAUCUCUCCAGCAGAAUGCAAAGUUCUGCCAGGGAACAUUCCAGCUUAGUCCACGCAGCAGCCUCAUCCAGGUGCAGGUGUGACAAAUUUCUGCCAAGAGGCUUAUUACUAUCAUCAUUCUUAAGACUAUCCUCUCUCUUCUCUUCUCUCAGGUGCAGAACCCGGCACCUGUGUUAAAUUGCCAUCUCAUACUGGUCUAACAGCUCUGGCUUCAAUCUCUGUGAACAUUAACCUCAAGAGGAGCCCAUGGGGAAGCUGGAUGUGUUUUGAUGAUGGCUGCUUUGUUUUCUUUGUGAAUCAGGCACGGAAGCAAAGCUUGCUUCCCACAUUAACCCAAGUGGGCUGAGGACGAAGACAGAUGCUUAUUUUCCUUUGACCUUUCCUUGCCAAUGCCACCUUGAAAGGUUUAUCUGAAAAUUAGCUAGCACAAGGAUUAGCCUUAUUCAGCAACUUUGUUGUGAAUCGGAUUUUACAAAAUAAAUGAACAUUGGAUAUAAAACCAAUCUAUAAUAAUUAUCACCCUAGUUAUCUCGUCAGGUUCAUUGCUUGGGUCCAGGUCAAGAUACCAUGGAAACUAUUCAAGCUAUAUUGUUGAAAAGUAAGAGUCCUCUCAGAUUUCCUUAUAAAUAACAAAGUGCCCACCCGCCCUAUAGAUUUAAUGCUGCACUUUAAACAGCCAUGGCUUCUCUCAAAGAGUGCUGGGAAGUGUAGCUUGUUAAGGGCGCUGAGAGUUGGCAGAAGACUGCUAUUCCCCUCACAGGGCUGCAGUUUGCAGAGUGGUUUAACAACCAGUCCCUCUUCCCAGAAAACUAGGGAAUUGUGGCUGUACGAGAUAAAUAGGGGUCUUCUAAGAAUUCUAAACAUCAUUAACAAGCGGCACUUCCCAGGUUUCUGUGGGCGGAGCCAUGACUGUUGAAAGUGCUACAACACAAUAAAAUGCUGCUACUCACCAUACUAGGUUCCCAAACAGGGUUAGGAUUCUCACACUGACUAUUUGUGAAAGACUACUAUGGCAAAUGUGAUGGAUGUAAUGUGGGGGACGGGGGGCCUCCUUAUACUUGGAUACAUGAUUAGAAGAUAGAAGAAACUAAGAAGUCCAUCAGAUCUAGUAGGCUAGAAAGGUGACCAUAAAAAACAGCCUUGUUGGAUCAGGUCAAAGGCCCACCUACUCCAGCAUCUUGUUCUCACAGUGGCCAACUAGAUGCCUCUGGGAAGCCAGCAAGCCAGGACCAGGGCAGAGCAAAUCUGUAAUUCCCAGCAGUUGGUAUGCAGUGAUACUGUAAUAUAUCAUCCCGAGUAAUGUGUGUUUCAGGUAUAACAGUAACGUGGCUGCUCUAUAAGCAAGAGCAGUAUAGAUAUAUUAAUAUCAAUUAACCUAUCAGUAUUAUCAUGCAGUAUUAUCAAAGAUUACACUCACAGAACAUCUAGUAUUGAUUAUAGGAAAAUGCUGCCCCAUCUUUUGCUGCACUGAUUUGCAAAAGCAUACAACGUGUCACACAGUUUCUCUUUCCUUAUAGAAAUAUUUUUAGAAUUAAGCUGUACAAACAUUAUUUUGAAUCUAUUGUAAGUAAAGUGUGCUUAAAAACCUACAUAUGCAAGUGAGGCCACAAAAACAAACAAUUAAAAAAUUGCAAAAGAAAAAAAAUAAUGCUAAAUUUGUACAUCUAGUUUAUUGCUUCAAAUUAUGGAGUAAUUUGAGAACUCUGUGAAGUCAACCUUGGAUCCUGCAAGGCAGACCUAAUCUACAUGUACAUAAUUUAGAUUUUAUUGAGUUAAGAAUGAUAUAAUAAAACGCUGAAAUCAACAAGAUAGAGAGAUAAGAUUGAUUCAUGUAGGCUCAGGCUACAUAUUUUAGGGGGGGAAAUCUACAAAAGCAAAUUAGGAAAUUUUAAUAAGCUGGAGAAUAUUAUCAAAAGCAGGUCCAACAAGCCCAUUGGAAAACUCAAUGCAGUGCCAUUUGCAUUCACGCUCCAAAUUCUUAUCUUGCUUUUUUCUUAUCAACGUGGCAUUUUCAUUCCAGCGGAAGAUAUUUUAGGUUCCGUUUCAGCGUUACUUUCCUCACUGAAGUUACAAUUCAGUCUGGGUAAGUGAGAUAAAUUUUGCUGGUCAGCUGUGCAGUAUUAAUUCCUCCACUGGCUGUUUGCCAUGUAAGCAACAUUCCCCCCCUCCAACUAUAUUUUCUAGUUCUGACAUUCUCUUGUUUAGGCUAGCAUAAUUCUUUUUUAGAAUUCUUUAAACCCAUUCCUGUUUAUAAUGGAACAUUAUACAAGGGUAAUCACAAGACUGACAGUGGAAUAAGUCUGUUUGAAGUUUCUGGGUCACUCCUUUUUUGAAUUUCAUUCUGGUAGGCGGGAUUAGCAGCUAAAAAUUAGCAUUGUAAUAGCAAAAGCCAAACAAAUGUAGGAAGCCAAGUUUAUUGUCACAUCUUAAGGAUGAGGCCAGCUAGGAAUAGCCAUUUUUAUUACAGAAUAAUAAAUCUCACUAAAAAUAACAACAGAGCCUAUAGUCUCUGACGUGAUCUAUUUUUAUCGCAGAUGCAGCUUGCCAGGUGGGGCAGAGCCACUGCCCUAGGUUCCUGGCAGGUGGGUGUCACUGUUGCUCACCUGGAGAGUGAGGGAUGAGAUGGUGGUGAAGUCGACAGGGUGGAAACACACCAGCAGGAGUGCCAUGUUGGUUCUGGCAGUGCAUUUGCACUGUGCCAACCUCCCUGCCACUUUGCACCGCCCAGUAAGACACAGUGGCUCACCUGCCAAGAAGUUGGUUCAGUGGCUCUGUCUCUGCCAGGAAGCCACUUCUGGUUUUUUGUGUUAUCUCAGGCUGCAGUUUGAAACCUAUGAACUAGGGAAUAAGCCCUACUGAAUACAGUGGGACUUCUGAACAGUCACCAAAAUGGUUCCUCACAGGAAUAUUAAUCAACAGUGGCAGUCUUCUGUUCCUGCUGAGUUCACAUUGCCCCAGAGUCUCAUUUCUACUGAACAAUACAUCUGAAUCUGUAUUGGCUCCGACUGCAACUGUUUUAAACGAAUCUAUUUCUCAAGCAGCAUGAAUCUUUCUCUUUGGGCACUGUGUACGGCUAUUAGAACAUGGUUAAACAAUUCAGGCCUAACUAGCAUUAGGCCAUUAAGAAUAGUUGACAUAUUUCAACUAUUCUUGAAGGGUUUUGUAAGAGCGAUAUUUUGGAAUUUUCACAAGUUGUUUCGUGGUUUUCUUUUGUUUUUAAAGGUAUAAAUGAACAGUUGUAGUUAAGUGGGGUUAAUUGGGCUUCGUUUAGCAUGGUGAAGCUCAUUACAGCAGCAAAAGCAUAAUGUAGGAGAAUUAAUCGUCCAAUGCUGUGUGUCUGAAAAUAAAUAGAUCUUAGGAACACUAGGUACAUUUGAAAUUUUGAGAUUGUAUUGUGGGGUGGGUCCCAAACACAAAAUGGCUGCCAUGAGGGCAUGGCAGAACACAUUCUGACUGUCGUGGGGUGUGGCAUAAAUAAGCAUAAAAGAGACAGAACCACAAUGGGAAUAUAGGCACCUAUAUCAGCCACAGCCACACUCAAAGAGAGAAGGACUUUGCAUCUCUUCUCUGCUCAGAAUAGAAGAGUGGAUGGAUAUCCAAUCUUGGCAUCCAUUGAAAGAUGGACGGCAGGGGGGUGUUCAGAGUAGGAGCCAUCAAGCCAGUGCAAACAGAAUAUUCACAGGAAGAGCAAUGAAUCUCUUUUGCGUUGUGAAUUGAUUAUCUAAUGCAAUAUUUUAAGCAUCACAGUGACAGAAAAAGAACGGCUUGUAAAGAAAUGUUUGUAGUAAGCAUUAAGCAUUCCCAUAAAAAAAGUCUGGUUCCAAACAUGAGAUGAUAUAACAGCACUGUCUAAUUUACACCUGCAUCUUUGUCAUCAGAGGACUACAGGAUCCAUGUGAUGAAUUAUUGUAGAUGAACUAUGAAAGAUCUAACCCAACAGAGAGAAUUCAUAUAAACUUUAUUCAGCUAAGCACCAUAUAUCUCAAUGUAGUGAGUCGACUCAUUCAGCUGCCACCAGUCGAGUGUUGAGAAAAGAAUCAUGGGAUGCACAUGCAUAUGUGAACCAGCUCUUAGUGACUGGCUUUUCAAAGAAAUUAAGCUUCCCAGUAGCCUUCUCUGCUUGGCUCCUUUUGUGCAUGGACCUGACAUUGUACCAGCAACAGGACCUAUUGAUAUAAGAUCUGCCAAAAUCUCAGCUGCCAUUGUCACGUCUCUGCCUCUCCCAUCCUUGCAUCUAAUUGCUUCAUUCCAUUGGCUCUUGUGUUUCUUUUUAUAUUGAUCUCAUUAGCAUUCCGCAAGAGUUCCCUGCUGUCAGCUUUCUUGUUUGCCUUUUGCUGUUACUGUGGCUCUAUUUUCUUUGUUCACUUUUCUGUCAUGUUUCAUCUUACCUGUCUGUUGCGAGUACUUUAUGUACCAUUUUUUAACACUGUGCUUCCUUUUAUGAAUCCCGAUUUUUCCAAUAUUUAAGUCAUUUUGCUCAUGUUACAUCUGGAUUCCAGCUUGUGUCUGGUGUCCGUUGGACAUCAGACUCAGCACUUGGACCAUUAAUCUGUCUAGGUCAGUACUGUCAACUCUGGCUGGCAGUGAAUAUCCAGGAUUCCAAACAGGAUUCUCUCCCAGCCCUGCCUAGAGAGGCCAGAGAUUGAAACUGAGACCUUCUCCAUGCAAAACAGGGGCUCUGCCACUGAGCUAUGGUCCUCCCUAAUUCAAGGGGCCUCAUUCAAGUCACCACAACCUGUAGGUGGCACCAAACUGAAUAAGCAAUAUCUUAAAGACCUUGUUUAUUUAAGUUUUGAGGUCUUUAUAAAAGUCCCAGAGCUAGAAGAACAAAUCAUAAUGGUGAUAACAGGGUGUUUUAUUCAUGUAGCAGAUUUUUGAAGAGCAAGAGUUAGGAAUAAAGCAAGAAUAAGCAGAUGGAGUCAAAUGGGGUAGGGUGGAAGGAGUUGGAAAUAUAAGAAAUGUAAUAAAAAGCAUGAUGUCCUUAAAACUGAAGAGAUUAGAAGACAUAUGAGAUCCAAAAACGGACAGAAUUUCAAAACUGUAAUAAGCCAGAUCAAUGACUGGUGAAUGAAGAACAAAGAAAAUCUUUGCAGCUCCCAAUAUUUGUACUUCUGUUAUGCUCUUUGAUUCACAAAUAGUCAUUUAUUACAGCAUGUUUGUGUGCUUUUUUCUGUGAAUUUUAUACUAGGAACUGGCUUCCCUUAGGCUAUUAACUGGCACAGGGCCCAAAUGAAAUUGAUCCUUUUGGACUUGGUAAUUCACACUUUCUGAAACAAUGCGUGAAAUGAAACACAGCCAUCUUUCAAAACUUCUGCUUAUCCAAGUUUUGUGAUGCAAUUCUCCAGCCAAGCAACGUGUACACAAAUGCAUAUACUAAAAAGUGUACAAAAAUACAUUUAUUAGUGAAAAUAGCAUGCAAAAAUGUGUAUAUUAGGGAACAUUGUAGACACAAAUGUGUACAUUAGGAGAAAUUCGCACUAAAAUACAGAUGAAUUUUCAUGAGGAUUUUGGUUUUUUUUAAGAUCAUGAACUAAUGUAGAAAUGUGGAGAACUGAAAACUGGAAAACAGGAAACUGAGAGAGAUAGAAACUAACACAUUUCUGACCUGGGCAGCUGUUAGAUGGGCAGUGGUGGCUUUCGGGAGGGGCACUCUGAGAAAAGGAUCCUGGACUAGAUGGGCCAUUGGCCUGAUCCAGUAGGUUCUUAUGUUGUGGUACUGAGCUUUGUUAACUUCUGGUGUGAAGACUUAUGUGAGUUUGCUGUAACAGAGACACAGAUCCUUACACUCAAGGAGCAAGAGCUACGCAAGAAUCUAGAUUCAUGGUUUAGGGUGGUAGUGAAUUAGACAAAUAAUGAACAUGGCUAUUCUUAAAGUCCGUACUUAUUGGGCAUGUUAGCUAAUAAAAUAUAACUAGAAAUUAAUCAAAUAGUACAACAUUCAAUGAAAUUUGAGGAAACGGCAUUUGCUUCAAGUCUGAAAAUGUAGGUCCAAGGAAUUUUUCCAAAAAAUAGGCAAUAAUAAGUUGGAGAGAGAAUGUGUGAUGUUUGGUUUCAUGUUGGAAGAGUAGCAUUCUAAGACUAAGGUCUCAUUACGUUAUUUCGACCUCCCCCUCCCCCCCGGUCCCCGGGUACAGGAUUUCUAAAGAAACCCCCAAAGGCUACAUCUGGAAGGCUGAAAUAUAUGUUCACCUAGAGAUGAUAUUAGAUGCUUUAUGAUUAUACCAGAACACACCGUUACAUAAAGCACUUUGACAAGACACCUCAUGCAGAUUAAUUACAUUUCAGGAUUCUAAGGGGAACAUGCAUUUAAAAGGACUUGGGAGUGAUUUUUCAUAUCAUAUUAAAGGACAAGAAAAAAGUAUCAAAGGACUAGAGGGUGCCUGAUCCAGUUCUUGUAUUUUAAGAGAUGUGUCAACAGAGAAUUCAGGAAAGAAUAUCAGAUCUCUACAUCUGACUUAUGUUGUCUCAAGAUAUUACUUUUCAGAAGGAUAAUGUAGAAUUUAGAAAUGUAUAAGGAAGAAAGCUCAUUGCUGAUAUAUGAAAGAACCUCCGGAUCUUAUGAGUAUGCUUGAUUCCUCUAUGGAAAUCUUUAAUGGCUCAAUAAAAGUAAGCAAUAGAAUAUAUAUUUUAACAGACCUUGAGAGCUAAAAUACAGUUAUAAAACCUUCCAUCUAUAGUAGAUUAUCCCCCCCCCCAAAAAAAAAAAUUCUUACUGAUGUAGAAAUCCUUGGCCAUGUAAUCUUUUCUGAUGAUUUCCACCCCAUCAUGCAUCAAGGUUAGCAAGUGGACUCUUUGCAACUGGGGAAGCAGGGAAUAGGCAGAUAUGAACUGUGGUCUAGGCUCCAUCUAUAUCUGAAUGGACAUGGAAUUAGCUAAGAUCAGGGUGGAGAGAGGUAGCAUAAGAAGAGGAUCAAAGACCUGUUCUUGCAGUGGCCAACCAGAUGCUUAUGAGGCUAAGUUAGUGAGUGCUCCUCUCCUCAAAGCUGUUCACAAUGUGCUUUGGUCCUAGUUUCUGAUCGGCAGCACUCAGGAAACUAUGUGCUGGUGAUGCAUCACGGUGCUGGUGAUGCAUGCAGGCUACAGCAGAAGCAGAAACAAUUCUAGUAAAAACAGUAAAAGUGAGUGAUAUUGAAUACGAGUGGGACCUGCAACAAACAAUUGUUAUGUAGAGAGAUCCUGUUCAGUGUUCCAGUCAGUCAACCCUCAUGCUUGAUACCCCAAUCCAGUUUAAAAGCAAAAUGGGCCAUCAAACAAAUAAGGCAGUGGUUUUUACAUACUGGAGAGACUCCCUAGAUAUGCAUAAAUAUUUUAAAAUCUUUUUUUUAAAAAAAACUUAAAUGUAUGUAAUAACCAGUGCUUUUUUUUUCUGGGGAGGACGCAGGGCUACACAUACCCCUAAACAUUUUAUGAAUCUAAGUUUGGCCUCAAGGGGCAAUCUUUCAAUAUGAGUAGGAAAAUGAGAGUACCCCUAAACAUUUUUUUAGGAAAAAAGCACUGGUAAUAACCCAUUAGUUUCCAGACUUAAUGGAUUAAACAAACCUCCUCCUCCAUUGGUGAUCACUCAUAGCUGAGUAAGAUUGUCUUCCAUGAACACGGUCUUAACAGUGAGUCUGUAAGUGACUAUGGAGACCAAUUCUGGAUCUACACAUCCAUCCACAGUGGGGACAUAGGUUUCCUUGUGAGAGUUGAUCAUGAUGAGGGUUUGCCAAACGUGCCUUUCUCUUACCUUGUUUCUCCUUUUUGUCCUGAGUUUGAGUGUCCUUAAAGUCCAAACCAGGCAGAUUUCAGGCAGAUAAAUGCAUCUUUUCCAUCCUCAGCCUUCCUGCAUUGGGGCAUUGGGUAGGAAGGUCUAAUCCAGGUUUCCUCAACCUCAGCCCUCCAGAUGUUUUUGGCCUACAACUCCCAUGAUCCCUAACUAGCAGGACAAGUGGUCAGGGAUGCUGGUAAUUGUAGUCUCAAAACAUCUGGAGGGCCAAGGUUGAGGAAGCCUGGUCUAAUCCUUAUACAGUGGUACCUCAGGUUAAGAACUUAAUUCGUUCUGGAGGUCUGUUCUUAACCUGAAACUGUUCUUAACCUGAAGCACCACUUUAGCUAAUGGGGCCUCCUGCUGCCGCUGCACCGCUGCUGCACGAUUUCUGUUCUCAUCCUGAAGCAAAGUUCUUAACCCAAGGUAAUAUUUCUGGGUUAGCGGAGUCUGUAACCUGAAGUGUCUGUAACCCGAGGUACCACUGUAGUAAACACUGAUCCUGUCCUCCACACAAUUGGGAGCACUGAGUAUUCAGCCCAGCAUGCUCACAAUCUGCACCAGACCUUUGCACAAAGAGUGGUAAUAGGGCUGGGAGGUGAUUUUCCUGUAGCCCCUCCAAAUAUACAACUUAAGAUGUCAGCUGUUGCUGGCUAGUGUUCAUACAUUAAAAACACUUGAUAAAUUUAAUAUUGCCAGAGAGUCUUGUUCCUGAGGGUCCUGAUGUAACAAAUUUGCACCCAUGAUUCCUGGGGCGGCAAAUGAUACAGGGCUGUUUGCCUGCUUCCAUACAUGGCUCUUCUUCUCUGAGUCAUCUUGACACAAAAAAGUUUGCAGUGUGAAAUCGGGAGCAUGUCAUUUUUCAGAGUUCUCUAAUCAGACACUUCCCUUAGACUUGCUUGAAUACAAGUGCUACACACUGCGUUUGCUUUGCUUGUGGCUGGUAUUUCCCAGGAAAGAUUUCUGUUCCCUUGUUUAUACUUACUUUGAUGAUCAUUCUCAAAUAUUUGCUCCCCUCCCCCAGACUUCUCUCAGAGGUGUGCCCCUAUUGAAAGGAAAACUUUCUUCCAUGUUCAUACAGGAAUGGACAUAUCUGUCUAGUUCUGGCCUGUAUCAUUUUCAUAUGUGUUUGUUCAUAACUCCUCCUCUCCAUCCUGUUUGCACAUCUAUCUGCAUUUUUAAAAUACAAAAAUCCACACUUAAACACAUAUGUAAUUACAUAUUUAAUCACAAACUACUUAUUUGACUCCAUAUAAACAUUUCUAAAGUUAUUUAUUUAUUGCUUUUGGGUACCCUUUGUUCAGCCAAAAACUUUAUUGUCAAAUUCAGAGAAGUGUGAAAUCUGAAGGAUAAUUAAUGUGAUCCCUGUGUCAGUCUGGGAGGUGCAAAUUAGAUCAGUUUCACUUUGAAAAUAUGAACCAAAUGAAAUUCUUGUCUAUCCCUGUUCUCAUGUAGUUACGCCAAAGCAGCAGCACUAGCUGUGUCUCAGGAGAUGGGCCAGUCAUGAAAAGCUAAGCAUUGUUAUCACUCAACAGUAAAAAGAUGGUGUGGGCAGUAGCUGUGUGGCUUCAGAUUUAUUUGAGGCUAACUCUUAAUAUCCCCCCCAAAUGUGCUGUUUACCCUUCAGAUCCAGAAAGAAAGUGAUGAGCUUUCCUUCUUUUGUAACCUUAAAAUAAAGCACAUAAAGGAAAACAUUGUCCUCAUGGCUCAAUAGAUUAAACCUUGAAAUGACACUUGAGAAGCAAGAGCUGUAGAUAAACAUACCUUUGUUUUAUAAGAAUUCACAGAUAGUAGCUUGGAGGGUUUCCUAUGUGGAGUUUGUUUCCACUUUUUCUGUUUAUGAGCUUCAGAAAUGUUUUAAGCCAGAAGGGCUGAGGCAUGGAAAAUCAAUAUGGAGCCCUUCAAAUAAUUUGAACGGAAACUCCCCCCAUCCCCAAAUGUUAGCUAUGCUGGCUGGCACUGUUGGACUUUGGAAAACACCAUGCUGGUCUGAGGGCUGUUGGGUUGUGCUAAUAUUGUGUGAGUGCUUUGUUUGUUUGUUUGUUUGUUUGUUUGAUUGUUUUAUUUGCAAUCUGUUGUAAGCUGCCGAAAGAAUUUUUCAGUGGAAACAUGAGAUACACACCUGUAAAUUAAAUAAAUAUGCAUAUUAAUAAUAAUAAAUACAUAUCUUUCCAUGGGUUUGAAAAGCAACUUGCAGGCAAGUCAUGUGUGGAAUUGAUGCUGGCCUCAUUUCCUACUUCGACAGCCCUUGUUUAAAAUAAAAGAUUGAGAAGAAGAAGAAGAGUUUGGAUUUGAUAUCCUGCUUUAUCACUACCCUAAGGAGUCUCAAAGCAGCUAACAAUCUCCUUUCCCUUCCUCCCCCACAACAAACACUCUGUGAGGUGAGUGGGGCUGAGAGACUUCAGAGAAGUGUGACUAGCCCAAGGUCACCCAGCAGCUGCAUGUGGAGGAGUGGAGACGCGAACCUGGUUCACCAGAUUACGAGUCUACCGCUACACCACUACACCACACUGGCUCUCUUUUAGGCACUCAACCUAGACACCCAAGGGCAAAAGCAUGUAGAAGGACGGGGGUCCACACAUAGAACUUGUCCCCAGUCUCACUGGCUGUGCCUGCUUCUCCCCUGACCUUGGCAUGUUUAGCCUGCAGGUCUGAGGGGGACUUGUAAGUGCCCUUACAAGCCUCCUCAUAAUCAAGAUCCCUGUCAAUGGCAAUAUGCAGAACAUGAUGGAUCCAUCCGUUCCUGCAACUUCUUGGUGAUUAUUGUGUGAUCACAGUGACAAUUUUGGAAGCUGCUGCUGCUGUUGUCUUAGCUAUUGUGGUGUGGUGCUGCUUUCAAAGUAUAGCACAGGUGGAGCCUGAGUGGAUAUUUCAUACAUGAAUUUCACUGAAGUGAUCAAACCUUCAUGUCGACUGCCUGGGCACCUGCACUUGAACUCAGGAUGAAAGGGAGAAAUGAGCUAAGAGCAAGGCAUGUUUGGCAAACCCUCACCAUGAUCAACUCCCACCCGGAAACCUAUGUCCCCACUAUGGAAGGACAUGUGGAUCCAGAAUUGGCCUCCGCAGUCACUUAUGAACUCACUUUUAAAACUGUGUUUAUGGAAGAUAAUCUUACUCGGCUACAAGUGAUUGCCAAAGAAGAGAAGAAAGAUUAUGUAAUAACUACAAAAGCAAAAAGAAUACGAUAAAUGUUUGCGAAGAGGCUGUAGCUGGCACCUGUUGUGUGCCAAUUCACCAGCAGCCCACAAGAGUCAAAUGGCACACCAGCCCAAUCACAACUUGCUCCCACAUCCUGCUGUGUAGAAGAAAAAGGGAGCAGGACAUCUGGUCCUAGAUUGGAAGGAAUAUAUGAACAGUGUAUCAGAUACAGUGGGGCCCAAAUUAACAUGCAGUUAGGGGAGACUUUGAAUGAGAUUACUAGCUGCACACACACACACACACACACACACACACACACACACAAUUCCCAUCAUGUUGCGUGUUCAAGAGUGACUGUCUGCUGUUGGAAGGUUUCAUGUACUCCGGGUUCAAAAGCACACACCCCAUGGGGAUAGGAGCCUUGUCUGCUGCGAGACAACUGCCCUUGGAUGUGCGAAGGGCAAUGGAGAUGUAGGUAGCAAGUUUUUUUGUACAGACUUACAAUUUGCCCUGGAAUUUGCACAGUGCAGAGUGGUGUAUAAAUAUUUUAAAUAAAAGGCAUACAUUUUCCAAUUCUGAUAUUUUAUUUUGUGAGAUAGGGUGGCCAGACCUAUAUGGGGUGACUUUUAUGUGGAAUCUAUAUGUGGCUACCUCGUCUAUUUAUAUAAUGGCAUCAUACUUGCUGUUAUUUGCUACUGGAAAGAAUGAAACAAAACCAAAAACUGUUCAUUUUUCAGUUCACCUAGGCUAGUUUCUUUCUGAAUGUAUUCAUAUUUCUGUCUGCUACAGUACCCUGUGGUACAUCUAGCUCCUAUAACAGGCAUAUUUCUCCCACAUCUGCCUUUUAUCCCAACCAUGCAACUAGAUCAAGCUUGGCAUUCACAACCUCUAUUUAUCCACAACCUCUCUUUAUCACUCUUUUGAAUCUAUAGGGUGCAGUUCUAUUAAAAAUGAGAUGACAUAAAUGGACAGACACAAGAGGUAGGAGUCUAAUUCUGUCAUUCACUGUGGUGAGCAGCAGAGAUGCCUUAUCACCAGGGGUCAGCAAACUUUUUCAGCAGGGGGCUGGUCCACUGUCCCUCAGACCUUGUGGGGGGGCAGACUAUAUUUUUUUUGGGGGGGGAGAACGAAUUCCUAUGCCCCACAAAUAACCCAGAGAUGUGUUUUAAAUAAAAGCACCAGGCAGGUGCUACAAAUAAUCCAGAGAUGAAUUUUAAAUAAAAGGACACAUUCUACUCAUGUAAAACCACGCUGAUUCCCGGACCGACUGUGGGCCAGAUUUAGAAGGCAAUUGGGCCGGAUCCGGCCCCUGGGCCUUUGUUUGCCUACCCAUGCCUUAUCACUGUGGCUUCAUACAACAACUCCAUUCCUUCAUCCAUGAGGCCAACAUGACAAAAGAGAGCAAAAAAGUAAAGAGCUAUGCAAGAAGCAUUUGCAAGAAGUGUCAACAACAAUCAUGCUAUAUUUUUGUAAUCAAUGGAACCUAAGGAUUAAUCAUAAAUUCCAAUUCAGUCCAAGCUAGUGUGUUUACCCUUUACAUGUAACAUUCAUUUACACAUUUUUAACAGAAUUGUGGCAAAUGCAUAGGUCACUCACCUUUGAGCUUUCGUAAAGUCUGUAUCUGUUGUUUAUCUGUGUUCGGGUUCAACUCCAGCAGCUCUCCAUCUGUUUGCUGUCUGUUUUCUAAACGGAGGCAGCAUCCUGAGGGGCAAAGAAGACAGGCAACAAUUAACACUGCAGCAUACUAGAGAGGAGGCAGUUUUCAGUGGAACUGUAUAGAUACCCAUAUUUUCCAUAUGUUUUUAUUGUGUGCAGUGUUGUGAUUUCACUCUCUAAAACAGAUGAUAUGCUGCGGGGUUUUGUUGACUCACACCACUUGUUCCACAUAGACAAGCACUUGCAGCAGAUCCUGCCAUCUGCAUUGCUAAAAUUAAGGGGUGCCAGGGGCACAGCUCCCCCCCCCAUUCACUUCUUUCUCUAUGCUGGAGCAGGGGAAUCUCAGGGUUGUAUUCAAUUAAGUCCCACUCAUAGUAGGUCCACUGAAGUUAAUGAACCUAAGUAAGUAAUGUAUAUGAACUUCAAUAGGUUUACUCUCAGUUGGACUAGCAUAGAUCCUCACAUUUUAUGCUGUCAGAGCAAAGUAUUAUGCUACAGUAGCGAUGGAUGGAUCAGUUCAUUUGGUUAUUUCCAUUCCUGAUGUUUUCCAGUCUUAAAUUCAGUUCUGAAUUUUCCAGUUUUCCAGUUCUUAAAUUCAGUUUUUCUACAAUCUGUGGGAUUAAAAUAAUGAUAAUAAUAAUGAAAAUUCAUCAGCAUUUGAAUGCUCAUGUCCUAAUAUACCCUUUUGCAUGAAAUUUCCCCUAAUACAAGGUGUUUUUGUAUAUUAUUUUUACUAAGUAUAUUACGCAUACUUUCCCCUAUUUUAUGGACUUUUAAAAAUACGGUUUGGUUGCAGAACUGCACCACAAAAUUCAAGUAAGUGAAAAUUUCAGAGGAUGCCUGUGUUUCAGUACUUUCUUAAGUGAUAAUUUGACAGGUUCACUUGUAAAUGGAAACCGAAUCAAAUUUCUUCCUCCGCCCUACUCUACAUUUUAUUGAAGCCUAUUAAAGGAGCACCUAAGACAGUCACAUAUAAUGUGAGGACAAAGGAAGACUUCAUGGAGAGUUGUAGGUUAAGGUGUGGAACAGGAAGCCACCUGUGCAGUUCAUAAUAUGAUUAUUUCAUGAGGCUUUGUUUGGGAUGUCUGUUCUAAAAUUAGAUCCACGGAAUCCCCAGUUUGCUGCUACAAUAGAGUUGUGAGUAUGAAAGAAAUAGAUAUUCUCGGUUCUGCUUCUAAGCCUCCCAACAUUACUAAAGGGAUAAUAUUAAAGCCUUUCAGCCUAUACCAAGGCACCAGACAGGGCUGUCCUCUCUUCUUUAUUAUUUAAGUUGGCAUCAGAAUCCCUUUCUUGUGCAAUUCAGCAAAACCUCACAAUUAAAGAAAGGAAUAAAAUUUAAAGACUCUGAUAUUGCCCUCUGUGCUAAUGAUGCCAUAGUAUUUGUUGAUGACCCUGACAACUUCAGUCAUAGCUUUAACUGAUUUGAUUCACAAAUUUGAUAGCCUUUGGAGAUCAGAAUUAAUGCCAGAACUAACACACACCUUUUCAAUCAGAAUUGACAUAUACCUCUUCACCUCUUUUAUGUUUGUGGGGCUUCAGCAUCCAAACCAGAGGCCUAAUAUAUCUAGGAAACAAGGUCAAAGAAUGGCUCACACCUUGCUGCAAUAAAAGAUGACUUGGAUAGGUGGGCUAUGUAAUCUGUAAACAUCUGGGGUAAGAUUAAUGUUAUGAAAAUGAAUGUGGUAUAAUGCUUGUUUUUUUACAUGGCUUACCAAUAUACAUCUCAGGUUCCUAGUUUACACAUAUCAAUAAGUUUUUGUAAGGCCUUAUAUGGUGCAGUAGAGCACCCCACAUUUUCAUUAUAUAAACCUCAGCUUUGAUCUAAGAAGAUUUUAACUUCCCCAAACUCUUUAUAGAGCUUUUCUCCUUUCCCAAGUACAUAAAUGUCACAGCCAGAAUCCUCAUAUCAACAUCAGCCUAGACAAUAUUAGAACAGCCCUUUCUACAUUGAUGGGGUAGACAACCCUUAGUUUCAGGUAUAUUCACAACUUUUCUGAUAAACAUCUGAUACCCUCCACCCCCGUAUCCUAGACUGCCAACACAUUAUUGAGCCUUCCAUCGGUGCAAGGGAAAUAACACUUUGGCAUAAUCCAGAACUAAAAAAUUGCUGGUCUCACAGUUUAGUAAAAGACUAGGGCAGAUAAUCAAAUUCUCACUUUGGAUCAAUAAACAGACAAGGAAAGUAAUUUUGUCCCCUUCUCUUGCUUUCAAGAAACAUACAGAUCACCUGAUACCUCCCAGUGAUAUUAUUUACAGUUGAAAAGAGUAUUAGUUUCUUUGGAUUGUAUCCAAUGAAGUUUUCUCAUUGGCACAGGGGUUUCGAACCAGUGUGCCGUGGCACCCUGGGUGGCUUGAAUGAUGGUCAAGGGUGCCAUGGGCAACACUGACAUCUGUCCCUCUUUCCUCCCCUUCCUCCCCUGAUGCCCUCUUGUGCCUCUGCCUCCCAAAGGAUUGCACAGCUGCUUGUUGCAGAAGCCCUGGCUACAAACUCCGUAGGUUAAUGGUGCCUCUGGAGUUGGCUGGGAGAGCUGGUUGCCACGAGCUGAGUGAGGCAGCCUCAGAGUAAGCAAGCAAGUGGGGAAGGGAGCCCAGCCAGACAGUCCAUCAGCCCUUGCUGCUGGGAAUGGACAGACAAGUCCCAAGCCCCUGUGGGCCAGUGUGAGGAGGCACCUCUCUUUUGGGCAGGGAGGCAACUCAGAGACCAGGGGCUGCAGCAGCGGCUGCCCAGAAGACUCCCAAGGAGAAGAGAUGAGGCUGAGGGAACACUCCACAAGGGAGGGUGUUCAAAAAAGCAUGAGAGGCUGCCGGCUCUGCAGGAAAGGGGUAACAUAACUGGGCUCCUGAGCCCCACAGGGUUGCCACAGAAAGAAUGUAGUUGGUCAAGAGAGCUGUGGACUUUAAAAGGUUGAAAACCUCUGCAUUAGAAGUCCUUGAGCUAACAGGAUUACUUUGUUGGAUACAACCCUUAAUUUGGUCAUGCUGCCUGCAGUGCUUCUAAACUGCCCCCUCCUCAUAUUAAUUAGGGGGUCUACUUCCCUACACUACUCAAGCCAACUAUAGUUUUUAACCAUUGACUUGUGGAUAAAACUAAAUGUUAUACAACACCCAUGUGUGCAGAAUGGAACAAGGAGCUGGAUAAUCAAACUCUUCCAAAUCAAUGGAAGGCUAUGCUCUCGUCAAUUAAAAUCUCAACCCUAGUUUGAGAUGGCCCUGCAGAAUUUAUUAUAUCUCCUUUACAAUUUUGUAAGAAAAAUAUGCUUUCUUUUUCCAGUUGCUGGUGAUGUCAGUGACAGAGAAUGCUCCUUAACAUACAUGAUGUGGCACUGUUCUUCAGUUUUUCAAUUCUGAGGUCAUUGUCUGUAUCAACUUUGGCCUGGAAACACAUUGCAAAAAUUGGGGUGGGGGAGAGAGAAUUGAUAGGAUACCUCCCUGUGGUGUAUUUUAUGCCUUCAUAUCACUGAGCAGAUGGGUGCUAGAGUCUAAAAAUAUCCAGAGGGCCAUUGGUUGCUCAUCUGUCUCCUGGGCCCAACCUUGAGUUUGGGUCAGCAUAAGUUCUCCUCACUCUUCUCCCUCUAAUGGAUGAGGAUAAAAAUCUUAACAGCUAAGACUUUGUCAAAUACUGACAAACUAUUGGGACCUACCAGGAACAUGUGAAAAGCCUCCUUAGAUAAUUUGCUAGGAAUAUGGAAAUUCUCACAGGUUCCUUUGGAAUUCUUUGGAUUUAUUUAUUUUAUUAAAUUUAUUCACAGCUCCCCACCAGUAGGCAAAUAAUUCACUGUGCCUGAGUUCAACACAGUGUAAAGUCUGGCAUUAAAUGUGGAUUUGUGUUUUUCUCAUUCCUUGUAACCAGAACUUAUUAAAUAGAAAAUCAUUUUCUUAUACUUGCUUUUUUCAUUGCUUCAUAGACAUUUCACUUACACAUUAUUUCAUAACUAUGCAAAACAAAUGAAGAGAUAAUGAGGAGAAAGAAGGGUGCGAUGAAAUGCAGUUGUUGGAAAAUAAUGUCAGACAAUAUAAGAAUAUUGCCUAAGUGUUCUUUCCUUGUUAUUAGUGAGGAAUCUGGUAAGGGAAACAUGCCAUGCUACUUUUGUGGGGAAAGGAUGUACGAGAGACUCAUUUAGCACAACUUUCGUGCCUCAAGGGAGCAAAGUGUCAAUGUAGCAAGAAUAUAGCAAGUGCAGCAUUUUCAUGCAUAACUUUGCAAAGGAUGUUUCACUUCCCCUUACAAUGCUGUAGCUGGACUUCUGUUGAUGUCUGUUUCUGUUGCUGUGGCAGUGAUUGCAACCAGACACUCAGAUGUGGAUCAGCUUCUUCUGUGCAGCUUUAUGUGACUAAAUUCAAGCACAUCUCUCUUCAUGCACCCCUCCCGCAUUGAAUGGAAUGAGAUUUUCUGAAUAGACCCAUCAUGUGAUGCAUUCCAAGCUUGGUACCAUCUGCUGUCACAAACUCAGCUUGAUUAAAAAAGACAGUCAUUCAAGGCCAUCACUUGCUGAAACCCCUUGGGACAACGGUGUUCCACUGGAAUCCCUGGUGCAAAAAACAAAACAAAACAUUGGAACAAAGACUGGUUGCCUGAAUGCUUCCUACAGAGUAUCUAUGGGAUGCUACAACAAAAACCAGCAAACUCAGUUGUGUGCUUAAACCAGAUGCAGGAAAUCUUUGGCCCUCCAGAUCUUGCUAAAUUACAAUUUCCAUUAUCCCUGGCCAUUAGCCAUGCUUGCUGGGUAGUUCUGCAACAUCUGGAUGACCAAAGGAUCCCUAUACCUGGCUUGAACUGAUGUUGUCUGGGACAGCUAAUGCAGAUGUUUGAUAAUGGCUUGGAAGCAUUAGUAGUCCAUAGGCUGGAGAAUCAACAGCCUACUUCAACAGGUUUUAUUGGGUAUAUUUAGGCAAUACAGCAUUGGUACAAUAUUUUACAAAUUACUUCAAUCCCAGUAAAGAAUCUAUUACUCUGCAUUACACGUCACUCUCCAAUCUCAGGUGUGUUUGUUUUUAAAUGUUUCCUCUCUGUCCUUCCCUAUGUGCAUAUAGCCCAUAUAGCCUUUUAGAAAACACCUAAUGAAUUUAUCUUCAUAUUUCAGGGAGGCAACUGA